Molecule: messenger RNA, 95826 nt
Organism: Protopterus annectens (West African lungfish)
Lineage: Eukaryota; Metazoa; Chordata; Ceratodontiformes; Protopteridae
Product: titin-like
Exons: 248
Coding region: 207-94784 (31525 amino acids)
Biological process (GO): protein phosphorylation
Molecular function (GO): ATP binding; protein kinase activity; protein binding
Source: RefSeq, a predicted model, not a curated record
CUAGCCUUGCCUCGGGUGUAGGGAUUGCAGAGGACAAGCAAAACUACACGGAGACACCCGCUGUGUAGUUUUGUUUCCUUAGGUUUGGAGGCUUAACCAUUCACACAUUGGAUUUUGUAAUUUUCUGGACAAUUUCUGACGUUUUAUAAAUUUGGGCUCUGCCCCCAUAUCUUAGGCACUCUUGAGGAUUCAGGGUGCCUACAGACAUGACUUCACAAGCUCCGACGUUUACACAGCCGUUACAAAGUGUUGUGGUACUGGAGGGUAGUGCCGCAACCUUUGAGGCUCACGUUAGUGGUUUCCCAGUUCCUGAGGUGAGCUGGUUUCGGGAUGGCCAGGUUCUUUCUGCUGCUGCACUGCCAGGUGUGCAGAUUUCUUUUAGCGAUGGCCGCGCUAGACUAGUAAUCCUUGCCACGACAGCCGUGCACAGUGGUAGAUAUUCCCUACGAGCCACCAAUGCAUCUGGUCAAGCCACUAGUACAGCAGAAUUGCUAGUAACAGCAGAGGCAGCGCCUCCAAAUUUUAUACAAAGACUACAAAGCCUUACUGCAAGACAAGGAAGCCAAGUCCGAAUGGAUGUUCGUGUGACUGGAAUCCCUACACCUGUGGUGAAGUUUUUCAGGGAGGGAGCUGAGAUUCAGAGCUCCUCCAACUUUCAAAUCCUACAAGAUGGUGACCUUUAUUCUUUGAUUAUAGCAGAAGCUUUUUCUGAAGACUCAGGAACCUACUCAGUGACUGCCACAAAUAGUGUGGGACGUGCAACUUCCACUGCUGAGCUCCAGGUUCGGGGUGAAGAAGUUCCUGCUAAAAAGACAAGAACUACUGCUCAGAUUUCCCAGACAAGACAGGCUCGACUUGAAAAGAGAAUGGAAGCCCAUUAUGAGGUUUCAGCCACGGCAGUGGGUGAAAUGGUUGUAGAUGGCAUUGAUGGACAGCAUCUGCCACACAAAACACCUCCACGGGUUCCACCAAAGCCAACAUCAAAGUCCCCAACUCCUCCAUCUGUUACAACUAAAGUACAGGUUACACGGCAGCAAUCGCCUUCUCCAGUGCGUCAUGUAAAAGCACCAUCACCUUCUCCUGUCAGAUCUGUGUCUCCGGCUGGAAGACUGUCUACAUCUCCAAUCAGACCAGUGAAAUCACCAGGAUUAGCCCGUAAAACUCCACCUAUUACUCAUCCUUCAGAAGUACCUCCACCGUGGAAGCAGGAAGAUUAUGUGUCUUCAGUUGAUGCACGGUUGAGGGAAUCUGCAGUGUCAGUUACUGUUUCUCAAGCAUACCAGGAAGAAAGACGAGAAAGAAGAUAUGGUCCUCCAGAGCAGCCUGCUGUUGCUCCUGCUAUUUCUAAAGAGGUACAGCAUGGCACGAAGAAAUCAACAGCUGUUGCUACUGUAGUAGCUGCUGUUGCUCAGGCAAGAGAUCGAGAACCAGUACCAUUCGCAGUGGAAUGUGCCCCUGCAAAGCCAGCAGUGACUAAGAUGCACAUUCAGCCAUUUCAGGAGCAGAUUGAAGUUGGGAAAAAAGCAGACGCCGUGGCAAAAGUAGUUGCUGCAGUGGAUCAUGCACGAGUAAGAGUACCAGUGCAAGCUGAAGGUGUACUUGCUAAAGAGAUGGUUUCUUCAGUUGACUUUAAGCAGAAAGCGGUAGCUGAGCGUACCCUUGAGGUUUCUUCUGAAAAGCGUGUUGCUACUACAGCUGUCAAAAUUGAGGCUGUGCAUUUACCUGCUGAAGUGCAUAUUCCUUCGGCUGAACCUGACUUACACAUCUCACAGAUCAAAAGACCAGCAGAACCUACUGUCCGGGUGGAACAAAAAAUUUCUCAUACACCAGUACCUCAUUUUACGGUUACAAAAGUCACUGUACCAAAAACAGAACCUACACAGGAGGUAUCAAUAGCAGGUUCUGCAAUAGCUUCUCUGCAUAAAGAGUUGUCUGCAUCUUCUGCCGUAAAGAUCACCAGGCCAGUGAAAUCUCCUUUGUUAAAGACAGUAGAAACAAGAACAGUGACAGAAAAGGAAGUACCUUCCCGUUAUCCUUUUAUAGAAACAACUGAUUUAUAUCAGACUCAAACUGAUAUGCAGAUGAAAAGAGAAGUAGAAAUAAGAGUUUCAGGUGUUGCAAAGCGAGAGGAGUUCUAUGAAAUAAGAGAAGAUAAGAAGUCUGAGGUCAAAGAAGAGCAUGUAACAGAAGAAAUUGCUAUCACGCCACCAGCUUUUGUGACUGGCCUCAAAAAUGUGACUGUUAUUGAAGGAGAAUCUGUCACUCUGGAAUGUCAUGUCGCAGGACAUCCUGCUCCAGCUGUAAUGUGGUUCAGAGAAGACUAUAGGAUUGAAAGUUCUAUUGACUUCCAAAUUACCUUUGAAGAAGGGAUUGCCCGUCUUUUGAUCCGUGAAGCUUUCGCAGAAGACAGUGGCCAUUUUACCUGUACUGUUACUAAUGAAGCUGGCACAGCAAGCACUUCAUGCUAUUUAGUUGUACAAGUUUCAGAAGACAUUGAACUUAGAGAAGAAGCCAUAACAGUUGCCGAGCAAGUCCACAGACAAGAAAAACGUGUUGAUGUGGGGAGAGAGGAAAUGGAAGUUGAAGUUAGACCACCAGUUGAGCCUGGAGAAGCUACUGCUCCUUUCUUCAUCAGGAAGCUCACUCAUCAAAAAUUAAUUGAAGGUGGAAGUGUUUCCUUUGAGUGUCAGAUUGGUGGGUAUCCUAAACCACACAUAUACUGGAAGAAGUCAGGAGUCCCUCUCACUACUGGCUACAGAUACCGAGUAAUCUACAAGAAAGAGACUGGGGAGUGCAAGCUUGAGAUCUCUAUGACAUUUGCUGAUGAUGCUGGUGAAUAUGCAAUUGUUGUGCGCAAUCAGCAUGGUGAGAUCUCUGCAUCUGCCAAGCUAAUGGAAGAAGAAGAGUACAACAUGUACAUUAAACAAGUCCAGCAAACAGCUGAACAGUAUAUGCAAGAACCCAGAAUUGCUGAUGUGGCACCAGAGGAUGCUUUAUCUGAAUAUGAGAGAGAGCAUGCUUUAAUAAGGAAGAAAAUGGGAAAAGAAACAACUGUUAUACUGAAAACUACACUACAGGAAUAUGAAUAUCAGAUUUCCUCAUUUGAAGAAAGGCUUAUCAAAGAAAUAGAAUACAGAAUAAUGAAAACUACAUACCUGGAACUUCUUCAUGAAGAUGGUGAAGAAAUGGUAGUUGAUGUUUCUGAAGAACUGGCUGUUGAAUCAGGAUUUGAAUUGAAGCUGAAGAGUUACAGAAUUCUGGAAGGCAUGGGUGUUACCUUCCAUUGCAAAGUGUCUGGGUAUCCACUGCCAAAGAUUGCAUGGUACAAAGAUGGUAAGCGCAUUAAAGCUGGUGACCACUACCAAAUGGAAUGCUUAACAGAUGGUAGGGCCAGUUUACGCUUAUCAGUUGUGCUGCCAGAAGAUGAAGGAAUCUAUACAGUCUUUGCCAGUAACAUGAAAGGAAACAGCAUUUGCUCUGGAAAACUGUAUGUGGAGCCUGUCACACCACCCAUUGGGCAAGCUUAUUAUCCAACACCUGAAGCUGUUAAGAGAAUUCGCUCUGUAUCUCCUCGGUCACCAAGCCGUUCUCCUGGUCGUUCUCCAGCUCGUUCUCCAGCACGGAGAUUGGAUGAAACAGAUGAAGCUCAGCUGGAGAGACUAUACAAACCUGUAUUUGUUCUGAAGCCAACAUCGUUUAGGUGUUCUGAGGGUCAAACUGCUAGGUUUGAUCUAAAAGUUGUUGGAAGACCAAUGCCAGAAACGUACUGGUUUCACAACGGUCAACAAGUUAUAAAUGAUUAUACUCAUAAAAUUGUUGUCAAAGAAGAUGGCACACAGUCACUGAUUAUUGUCCCUGCUUUGCCUACUGACUCUGGUGAAUGGACUGUAGUUGCACAAAACAGGGCAGGAAAAUCUUCUGUGUCAAUGACUCUCACAGUAGAUGCCAAGGAGCACCUAAUAAAACCAAUAUUUAUUGAAAAACUAAGAAAUGUCAGUGUCAAGGAAGGCUUUCCUCUACAGUUGGGAGUUAAAGCUUCUGGGAAUCCAGUUCCUGAUAUCGUAUGGUUGAAGAACAGUGAUAUUAUUGCACCUCAUAAGUAUCCUAGAAUUAAGAUUGAAGGCAACAAAGGAGAAGCUGAACUUAAAAUUGACUCUACAGUUGGCCCUGAUGCUGCAUGGUAUACUGCAACUGCCAUCAACAGAGCAGGGAGAGACACAACAAGAUGUAAAGUCAAUGUUGAAGUUGAAUUUGCUGAACCAGAACCAGAGAGGAAAUUAGUCAUUCCAAAAGGGACAUACAAAGCUAAAGAAAUUGCAGCCCCUGAACUUGAACCACUACAUUUACGUUAUGGUCAAGAACAGUGGGAAGAAGGUGACCUCUAUGACAAAGAAAAGCAACAGAAGCCCCACUUCAAAAAGAAACUCACCUCAGUGAGGCUGAAGAAAUUUGGGCCAGCACACUUUGAAUGCCGCCUUACUCCAAUUGGGGAUCCAACAAUGGUGGUAGAAUGGCUGCAUGAUGGCAAGCCACUUGAAGCUGCCAAUAGACUUCGGAUGGUUAAUGAAUUUGGAUACUGUAGUCUUGACUACGGAGUAUCCUAUCCUAGAGACAGUGGUGUCAUCACUUGCAGAGCCACAAACAAGUAUGGGUCUGACCAUACAUCAGCUACACUUAUUGUUAAGGAUGAAAAAAGUCUAGUUGAGGAGUCUCAACUACCAGAAGGCAGAAGAGGAAUGCAACGAAUUGAGGAGCUUGAACGACUAGCCCAUGAAGGUCCAGCUGGAGUUACAGAAGAAGCAAGAGAAAGACAAAAGCCUGAAAUUGUUUUGUUUCCUGAGCCAGCAAGAGUGCUGGAAGGAGAAACUGCACGUUUUCGGUGCCGUGUCACAGGCUACCCGCAACCAAAAGUUAAUUGGUACCUCAAUGGACAGCUCAUCCGUAAAAGCAAGAGAUUUAGAGUUCGUUAUGAUGGCAUUCAUUACCUGGAAAUUGUUGACAGUAAAUCAUAUGAUUCUGGUGAAGUAAAGAUAACAGCUGAAAAUCCUGAUGGUGUGGUUGAACAUGUAGUAAAGCUUGAGAUUAAAGAGAGAGAAGACUUUAGAUCUGUUCUGAGACGUGCUCCUGAGCCAAGGGUUGAGGUUCCUGCUCCAGAGCCUCUCAGACCUCCUCCUGAAGUAGAAAAGCCAGCAGAACCAGGAUUCAAAGAAUUUGUAAAGCUGAAGAAAGCUGACAGGAUAACUCAUGAAAAAGUUACAGAAGAGAGUGAAGAACUUCGUAGCAAAUUCAAACGCAGACAAGAAGAAGGUUAUUAUGAAGCUAUUACAGCAGUAGAGCUAAAAUCUCGUAAGAAGGAUGAGUCAUAUGAAGAAAUGCUGAAAAAGACAAAGGAUGAGCUUCUUCACUGGACCAAAGAAAUACCUGAGGAAGAAAAGAAACCACUUCCACCUGAAGGUAAGGUUACCAUUCCAACUUUUAAACCAGAUAAAAUUGAACUGACCCCAAGUAUGGAAGCACCAAAAAUACUUGAACGCAUUCAGAGCCAAACAGUUGCAGAGGGAGGUGAUGCUCAUUUCCACGUCAGAGUGGUGGGAAAACCAGAUCCUGAAUGUCAGUGGUUUAAAAAUGGUGUAAUGAUUGAAAAGUCUGAUCGCAUCUAUUGGUACUGGCCUGAAGAUAAUGUCUGCGAACUGGUUAUAAGAGAUGUAACAGCUGAUGACUCUGCCAGCAUUAUGGUGAAAGCAGUCAAUGUAGCUGGAGAAACUUCAAGUCAUGCUUUCCUGCUUAUACAGUCCAAGAAAGUGAUUACCUUCACACAAGAAUUGCAAGAUGUGACUUGUAAAGAAAAGGAUAGCAUGGCGACCUUUGAAUGUGAAACCUCAGAACCAUUUGUCAAAGUUAAGUGGUUUAAGAAUAACAUGGAGAUUUACUCUGGUGACAAAUACAGGAUGCAUUCAGACAGAAAAGUUCACUUCCUCUCUGUUCUGACAAUUGACAUGCCAGAUGAUGACGAAUAUAGCUGUGUUCUUGUUGACGAUGAAUCUGUAUCAACAACAGCCAGGUUGAUUGUAGAAGAAGCACCACUUGAAAUUGUCAAGCAUCUUGAAGAUACAGAAGUGCCAGAAGGUUUAUCUGGUGAACUAGAAUGUGUCAUUUCACGUGAAGAUGUUGAAGGAAGGUGGUACUUUGGCAAUACUGAAAUUACACCUAGCAGCAAAUAUGUAAUACUUUCUCGCCGUGGACGUCAGAAUCUGUUUGUUAAAGAUGUUGUCAAAGAAGACCAAGGAGAAUACAGCUUUGUUGUGGAAGACAAAAGGACAAGUUGUAAACUAAAGAUGCAGCCCCGACCUGUCACCAUUAUUCAAGGACUCGGUGAUCAGAAAGUAUGUGAGGGUGAUAUUGUCCAGUUUGAGGUGAAAUUAUCACUGGAAAAUGUGGAAGGCAUCUGGGUGAAAGAUGGUAGAGAACUCCAUCCCAGUGAUCGUGUUCAUAUUGUUAUUGACAAACAAUCUCACAUGUUACUUAUUGAGGAUGCAACAAGGCAAGAUGUUGGCAGCUAUUCAUUUUCAGUCACUGGACUAGACCUUUCAACAUCUGGACGUCUAGCUGUUUAUUCUGUUGAUGUACUAACCCCUUUAAGAGAUGUCAGUACUCUUGAGGGGACAAAGGCUGUCCUUGAAUGCAAAGUUUCAGUUGCAGAUGUAUCUUCUGUUAAAUGGUACAAGAAUGACCAACAGAUAGAGCCUAGUGACCGAGUGUAUCCUGUUGCCAAAGGUUCUAAACAACGCCUUGUACUUACUAGAACAUAUGCAUCAGAUGAAGGACACUACAAACUGGUUAUUGGCAAAAUUGAUACCAGUUGUGAUCUCUCUGUGGAAAGAAUAUACAUUGUAUCAGGCCUUGAGGACCAGACUUGUAUUGAAACUCAGAAUGUCACUUUUGAAGUUGAAUUGUCUCAUUCAGAGAUUGAUGUGGCUUGGAUGUUUAAGAACCAACAGAUUCAGCCCAGUCCAAAGUAUAAAAUGGAAGUCGAAGGCAACAUUUACAGAUUGAUUAUUAUUAAUGUAAUGAAAGAUGAAGAAGGAGAAUACACUGUCAUAGCAGGAGAAAAUACAUCUAAUGCAACACUUACCGUAUCAGGUGGUGCCAUAAGCAAACCUCUGGAGGAUCAGACAGUGGCUGAAUCCCAGACAACAGUGUUUGAAUGUGAAGUGGCUAAUCCUGAUUCUGAAGGUACAUGGUUGAAGGAAGGAAAACCACUACACAUUACCGAUGUCUUCAGAACUGAGUCUGAUGGUGUGAAAAGGCGAUUAAUUAUCGAGACCACCAGAACAGCUGAUGCUGGUGAAUACACCUUCCAAGUUGCAACUUCAAAAACAUCGGCUAAGCUGAAAGUUGAAGCUGUGAAGAUAAAGAAGACUUUAAAGAAUCUCACUGUAACUGAGACUCAGGAUGCAGUUUUCUCAUUGGAACUGACUCAUGCUGAUGUGAAAGGGGUUCAGUGGAUUAAAAAUGGCAUUGAAAUUGAGCCUAGUGAGAAGUAUGACAUUGAAGUAGAUGGUUUUGUGCACACCCUAAGGAUUAAAGACUGUAAUGUCCCAGAUGAGUCUGUCUACAGCUUUAAGCUUGGCAAAUUAGGAGCUAAUGCCAGGUUACAUGUUGAAACAAUUAAGAUAAUAAAGAAGCCCAAAGACAUAACAGCUCUGGAAGAUGCAAAUGUUUCCUUUGAAGUUAGUGUGUCUCAUGAUCGGGUACCUGUAAAAUGGUUUUUCAAUGAUCAGGAAAUUCAGUCUUCUGACAAGUAUAAAGUUAUCUCAGAAAGAAAAGUCCACAAGCUGGUGUUGCAGAAUGUUUCACACACCGAUGCUGGCGAAUACACUUUUGUUGUUGGACAAAUAGAGUGCAGAGCAAAACUGUUUGUGGAAUCUAUUUAUAUUACCAAGAAAAUGAAGAACAUUGAAGUUCCUGAAACAAAAACUGCAACUUUUGAAUGUGAAGUCUCUCACUUCAAUGUACCAGCUGUAUGGCUGAAAAAUGGUGUGGAAAUAGAAAUGAGUCAGAAGUUUAAGAUUGUCGUUCAAGGCAAACUACACCAGUUGGUCAUCAUGAACACUAGCAAGGAGGAUUCAGCAGAGUACACAUUUGUUUGUGGAAAUGAUCGAGUCAGUGCAACACUGACAGUGAAUACUGUCCAGAUUACAACUAUGCUACAUGAUCUGAAAGCUGAAGAAAAGGAUACUAUUACAUUUGAAGUAACCGUCAACUACGAAGGUAUUACUUACAAGUGGUUAAAGAAUGGUGUGGAAAUCAAAUCAACAGAAAGAUGCCACAUAAGAUCAAAACAGCUUACACAUACACUCACAAUUCGGAAUGUCCACUUUGGUGAUGCUGCAGAAUAUAGUUUUGUUGCUGGAUCAGCUGCAUCUACAGCCACUCUAUAUGUGGAAGCACGUCAUAUAGAAUUUAGAAAGCAUAUUAAGGACAUCAAAGUUGUAGAAAAGAAAAGGGCAACCUUUGAGUGUGAAGUCUCAGAGCCCGAAAUUGCAGUGCAAUGGAUGAAAGAUGGACAAGAGCUGGUUAUGACUGACAGAGUUAAAGUUCAGAGAGAACGCUAUGUUCAUCGCCUUAUUAUUUCCGCUGUCCGAAUAUCUGAUGCUGGUCAGUACUCUGUAGUAGCAGGUGGAAACAUCUCAUCAGCUUAUCUACGUGUUGAAGGUCGUGACAUUCGUAUUACCACUGCCCAUAAAGAAGUGCAGGUACUUGAAAGACAACGGGCUACAGUGGAAUUUGAAGUAAAUGAAGAUGAUGUUGAAGCCAGAUGGCUUAAGGAUGGAAUAGAGAUCAACUUCCAGAUUGAGGAACGGUACCAGUAUGUAGUGGAAAGAAGAGUGCAUCGUCUCUGUAUUACUGAAACCCGCUUUAGUGAUGCUGGGCAAUAUACCAUCCUGGCUGGAAAAAACAGAAGUGAAGUGACACUCUAUAUUAAUGCACCUGAGCCACCUCAGAUUCUAAAUGAACUUGAACCAUGCAUUGUUGAGUCUGGAAAACCUGCCCGAUUCUGUGCUGUAGUAACGGGUAGACCUCAGCCUCAGGUAUCCUGGUACAAAGAUGAACAGCUUCUUUCUGCUGGGUUUAAAUGCAAAUUUCUCCAUGAUGGAACAGAGUACACAUUAUUACUCAUUGAAGCAUUCCCCGAGGAUGCAGCUGUUUACACAUGUGAGGCAAAAAAUGAUUAUGGCAUUGCAACCAGUUCUGCAUCACUUAUAGUUGAAGUUCCUGAAGUUGUUUCUCCUGAACCAGAAGUUACAGUUUACCCACCUUCUAUAAUAGCACCUAUAGAAGAUACUACCACUGUGGAAGGGCAUGCGGCUUAUUUCCAAUGCAGAGUUGCUGGAUCAGAUCUUCAAGUGAAGUGGUAUAGCAAGGACAAAGAAAUCAAGCCAUCUCGGUUCUUUAAAAUGACUCAGUUUGAAGACACUUACCAGCUAGAAAUUGCAGAAUCUUACCCAGAAGAUGAAGGGGAGUAUACAUUUGUUGCAAGCAAUUCAGUAGGCCAAGUGUCAUGUUCGGCUCAUCUAAAACUGGAAGGAUAUAAAAAAGCUGAAGAAGUAACAUCAUUGACACAAUGGCAUGUUUCUACAUCAGUUUCCCAUUCGAAAGAGCCUCUUGGACAGAGGCCUGCAUUUAUUCUGCCUAUUUCAAGCUGCUCUGUGCGGAGUGGGGGAACAGCCAGAUUUCAUGCAAGAGUUUCUGGUCUGCCAAAACCAGAAAUACAGUGGUUUCACAAUCAGCAGUUAAUACUACCCUCUAAAGACAUAGUGUUUCAUUUUGAAGACUCAACAAAUACAGCUACACUUAUUAUAGUUGAUACUUACUCAGAACAUGCGGGGCAGUACUCUUGUAAGGCCAGAAAUAGUGCCGGAGAAGCAACUUGUACAGCUACACUUUCAGUGACUUCAGAAGUGAAAGAAAGUAAAGUCUAUAAGCAGGAAGUCAAAGCAGGAAAAGAGUCAUAUGAUGUCCAAGUCUUUGAAAGUGUAUCUGAAAGGUCAUCUGUGCAGAUUACAUCUGUAGAAAUGAUGGAAGCUCACCAAGUCACUGUUUCUCAGACUUCUGACAAGAGCUUGCAGAGAUCCCAGGAGAUGAAAGUUGGUCGUCCAAAGAUUCUUCUAGAGCUUCGUAAUUUAACAGUGAGAUGUGGAGAAGUGGCUCAGUUCAUUUGUUCCUUCGAUGGGCAGCCAUUUUCACAGGUUACAUGGGACCAUGAUGGUUUAAGGCUGGAAGAGUCUGAUCGCAUCAAGCUUUCACAAAAUGGAAAUGUUCUGUCACUCACUGUCCUGAAUGUGGAGCUUGGAGAUCAGGGGCAGUAUACCUGCACUGUAAAAAAUGCAGUGGGGGAGGAGAAGACAUCAGCGUUACUAACAGUAGAAGCUAAAGAAGCAAAAGCCAAAGUCGUUGCACAAAUUCCAUCUGAUACAGACAGUAAAAGCAUUAAAACAGAAAAAGAGUACCAUAUUAGGUCAUCCCACAAAGUCAUACAGGAAUCUUCAGAGAAAACAAGCAUCUCAACAAGUGUCUCAACGGUUUCAUCACAAAGACCAAGCGGAACUGAACGACAGAGAAGCAGAGACUACUACCCUGAUGUUGUACCGUGUGAAGAAGUUUCAGAUUCUGGUGCCACAGUACCAGAGUUUCUAGAAAAACUAGCCCCAGAAACUAUUAUUAGUGAAGGAGAUGAUGUGUCACUCUUUUGCGUUAUAAAGGGUGUACCUGCUCCUUGCGUCAUUUGGCUGUACAACCAGCUGAUAGUUGAAGAGUCGGCAUCAUGUGCCAUAAAACACGAUGGAUCUUUGUGCAUUUUAAAGUUAAUGAAAGUUGGGCCAAGCCAGAGUGGUACUUACACAUGCAAAAUAGUUAACUCUGCAGGAGAAGCGGCGUGCAGUACUCAGCUCAGAGUGACAGCGUUGGAGACGGUUAUUCAUGAAAAGAUUGAAAAACAAAUUGAGAAGGAAGUAAAAGAAUUCUCUAGCUCAGUUGUCUUGUCUACUGAAGAAGAAAGAACAGAAAUCUACAGAACUGGUCUUCAGUUGACUGAUAGAGAGAAAGCAUUUGAACUAAUGCCUGAGGCCGCCGUUUAUCCCAGAGAGUUAGAAGUUAAAAAGGAAGAGGGAAAAGUGCCAGUUUUUAUUAAACAAGUUUCUAAUAUUGAGGUAACUGUAGGGGAUGUAGGCAGGUUUACUGUUAUAGUCAGUGGUGUCCCCAAACCAAGGAUUCAGUGGCUGUGCAAUGGAGUCAAGGUUGCUCGUUCUCCAGAUCACAAGUAUGUUUACGAUGGGGAUGAACAUAGUCUAAUUAUUCCAUAUACAAAAUUAAAAGAUGAGGGCGAGUAUACAUGCUCUGCUACUAAUAUUUAUGGGGAGACAUCAUGUAGUGCAUAUUUAAAGGUAAAACCAAAACCAUCCAUAGUAAAAAUAGAAAAGAAGGUAAGCCGCCGCCCUCCUUCCUUCAUUAAAAAACUUGAGCCUAUCCAGUGCACUGAGGGCCAGACUGCAAAAUUUGAAUAUAAAGUAACAGGAGAGCCACUCCCUCAGGUUCAAUGGCUUAAGGGAACUAAUCAGAUUCAGUCAAGUUUAUACUGCACUAUAACUACCAAUCCUGAUGGAUCUGGUUCACUUACUAUUAAAAGAGCCAAUCAGGGAGAUAGUGGUUUAUAUACCUGCAGGGCAGUGAACUUCUGUGGGGAAGCUAUUUCCAGUGCAGAAUUACAUGUUCAGAAAGAGACUGUGGCUGUAACACAACGCAGAGUAGCACACAAGGAAGCCGUAAGAGAACAAGCCGCUGAGACAGUCACAACCUUUGAAGCAGAAUCUGUAGUUACAGCAAUGCGGCAGCUUCAUGCUGCUACCUUUAUCACAAGUACAGUCCAGGAACGUCCGGGCUUUACUGAACAACAUUAUGAAAGAAUUCAGAGUCCAACUAUAACUGAACUGCCAGUUUCUGAAAUGCCAUCAGUUCCUGAUCUCUGUUUGCCUUCUGUUGAGGAAGUUAGUCAAGAAGCUAAAGAAAAGAAGUUUAGGAUAGAACAUCCAAAAACAAUUGAACCUGAGUUAGCUAAAGAAGACAAAUACAAAUUUAUACCUGUUGUAUCAGAAGAGAAACGUACUAUAUUUGGUGAAACAGCAGUAGUAAUUGCUGAUGUUAAAACUGAAAAAGUGGUUUCAGAGCCUGAGCCUGCUCAUGUAUUGUAUAGUUACAGUAUAGAAAGCACCAAAGAACUCCCUAAGGAAAGGACUCUGGAGAUUGCGACUCCGAAGCCAGAAAAAGGUGACAUGCUGAAAGAAGGUAUUAAAAUGGUUCGUACAGCAGUCUCAGCUGAGCACUACAAGAUUUUUGAGGCACAUACAGAAGAUCUCUGUACUCCUGAUGCACCAGCGACAGCUAAGCCAUUAAAAGAAUUACACAGACCAUUGCACAGACCAGUAAGUGACAGCCAGGAAGUGUUGCCUAAAGAAAAAGUUUUUGAGCUUAAGCCUGAAAAACAGCAAGCUUUAUUCAUGAAGGAUGUUCUUGAAAAACAUACGCAAAUUGCAGAACAAAAACAGCAGUUUAAAGAUGAAUUUACAGUACCUAUUCCAGGACUAGAGAAUGUGGAAUCUGCUAGCCAUACAGUGGAAAAGAAGGAACCCUUCCAUUUAUAUUUAAUAAAAGAGGAACAGAUACUGCCUAAAGAGGACCCCCUUAUCUUUAAAAUACCUCCCACUGAACAGUCGGGCACAAAAAGGAUUCCAUCUUUAAAACUCCCUUUAGUUUUAGAGGAACAAACAUCUUUGUUACAUGAGCGGAUUGGCCAGGUUCCUGCCAUUGAUGAUGCAGUUAGUAUUGCUGCUGUUAAGGAGGUUCCACCUACUUUAAAUCUCCAGACAACACAAGAAGAACAUCUACUUUAUAAGGAAGGUGUAAUAUCUUUUGAAAAGCCUGCUAUUCAGGAGGCUGUUCAGAAAUUAGAGAAAUCCUAUAGUUAUGCAACAGUUUCAGAAGAGAAGAGAACAUUGCUGGCAGAUCAGUUUACAGUGCUUGGAGUUAAAGAUACUGUGCAUUCUGAAACCAGAUUUGAACCUCAACCAAAGAAAUAUCUUCAGGUUAUUAGUGAAGAACUACAAUUACCCAAAGAACAAAUUUUGCCUGCUGCUGAAAAGGAGCAACGGGCAACAAUUCAGAAAGAAGAGUAUCAAGCAGUCAUGCAGAUAAGCUCUGUAGCAGAGAGUAGGACAUUGGAUGAAGGUCACACUGUUGACAUAAAGGAUGUAGAAAUACUGAAAUGUGAAAGUAUGCUCGAACCUAGAAUUUCUAUAGAACCACCGUUAAGUGAAGACAAAGAUAUUUCUCUGGAAAGUGCAACAUAUUUAGAAGCAGCAGAGCAAGACUUUGCAUCUCUAAUACAGGAAGGGCAGUCAGUAAGGCUUCCAUUAUUCUUAGAAGAUAAGCAAGUUAUUAUGGAGGAACACUCUAAAGAAAUAAAAAGACCAGAAUCUCAGAUGUUAAAGGCUGGAAAACAGCCAAGAGGAACUGUGCAAGUACAUGAAUUACAGGAAAGUGAACAACUUUUUAAAGAGGAAAGUUUCAUUCCUGAAAAGCCCAAGACCUUUAGUUUGGAUGUAAAAACACAACUCAAAACUGCUCUAAAAUCCGCAAUAAUGAGUGAACAUCCAGUGCUUACAGCUGAAUGGUUAAGUGCUGUUCACACCAUAGGUGUAAAGGAAGUGAAAAUUACAGAAGAACCACAGUACACAUUAUGUACAUACGUUGUCGCCUCUGGAGCAGCUCCUCCAAAAGAAAUAACUGUGUCUCUUGAAGGACAGUACACUCAGAAAGCUGAGCUAAAGAGUGAAUUUCAGGCUGCUUUGCAUUCCAUUACUCUCCAAGAAAGGCAUGUACUCAUUUCUGAGGAACCUAGGUCCAUCUCUGCUGCUAAGCCACAGGAGGUGAGAAUUAGCAGUACACUACCAACUGAAUAUACUUCAGCCAUUGUAUUAGAUAAGGCAGUUAUGCAAGAGUCAGUACAUAUUGUUUCUGGUGCCCCUGGGACUCAGCAGGUUACAGUAACUACUGAGGCAAAAGGUCGUUUUGAAGAUUUUGUGCCUUCAGAAUUAGUUAGAAGCUCUGCACCAAAGGUAGAUAUCAAAGAUGUUGGUGCAGCAGUUGCCAGUAUUCAAAUACCUGCAGUACCUAUUCCAUCUGAAAAAAGAGUACAAAUUCUGGAAGUUAUAGAAAGGGAAGAAAAGAUAUUUGAAGAAACUGUGGAAAUGGUAAUAAAAGGUUGUCCCAUUAUCACGGAAGGUCUUACAGAUACUUCUGCUGAGGAAAACAGCCAAGUAAGCUUUAAUACAGUUAUAACAAAUGCUAGGAAAGUAAACUGGUAUUUUAAGGGUGAACUGGUGGUCUCAGGCAAAGAGUUCAGAUGUCUUCAAAAACGUGACACUUACACGUUAGUAAUCAACAAAGUAUGCCAGGAAGUGCAUCAAGGAGAAUAUGUCUGUGAGGCACUGAAUGAAGCUGGAAAGGCAACUACAUCUGCACAACUCACAGUUGUGAAAAGAGUUGCUCCAGUUUUUAAGCGGAAAAUGGAAUCAUUGGAAGUAACCAUUGGUAAUUCAGCAACAUUUCUGUGUGAGAUUGAAGUUCUACAGAAUGUGACAUUCCGGUGGUUCAAAGCAGGACUAGAACUCCAUGAUAGUGAUAAGUACAAGAUAACCAAGAAGAGUUACCUGUCAACUCUAGAAAUUCUGAAGCCACAGGUUGUCGACUGUGGGGAAUAUACAUGCAAAGCUUCCAACCAGUAUGGCGUUGUGAGUUGUUCAGCAGCCCUGACAGUUACUGAAGCUCUUCCAGCAUCCUUUGUAACCAGGCUUGAGUCAGUUACUUCUUUUGUUGGCAAGACUGCAAAAUUUCAGUGUGUGGUGUCAGGGUCACCAGUAAUAGAUGUGUCCUGGCAGAAGGAUGGUAUUGAUAUUUCAGCCGUAGAUACCUACCGAUUUUCAACUAUCAACAAUAGAUAUACUCUUGAAAUUCCAAAUCUUAAAACAGUCGACAGUGGCAUUUAUUCUUGCAUGGCAUUCAACAAGUUUGGAACUGACAUUUGCAAUGCCGAGCUGACAGUUAUUGACAAGCCUCACUUUGUGAAGAGUCUUGAGCCCAUACAAACUGCAGUAAACAAUAAGAUACAUCUUGAAUGCCAAGUAGAUGAAGAUGUCGGCUUAAAAAUAGAAUGGAGCAAAGAUGGGAAAAAAUUAAUUCCCAGCAGAGAUUAUAAAGUUUAUUCUGAAGAAAAAACAGCAGUUCUUGAAAUCUUCAGUGCUAAACUCAAAGAUUCGGGAAAUUAUGUCUGCACAGCUUCAAAUGAUGCUGGAAGUAACUCUUGUUCAGCAACAGUGACGAUCAGAGAGCCACCAUCUUUUGAGAAGAAGUUGGAAGCAACAUAUAUACUAAAACAGGGUGAUUCAGCACACUUACAAUGCAAAAUCAAAGGGUCACCAGAAAUCCAUGUCACUUGGCUUAAGAAUCACAAGGAAGUUAUUGCCACUGAAAGAUGCAAAAUGUCAUUUAUAAACUCUGUGGCUACUCUUGAUAUUCUUGGCAUGGAUGUUGAAGACAGUGGAUUGUAUACAUGUGAAGCCCUAAAUGAAGUUGGUUGUGACAGCUGCAAUUCUACAGUGACUAUCAAAGAACCCCCAUCUUUCAGCAGAGAACUUACUGAUGUUGAAAUAGUAAGAGGAGAAAAAGCUGCACUCAGCUGUGAAGUAUCUGGUACUGCUCCAUUUGAAAUUGGCUGGUAUAAGGACAAGAAGUUGAUUCGAAGUAGCAAAAAAUACAGACUGAUUCAACAAAAAUCUCUUGUUUCCCUGGAGGUUUCUUCCUUUAAUAGUGCAGAUGUUGGGGAGUAUGAGUGCGUUGUAACUAAUCAAGUUGGAAAAUGCUUAAGCAGUUCGUCAUUAAAAUUAAAAGAGUCCCCAUCUUUUGUCAAGAAGAUUGAGAACAUGACCACACUUGUUGGAAAUAGUGUGAUAUUUCAAGCCACUGUAAAGGGCUCACAACCUAUUGCUGUAACAUGGAUGAAAGGGAGAGAAACUUUGAAAGAAACAGACAAAAUAAAAAUUUGCUUUGAAAAUGGUACUGCUUCUUUGCAAAUCUUGGAUGUACAGACUAGUCAUGGUGGAAAGUAUUCAUGCCAGAUUGAAAAUGAUGCAGGUUCUCAAGUAUGCUUUGGAGAAUUGAGGGUUAAAGAACCCGCCAAAAUAAUUGAGAAAACUGAGUCUAUUCGAGUGACUGCAGGAGACCCAGCUACUUUGGAAUGUUCUGUAUCAGGCACACCUGAGCUUAGAGUUAAAUGCUUUAAACAAGGCAAAGAGAUACUGUCCAAUAAAAAGCAUAUAUUGAGUUUUAAGAAUAAUGUGGCAAGCCUUAAGUUCUAUUCUGCAGAGAUUGAAGAUAGUGGUGAUUAUACAUUUGAGGUAAAAAACGAUGUUGGCACUGACAGCUGCAAGACUUCCUUAACUGUACUAGAUCGCAUAAUUGCCCCUUCUUUUUCCAAACCUUUACGAAAUAUGGACAUCACCAUUGGUGCAUCUUGUUGCAUGGAAUGCAAAGUAUCUGGGUCUGUUCCAAUGAGCAUUUCUUGGUAUAAGGAUGAAAAGGAAAUAGUUGAUGGUGCUAAAUACAAGAUAUCAUUUCAUGAAAACACGGCAUCUUUGGACAUUAGUCAUUUAGAAAUGGCUGAUGCUGGUAUUUACACCUGCAAAGCAGCAAAUUCUGCAGGAAGCAAAGAGAGCAGUUCUACACUAUGUGUCAAAGAACCACCAUGUUUUGUCCUAAAACCUGAAUCCCAGGAGGUUGUACCUGGAUCUACUGUGAAUAUCAGAAGCACAUUCACUGGAUCCCCACCACUCUUAAUUAAGUGGUUUAAAGGAGAUAAGGAGUUGGCAACAAGUGGAACAUGUUUUAUUACAAGAGACAGUACAUCAAGUUCUCUAGAGCUUUAUGCAGUGAAAACUUCUGAUUCAGGGGAUUAUACUUGUCAUGUCAGCAACGAUGCUGGAGAAAUUUCAUGUACUACAAAAUUAUUUGUUAAAGAGCCGCCAAAGUUCAUCGAAAGACCCGAGCAUUCAGCACUAAUUAAGAAAGGCGAUCCCUUGCAUUUGGAAUGCAGAGUAGUUGGCACUCCUAAAAUCAAAGUCACAUGGUUCAAGAAUGAUGUUGAGAUUGCUGACAGUGAAAAAUAUAAGAUAUCUUUUAUUGAUUCUGUAGCAGUGAUUUCAAUUUCUUCCCUUGAUAUUGAAGACAGUGGAGUGUACAUUUGUGAAGCACAAAAUGAUGCCGGUACUGAUAGUUGCAGCAGCACUGUUGCAGUCAAAGAGCCCCCAACAUUUACUAAAGAAUUUAAGCCUCUGGAGGUACUGAAAGGUUCUGAAUUUAUUUUGGAUAACAUUCUUUCUGGUACACCUCCAUUUGAAGUUACAUGGUACAAAGACGGCAAGUUCAUUAGAGCUGGUAAAAAGUAUAAAAUCGUGAGCCAAAAUUCUAUAGUAAGUCUUCAUGUUUUGAAGCUUGAGUCUUCAGAUGCUGGUGUUUAUGAGUGUCGUGUAACUAAUGAUGUAGGAAGUUGUUCUAGCAGCUGUCAAGUGGCUUUAAGAGAACCACCAUCUUUCAAAAAGAAGAUUGAGAAUAUUAGCUCAAUAGUAGGAGAUACAGUGAAGUGCCAGUGUACUCUUAAAGGCUCUUUGCCUAUUACUGUCACUUGGCUAAAGGGAACUGAGAACGUGAUAGAAAGUGAUAACGUUAAAAUGACAUUUGAGGAUAAUGUUGCAACUCUUCAUAUCACUGGUGUCGAAAAAGUUCAUGCUGGGAAGUAUACCUGUCAAGCAUCUAAUGAUGCUGGAUCUCAAAGCUGCUCUGCCUCCUUGGUUGUAAAAGAACCUGCAACAAUAACAGAAAAAGCACCAUCAGUAAAUGUAACUGAAGGAGACCCUGUAACCUUGGAGUGUAGGUUUAAAGGAACACCUGAUAUUAAAACCAAGUGGUUCAAAGAUGGGAAGGAGUUGAUAUCUGGUGCUAAAUAUAGACUCAGUUCUACUGAUACAGUUGCCAUUCUAAAGAUACUUUCUUCUGAAAAGGGUCACACUGGUGAAUAUACUUUUGAAGUUCAAAAUGAUGUUGGAAAGAGCAGUUGCACAGCUGUUGUGCAAGUUUUAGAUCUUAUAAUACCUCCUUCUUUCACAAAGAAAUUAAAGAACUUGAACAGCAUUAAAGGAUCCUUCACUCGUAUAGAGUGUACAGUUUCAGGAUCUCUUCCUAUGGAUGUGCAGUGGUACAAAGAUGAUCAUGAAAUAAUGGCCAGUGAAAAAUACAAGUUUUCGUUUCAUCAUAAUACUGCACUCUUGGAAAUCAGUCAGCUUGAAACUUCAGACAGUGGAACAUAUUGCUGCAGUGUAACUAACAAAGCUGGUCACGAUCAGUGCAGUGGAACCUUAACUGUCAAAGAGCCUCCAUACUUUGUAGAGAAACCUUUGCCGCAAGACGUUAUACCUGGGUCCAGAGUACAGUUUAAAGUCUUUAUGAAUGGAACUGCUCCCAUCUCAGUUAAGUGGUUUAAAGGCAGCAAGGAACUUGUAUCUGGAGCCUCUUGUUCUGUCUGGAAGGAUGACACAUCCAGUCUGCUAGAGAUCUUUUCAGUGGACACUGCUGAUUCAGGAACUUACACAUGUCAGAUUAGCAAUGAUGUUGGCACAGAAAGCUGUAAAACAUCUCUUUUUGUAAAAGAACCCGCUAAGUUUGUUAAGAAGCCAGAACCUUUAGUAUUAUUGAAAACAGGGGACUCCACCCAGUAUGACUGCAGAGUUGCAGGUACUCCAGAACUUAAAGUUUCAUGGUAUAUGGAUGGUAAUGAAAUAAGUGCCAGUGAUAAGCACCGAAUAUCAUUUAAAGAUGAUCUGGUUACUCUUGAGAUCCUUGGUGCUACUACUGAAGACAGCGGACUGUAUGUUUGUGAAGUCCACAAUGAUGCUGGUAGUGACAGCUGUAGUACUGAACUUAAAGUAAAAGAACCACCUGUAUUUAAAAGGAAGCUGGACUCUAUUGAUGUGGUUAAAGCAAAUGAUGCUCUCAUAGACUGUGAAGUUACUGGUACUGCUCCAUUUCAUGUUACUUGGUAUAAGGAUAAGAAGGAGAUCCAAACAAGUAAAAAAUAUAAAAUGACUGUUCAAGACUUCAUAAUUAGUCUCCAGAUACUUAAAUGUGACACCUCAGAUGCUGGUGAAUACCAGUGUAAGGUAGAAAAUGACGUGGGAAGUUGCACUUGCAAUGCAACAGUCAGCUUAAAAGAACCCCCAUCAUUUAUACAGAAGAUUGAGACUGUUACUGCAGUUCUGGGAAGUGCGGCUGUUUUUCAGUGCAGUGUGACAGGAUCAAGCCCUUUGUCAGUAACAUGGUUGAAAGAUGAUUCAAAAGUAUCUGAAGAUGAAAAUGUAAAAAUAACUUUUGAGAACAAUAUUGCAACUCUGAAAAUUGCAGCAGUUGAAACUAUUCACAGUGGGCUGUAUACUUGCCAGGCAGUGAAUGAAGCAGGAACUGAAAAAUGUUUUGCAAAACUAAAAGUUCAAGAACCAGCUGAAAUCAUAGAAAAAUCUAAAUCACUGAAGGUGACAGAAAAGGACCCAGUGACAUUGGAAUGUACUGUGGGAGGCUCACCAGAGCUUCAAGUAAAAUGGUUUAAGGAUGGCAGAGAGCUUGUACCCAGCAGAAGAUGCAAAAUAAGUUUCAGUAAAAAUAUUGCCAGCUUAAAAAUUCAGUCAGUAGAAAAGGAUGAUAGUGGAGAAUAUACCUUUGAGGUCCACAAUGAUUUUGGAAGUGCCCGCUGUACGUCUGUUUUGACAGUGCUAGAUCAAGUGAUUCCUCCGUCAUUUACUAAAAAACUUACAGCAGUUGAUGAAGUUUUAGGAUCUGUUGCUCAUUUGGAGUGCAAAGUGUCUGGUUCUCUUCCCAUUACUGUUACAUGGUUUAAGGAUGGUAAAGAAGUCCUGAAUAGUGCAAAACACAAACUGCUUUACCUGGAUAAUACAGUUUCCAUGGACGUGAAUCAACUUGAAGUGCCUGAUGGCGGAUCUUAUACUUGUAGAGCCUCAAAUGUAGCAGGAACUGAUGAAUGCAGUGCCAUCUUAACAGUCAGAGAGCCUCCAAGUUUCGUUUUAAAACCAGAAUCACAGAAGGUUCUACCUCGUUCCACUGUCCAGUUUAAGAGUGUACUGAAAGGAACACCUCCAUUUACAAUAAAGUGGCUUAAGGAUAACAAAGAACUUGUGACUGGUGAUAAGUGCUUAAUUGGAAUGGAAGAAUCAACGUGCUUUAUAGAUCUAUAUUCAGUGGAUGUUUCAGAAACAGGAGAAUAUACCUGCCAAGUUUCCAAUAGUGUUGGCACUAUCAGCUGUACUGCACUGUUGGUUGUAAAAGAACCACCGAAAUUUGUGAAGAAGCUAGAGCCUUCCAUGAUAAUAAAACAGAAUGAUACAGCACACUUUGAAUGCAAAAUAUCUGGAUCACCUGAGAUCAAAAUUGUUUGGAUAAAAAAUGAAAAUGAAAUCCAUGAAAGUGACAGAUGUAGAAUGUCAUUUAUUAAUUCUGUAGCAACUCUAGAAAUUAGUGGCAUCAGUAGAGAAGACAGUGGAGAUUAUACGUGUGAAGCACACAAUGAAGCUGGAAGUGAGAGUUGCAGUACCACUGUUACAGUCAAAGAGCCACCUGUUUUCAGCAAGGUACCUGAACCAGUGCAAGCAAUAAAAGGUGUUGAUGUUAGCCUAGAAUGUGAACUUUCUGGUACACCCCCCUUUGAGGUUACCUGGUAUAAAGAUAAACGACAAAUUAGGAGUAGCAAAAAGUACAAGGUUGCAAGUGAAAAUUUCCUUGUAAGUCUGCGCAUUCUUAACGUGGAAGCUUCUGAUAUUGGGGAAUAUCAGUGUAAAGCUGCAAAUGAUGUCGGAGGUGACAGCUGCAUUUGCAGCAUAAAACUCAAAGAACCACCAAGGUUUGUAAAAAAGCUAAAAGGAAUUACUGCCAUUGCUGGAGAGCCAGUUGAAUUACAAACAACUAUAGAGGGCACCCAACCAAUCACUGUAACAUGGCUAAAGGAAAAGGAGGUCAUCAGGGAAAGUGACAACAUUCAGCUAUCUUACAUGCAAGAUAUUGCCACCUUGCACUUUGCAAAAGCGGAACCAGCUAAUACGGGCAAAUAUGUGUGCCAAAUCAAGAAUGAUGCAGGAAUGCAGGAGUGCAUGGCCACACUUUCUGUACUAGAACCAGCUACAAUUAUUGACAAAUCAGGACCCGUCAAAGUCACUGCAGGCGAUUCUGCAACAUUAGAAUGCACAGUGACUGGAACACCAGAUCUAACAGUUAAAUGGUUUAAAGAAGGCAAAGCUUUGACUUCUGGAAAGAAAUAUAAACUGAGUUUUGUAAACAAAGUGGCCACCCUAAAGAUUUUGUCGGUAGAAAAAGAAGACAGUGGUGAAUACACUUUUGAAGUCACUAAUAAUGUAGGCAAAAGCAGCUGCACUGCAUCUGUUGAUGUUUCAGAUCGAAUAAUUCCUCCAUCUUUCACAAGAAAACUGAAGGCUUUAAAAGGUAUUCUGGGUACAUCUGUCCUGUUAGAGGCAAAAGUGUCUGGAUCACCACCAUUGACUGUUACUUGGCUUCAUAAUGGCGAAGAACUUAUCAGUGAUGAAAAGCGUGAAAUCACAUUCACAGAUCCAACAUGUGCUCUAAAAGUCUUUACUUUGGAAACAUCAGAUACCGGAAGCUACAGCUGUAAAGUUUCAAAUGUCGCUGGAUCCGACGAAUGCAGUGCUGUCUUGACUGUAAUAGAACCACCAUCUUUUGUGCACAAACCUGAACCUUUGCAAGCUUUGCCUGGCACUGACAUUUCUUUUGUAAGUGUCCUAAGAGGAUCUGCUCCACUUAAGGUUAAAUGGUUUAAAGGCAGCAGUGAAUUAUACCCUUCUGCAAAGUGUAAAAUGAGCUUGGAGGAUUCAACAGCAACUCUGAAUCUCUUUAAUGUAAAUCCAUCCUCUAGUGAAGAUUAUACCUGUGAGGUUUCCAAUGAUGCUGGAAAAGAUUCUUGUACAGCAAAUUUGUUUGUGAAAGAACCUGCAGUAUUCCAGAAAAAACUGAAAGACUCUAGUUUUGAAAUCAGGAAGCCCAUCAUUCUGGAAUGCACUUAUUCUGGGACUCCACACAUUACUGUGGUAUGGACAAAGGACAAUGCUGAAAUAACACCAUCUGAAAAGUAUAUCCUAACUACAACUGAGAAAUCUUGCAUAUUAGAGAUCCCUAGCAGCACAAAAGAUGAUGGUGGAGAAUAUGCUUGUCUAAUUGAAAAUGAGGCAGGAAGAGAUUUUACCCAAGCAGUGUUAACAAUCUUAGAACCUCCUUACUUUAUUGAACCAUUGGUUCCAAUGGAGAUAACGGUUGGAGAUUCUGUGUCUUUACAAUGUCAGGUUGCUGGAACUCCUGAAAUAAAAAUAUCCUGGUAUAAAGGAGACACAAAACUGAGAGCAACACCCAGCUAUAAAAUGCUAUUCAAAGAUAACAUUGCGAGACUAGAUUUCAGCAAAGUUGAUAAAAGUGACAGUGGUGAAUAUAUCUGCAGAGCUGAAAAUAAUAUUGGCACAACAUCUUCAAAGGCCAUCUUAACUGUUCAAGAACUGAAAGUUGCACCUUCAUUUCCAAGAAAACUCAAAGAUAUUCAAGAAACAGUUGGCCUUCCAGUUAAGUUUGAUUGCAGAAUUACUGGUUCCGAACCUAUUGAAAUUUUAUGGUUUAAAGACGGAGUUCUUCUAACUGAUAAUGAGAACACUAAAACCUCCUUCAUAGACAAUGUAGCUGCUCUGGAAAUGUUAAAAACAGAGAGAACUAGUGCUGGACAGUACACUUGUACGGCUUCCAAUCUUGUAGGAAGUGCUUCUUCUAGUGCUAACCUCAUACUUCAAGAACCAAAGCAGGCACCUGUCUUUGAUAGAAAACUAGAACCGCUCGAAUUUAUGGCUGGAGAAAGUGUGGAAUUCCAGUGUCAUCUCACAGGUUCACUUCCUAUGAAAGUUACAUGGACAAAGGAUGGCAAAGAUAUUCGAGCUGGUGGAAAUUACAAGAUGACCUUUAUGGACUAUACUGCCUGUUUAACUAUUCUAAAAGUAGACAAAGGAGAUUCUGGGCAGUACACUUGCCAGGCAGGCAACGAUGUUGGAAAAGAUUCCUGUUCUGCUCCAUUGACAAUUAAAGAACGUAAAGUUCCACCAACUUUCACAAAGAAGCUUUCAGAAACAAUUGAAGACACUGAAGGAAAGCUGCUAAAGCUUGAAGGACGUGUUGCUGGUUCUCUUCCUCUAAAUGUACAGUGGUAUAGAAAUGAUCUGGAAAUACAGCAGACUGCCAGAUGUGAACUUUCAUUCAGAAACAAUGUUGCUGUACUGACUCUGAAGAAGACAGAACUCUCAGAUUCUGGUUUGUACACGUGUAAGGUUUCGAAUGAAGCAGGGAGUACGACAAGUGUUGCAUCAGUUCUUAUUCAAGAACUGAAAAAAGCACCAAAGUUCGAUCAGCCUCUGAAGCCAGUGCAAGUGACUGAAGGGGAAGAUCUUCAAUUCAGCUGCCAUGUACAGGGUUCUGAGCCUAUCAAGAUUCAGUGGCUAAAAGCUGGAAAAGAAAUCAAAUCUUCUGAUAAAUGUAGUCUUAGCUUUAGCAAUGGCACUGCUGUGCUACAAAUCAAAGCAGUUUCUAAAACUGAUGCUGGAGAUUAUUUGUGCAAAGCUUCAAAUGCAGCAGGAAGUGACUCUUCCAAAUCAAAGGUGACCAUUAAAGAUAAACCUGCUGUAACUGUUACGAAGAAAGAGGUGGUAGAGAGUGACAAACUCUUCUUUGUUGAGAAACCUCAGAGUAUCAAGGUAUCAGAAAAGGGUAUAGCAACAUUUUUUGCAAAAGUUGGUGGUGAUCCAAUUCCAAAUGUAAAAUGGAUGAAGGGCAAAUGGAGACAGCUCAACCACGGAGGCCGUAUUGUUGUCCAGCAGAAAGGGGAGGAAGCCAAACUGGAAAUUAAGGAAAUAACCAAGACAGAUUCCGGCCAGUACAGAUGUGUAGCUUCAAACACAUCUGGUGAAAUUGAAUGCAGUGCAACUCUGGCUGUUGAGGAGAAGAAGACAGAAAUACUGGAAGGUGACCUUAGGACAAGACUUAAAAAGACACCAACAAAACAAAAGAAAGAAGAAGGACCACCAGUUGAUAUUAUGGAACUUCUCAAAAAUGUUGAUCCCAAAGAGUAUGAAAAAUAUGCCAGAAUGUAUGGAAUCACUGACUUCCGUGGCCUUCUUCAAGCCUUACAACAACUUAAAGAAGCUGAAGCAAUAGAAGAAAGUCAUAGAUUUGAGCUGGAGCAGACACAGAGAACUGAAGCAGAAGAAAAAGAAUUUACUGAACUUGUUACAUUCAUUCAACAGAGACUAACACAGACAGAGCCUGUCACGCUGAUUAAGGAUAUUGAAGAUCAGACAGUGCUAAGAAAAUCUGAAGCAGUCUUCAAAUGUGAAAUUAAAAUAAAUUAUCCAGAAAUCAAACUUUCCUGGUAUAGAGGAACAGAAAAAUUGGAUUCCAGUGAAAAGUACGAGAUAAGUAUUGAAGAAGACUGCCACAUACUAAAAAUUAAGAACUGCCAACUCCAAGAUCAGGGAAAUUUCAGAGUUGUAUGUGGGCCUCAUAUUGCAAGUGCCAAACUAACAGUUGUUGAGCCUGUGGUUGAGAAACAUCUGCAGAACAUGACAUUUAAAGAAGGACAGGUGUGCAUCUUAGUCUGCCAAUUUUCAGUACCUAACUUGAAGACCCAGUGGUUUAAAAAUGGAACUGCCAUUCAGUCACGUGGGCGGUACAUUGCUGAUGUCACAGAUAAAAUGCAGAAGCUCACCAUCAAGGACUUGAGACCAGAGGACCAAGGGAGGUUUACUUGCAAGUUUGAACACCUUGAAACAACAGCAGAUCUGGUUGUUCAAGCUGAGCCUCUUCAGUUUACCAAGGCCAUCCAGGAUAUUGUUGUGAAAGAACACCAGUCGGCAACCUUUGAAUGUGAAGUUUCUUUUGAUAAUGCAAUAGUUACUUGGUACAAGGACACAACAGAACUCGGAGAAAGUCCAAAAUACAGCUUCCGCAGUGAAGGCCGUUGUCAUUUCAUGACUAUCCAUGAUGUUACUACUGAAGAUGAAGGAGUGUAUUCUGUAAUUGCUCGUCUUGAACCAAGAGGUGAGGCUCAAAGUACUGCAGAACUAUACGUAUCUCCCACAGAAUUUACUUUGGGAAAAGAAAAACCUGAUGUCCCUGAUUUUGGAGUUCCAGCUCCAAGGAUUCCAGCUGAAGAAAUGCCAACCAAAGAUAUCUUCCCUCCUGUUACUGUAACAGUACCAGACGAAAAGAAAAAAGAUGAAGUACCACGACUUGCUAAGAAACCUGUAGAAGAUGUUACCCCAGCCUUAAUUCUGGAGGAUGUCUCUUUAACUAAAGUUCCUGGGGUUGUCAGGAAACCAGAAGUUGGAAAGGUGCCAGCAGUCCCAUCUCCAGAAAUAGAAGAGUUUGUUGCUGAACAAGUUGUCAAGAAACAUGAAGAGGGAAAACCAACCCGUGUGCCCAGAAGAAAAGAUGUUGUGGAAGAAAAAGUACCUGUGACUGCCGAGAAGCCCAUAGAGGAGAGAGUUCCAACUGCAGUGGUGCCUGAAGCUAAAGAGGCAGCACCACGAAAAGUGCCGGCAGUUCCAAAGAAGGCUGUGCCUGAGCCACCAGCUCCUCCAACUGAAAUUCCUGGGAAAGUGCCGGAAGUCCCUAAGAAGGCUGUGCCUGAAAAAGUUGCAGCUGUUCCUGGGAAAGAUGAAGCUGUCCCACGUAAAGUGCCGGAGAUUCCAAAGAAGCCUGUACCUGAGGAAGUUAAACUUAAACCUAUUCCAAAGAAAGAGGCUGAACCACCAAAAGUACCAGAGGUUCCUAAGAAACCUGUACCUGAGGAAGUGAAACCUGCUGUUGUUCGUAAGAAAGAGGCAGAACCACCAAAAGAAGCUGAAGUACCUAAGAAGCCUGUACCUGAGGAGGUGAAACCUGCUGUUGUUCCAAAGAAAGAGGCAGUACCACCAAAAGUACCAGAAGUUUCUAAGAAGCCUGUACCUGAGGAAGUUAAACCUGCUGUUGUCCCAAAGAAAGAGGCAGAACCACCAAAAGUACCUGAGGUUCCAAAGAAGCCUGUAUCUGAAGAAAUUCAACCUGCAGUUGUUCAAAAGAAAGAGGCUGAACCACCAAAAGUACCUAAAGUUCCUAAGAAGCCGGUUCCCGAGGAGGUGAAAUCUGCUGUUGUUGAAAAGAAAGAGGCAGCGCCACCAAAAGUACCAGAAGUUCCUAAGAAGCCUGUACCUGAGGAAGUUAAACCUGCUGGUGUCUCAAAGAAAGCGGCAGCACCACCAAAAGUGCCGGAAGUUCCUAAGAAGCCUGUACCUGAGGAAGUUAAACUUAAACCUGUUCCAAAGAAAGAGGCUGAACCACCAAAAGCACCUGAGGUUCCAAAGAAGAAGCUUGUAACAGAGGAACUCAAGCCUCCUGCUGCUCCAAAGAAAGAGGCUGAACCACCAAAAGUGCCUGAAGUUAAAAAGAAGAUGCCUGAAAAGCCACCAGAACCAGUAAAAGAGAUCAUCCCAGCUAAAGUGCCUGAACUUCCACAGAAGGCUGUGCUUGAAAAACCCAUUUCAAAACCUGUUCCAAUGGAAGUGGAAACUAAACCACCCGAAGUGCCUGAGCCUAAAAAGAAAGUACUUCAUGAAAAGCCUAUCCCAGAGGCAGCUCCUGUUGAUGUGAUGAUUAUUCCACCUAAAGCACCUGAACCUAAACUGGAAGUCUUACCUGAAAAAGCUGUUCCAUCGAGUACAACAGCUGAAGUGGAUAUCACUCCAGCUAAAGAGCCUGAAAAGAAACUUCUACCAGAAAAACCUGCCCCAGUGACAGUUACCACAAAAGCAAAGGUUAUGCCAACGAAAGUGCCCUCAGAUGAAACUAAACGUAAAGAAGUACCCACUCUUCGCCCUGAGCCUAAACCUACAGCAGUUGCUAAAACUCCUACUCCAGAAGAGGAAGAGUUUCCAGAAGAAGAAGAAGAAGAAUAUGAAUAUGAAUAUGAAGAAGCAGCAAUAACUGCUCCUGUGACAACGCCUGUAGUUGGCAAGAAAGAAGAAAAACCUGAACUUCCAGCAUUACUUAAAUACCAACGUAUAAUUCCAGCUGAACAGAAGGAACAACCAGAAAUAUCAACAUUAAAGAAAGGCAUUUCAGUUCAUAAAGAACACAUAGAAAUGAAGGAGAAAGUACUGCUUAAAAAAGUUAGCAAACUUCCUAGUGGAGAAAAAGAGGCUUUGUCAGUUAAACAAGCAAAAUUAGAAGAAAGUAAAUAUGGAAAAGUCACUGUCACAAAAGGUGUACAUAUUUUAAAAGAAAUAGAAAGUAAGGCAGUAGGCAUAGCUGUAGACAUAGUAGAAGACUAUCAGAAAGAGAUUGAAUCCAAACCUAGUAUGAUUUCAGCAGCAGAAGUACCUACAGCUGCUGUUCUAAGGAAAGACCAAAAAAGCCUCAAAGAUGAUGAAAGACAGAAACCUGAACUUUUAGUGAAGAAGGUCACAGGUAUCGCAGUAGAUGUAAAGGAUAAAGAAAAACUGAAGAUGAAGAAAACUGAUGCUCCCAAAGAAGUACUGUCUAAACAACCAGAUAUAGCCCUAAAACAAGCUGAGAAACCCUCUACAGAUGAGAAAGAAAAGGAAAGUGUAACCCCCAGCAAAUACAUAAAGCCUCCUGUGAGUGAAGUGCAGAAAGAACCUAUGCCAUUGGCUAAGAAAACUGAAGAAUCAGCUAUAUCUGUGAAAAAAAUUGUAACACCCAUUGAAAUGAAGAAGCAUAUUAGUCUUGAAAAAGCUGACAAGGAGGUUAAAGUGGACAUUCCAUCAAUUCCUGCUGCUCCAGAGAUUAAAGAAGUUCCUGUACAAGAAAAAAGGAAAGAAUCAACUGUGCCUAAAAAAAUAGAAAGAGUUCCUAAACCUGAGGAGGCAAAGGAACCUGUUGUGAUGCUAAAAAAAGUAGAGAAGCUUCCCUCUGAAAAAAUGGAGAAGGAAGUCAUUUUACUGAAAAAGGUUGAAAGAAUUCCCACUGAAGGCAAAGAUAAGAAGACUGAGAGUCCUCCAGCUGGAGAACGCAUUGGAUCACCUGCUGUACUAAAAUUAUCUGAGAAGACUCCAUCUCCUGUUCCAAUAAAAGGCAGUGAGGGUGUAUUUAAGAAAGUACCAGCAAAGAAAGGUGUGACAGAACCAGAAGAAGUGCCAGCUGUUGAAGAACCUGAAGAAGAGGAAGAAGAAGACUCCUGGGAUCUAGAGCUGAAUGAAUUAGCAGAACAAGAGUCAGUGUCAGGAGAAGACUGGGAAUGGGAAGAAAAUGGUGAACCAUAUGAAGGCAUAAUAGAAACACCUGCAAAGCCUGGUGAGAGACGAGAUGCUAAAGCACCAAAAGAGGAACCUCCUAAGGGCAGAGGUCUAAUAAGAGUGAAAAAGACACCAUCUCCAGGAGACAGAGAUCCAAGAAGACUCAGACCUGGUAGUGGUGGUGAUAAGCCUCCUGAGGAAUCUCCAUUUGCUUUCCAACUUAAGGCUGUACCUCUGAAGUUUGUAAAAGAGCUCACCGAUAUUAUCCUGCAAGAAGCUGAAUCCAUUGGCUCCUCUGCUGUCUUCGAGUGCCAGAUCUCACCUUCUACAGCAAUUACAUCUUGGAUGAAAGAUGGAAGCAAUCUGAGAGAAAGUCCUAAACAUAAAUUUACUUCUGACGGUAAAGACAGGAAGCUGCACAUUAUCGAUGUGCAGCUUUCAGAUACUGGAGAAUACACAUGUGUAGCUAAACUAGGAAAGAAAGAAAAGACCUCCAUAGCAAAACUCGUUGUUGAAGAACUCCCAAUACGUUUCACAAAAGUUUUGGAAGCUGAAACCACUGUGGUAAAAACCCAGCCUUUAUACUUAACUGCUGAACUGAGCAAAGAUAGAGAUGUCAUCUGGAAGAAAGAUGGAGAGGUAAUAACUGACGUGCCAGGCAAAUACUCCCUUGGAAUCAUUGGGUUAGCACGUGCUAUUACUAUAAGUGAUGCCGAUUUUUCAGAUGCUGGAGUUUAUUCAGUUGAAACAGGAGACAUCAAAUGUGAAACAAGAGUUAAAGUAAUAGAUAUUGUUAGAGACUGGUUAGUGAAACCACUAAGAGACCAGCAUGUAAAGCCUAAAGCUACUGCAUCUUUUGAAUGUGACAUUGUAAAAGAUACUCCAAAUAUUAAGUGGUUCAAAGGAGAUGAAGAAAUUCCACUAGAACCAAAGGACAAAUUUGAGAUUCUGAAGGAUGGAAAACACCUCACUCUUUUAGUAAAGAAUGCCUCUUCUGAUGAUGUUGGUGAUUAUGCUGUAGAGAUUGAAACAAAACGAUAUCAAGCUAAACUCACUCUUGGAGAACGUGAAGCUGAGAUACUCAAACCACUAGAAGAUGCUGAAGUUUAUGAAAAGGAGUCAGUCACCUUUGAGACAGAAAUUUCUGAGGAAGACAUCCCUGGAGAAUGGAAGCUUAAAGGAGAGACAUUAAGACCCUCACCUACCUGCGAAAUGAAAGCAAAGGGUAAUAAGCGCACUUUGGUAUUACAUAAUGUCAAACUGGAACAGGCAGGUGAUGUUUCAUAUCAGGCACUCAAUGCCAUUACAUCAGCCAUCCUGAAAGUAAAAGAAAUUGAACUUGAUUUUGCAGUACCUCUGAAAGAUGUCACUGUUCCUGAAAAACGACAGGCACGCUUUGAAUGCCUGCUCACAAAAGAAGUUAGUAAGAUUUUGUGGACCAAAGGCUCUGAUAUUCUAACACCUGGUGACAAAUUUGAUAUUAUUGCUGAUGGGAAGAAACAUAUAUUAAUAAUUAAGAGUUCUGAAUUUGAUGAUGAAGGAGACUACAGUGCGGAGGUUGAAGGCAAGAAAACCACUGCUAAACUGACAGUUGAAGGUAUAAGGCUAAAAUUCCUUGUACCACUAAAGGACCAGACAGUCAAAGAAGGAGAGACAGCUCACUUUGAAUUUGAACUUUCUCAUGAAAAUGUUCCAGUCACCUGGUUCAAAAAUGAGCAGAAGCUUCACACAAGUAGAACAGUCAUUUUGUCUGCUGAUCGCUUUAGAUACAAACUGGAAAUCCGUGAAGCUACCCUUGAUGAUAUUUGCCAGAUUAAAGCAGAAGCCAAGGGGUUAUCCACAACUGCAAAUCUUAUUGUAUUAGAAAAAGAUCCAUACUUUACAGUGAAAUUACAGGAUUAUACUGCAGUUGAAAGAGAUGAGAUUAUUCUGGAAUGCGAACUCAGUAAAGAUGUACCUGUAAAAUGGUUCAAAAAUGGCAAUGAGAUCAUAGCUUCAAAAACAGUUUCCAUGAAAGUCGAUGGCAAACGUAGAAUUCUGACUAUCAAGAAGGCAGAUACAAAUGAUAAGGGUGACUAUGAAUGUGCCUGUGCAACUGAUAAGACAAAGGCUGCAGUCAAUAUUGAGGCUCGUGUUAUCAAAGUGGUUCGCCCAUUGUAUGGAGUAGAGAUCUUUGAAGGUGAAACUGCUCGCUUUGAGGUGGAGAUUUCUGAAAGUGAUGUCCGUGCUCAAUGGAAACUGAAAGGAGAAACCUUAUCUCAGUCACCUGACUGUGAAAUGAUUGAAGAUGGAAAGAAACAUGUCUUGACUCUCCACAACUGCAAAGUGAACAUGACUGGAGAAGUUUCCUUCCAAGCUGCUAAUGCUAAGAGUGCAGCUAAUCUCAAAGUUAAAGAUUUGCCACUUAAUUUUAUAACACCUCUGAGUGAUGUGAAAGUAUAUGAGAAGGAUGACGCAAAGUUUGAGUGUGAAGUCUCCAGAGAUCCUAAGUCAUUCCGCUGGUUGAAAGGAACUCAGGAAAUAAAAGCUGAUGAGAGGUUUGAAAUCACAGUUGAAGAAAAACGACAUAUAUUAAAUAUCAAGUCUGUUGCUUUUGAAGAUGAGGCUAAAUACAUGUUUGAAGCUGAAGACAAGAGGACAGCUGCCAAACUCAUCAUUCAAGGAAUCCGUCUUCAGUUUGUAACUCCACUGAAAGAUGUUACCGUUAAAGAACGUGAAACAGCAGAAUUUGUUGUUGAACUCUCUCAUGAAAACAUCCAAGUCACCUGGUACAAAAAUGACCAGCGUCUUCAUCCAAGCAAGGUUGUCAGUAUGACAGAUGAGGGAAAACUCCAUAAACUGACAUUCAAGGAUGUAUCCAUUGAUGACACUUCCUUAAUUAAGGUUGAAGCUAUGGAAAAGAGCUGUGAAGCAAAACUUACUGUACUAGAGGGUGAUCCAUAUUUCAUCAGCAAACUUCAAGAUUACACAGCAGUAGAGAAAGAUGAAGUAAUAUUGAAAUGUGAGAUCAGCAAAGCUAAUGCUGCUGUUAAAUGGUACAAGAAUGAAAAGGAACUAACUCCAUCCAAAAACAUUGUCAUUAAGGCUGAUGGCAAGAAGCGACAGCUGCACGUCAAGAGAGCCUUGAAGAGUGACAUAGGAGAAUAUACUUGUGACUGUGUUACUGAUAAAACUACUGCAAAACUCAACAUUGAAGAGCGUGACAUUAAGAUUGUUCGCCCGUUAUAUAGUGUUGAAAUCACAGAAACAGAAACUGCACGCUUUGAAACAGAAAUUUCUGAAGAAGAUGUACAUGGCAGCUGGAAACUUAAAGGAGAAAGCCUGCAUCCAUCACCGGACUGUGAAAUUAAAGAAGAGGGCACAAAACACAUCCUUAUCCUUUACAACGUCCGUUUGGAUCAAGCUGGACCUGUUGACUUCCAAGCAGCGAAUGCCAAAUCAAGUGCACAUCUUAGAGUAAAAGCUCGUGUUAUUGGCCUUCUAAGGCCACUGAAGGAUGUCACAGUUACGGCUGGAGAGUCAGCUACAUUUGAUUGUGAACUGUCUUAUGAAGGCAUACAAGUGGAAUGGUUCCUCAAAGAAACAAAAGUUGAGCCAAGUGACAGGGUUGUUACACGUGCUGAAGGAAGAGUUCAUACUUUCACACUCCGAAAUGUUCAGUUAGUAGAAGCUGGAAAUGUCAAACUCACCGCCAAAGACUUUAAAACACAAGCCAAACUUAUUAUCAAAGAGCCACCAGUUGAAUUUACUAAGCCUCUUGAAGACCAAACAGUGGAAGAAGAAGCCACAGCCACAUUUGAGUGUGAGGUAUCUAGAGAAAAUGCAGAAGUUAGAUGGCUCAGGGAUGGCCAGGAACUACGUAAAACAAAAAAAUAUGAGUUCUUUGUUGAAGGAAGAAUCAGACGUCUUCUUAUUCAUGAUUGCGCUAUGGAGGAUUCCAAAGCUUACACAUGUGAUGCCAAAGACUUCAAAACAGCUGCUUUCUUAACUGUGGAACCUCUUCAUGUUGAGUUUACAAAACCACUCACUGACCUUGAAGUCAAAGAAAAAGAAGUUGCUCGAUUUGAAUGUGAAGUUUCCCGUGAAAAUGCCAAGGUACACUGGUUUAGAGAUGGAGUUGAAAUUAGAAAAGGCAAAAAGUUUGACAUCAUUGCUAAAGGAGUCCAACGCAUUCUUGUUGUCAACAAAUGCAUAUUUGAUGAUGAAGCUGAAUAUGAGUGUGAUGCAAGGACAGCGAAAACAUCCGGCAUGCUUACAGUCAUAGAGGAGGAAGCUGUCUUUACCAAGAACCUUGCAAACCUCGAAGCAACUGAGACUGACACUGUAAAAUUGAUUUGUGAAGUCUCUAAAGCCAGUGCUGAUGUUUCUUGGUAUAAAGGUGACAAGGAGUUACCUGAGGGAGGCAGGUAUGAACAUAUUGCUGAUGGCAGAAAGAGGAUACUGGUAAUUCAGAAUAUUAAACUUGAAGAUGCUGAUGAAUACAACUGUAGGCUUCCAAAGUCCCGUACAUCUGCUAGCCUUAAAGUGAAUGAACUUGCAGCAGAAUUUAUUGCAAGACCUAAAAAUGUAGAGGUACUGGAGGGUGAUAAAGCUGAAUUUGUCUGCUCAGUGUCUAAAGAGGCAUAUGAUGUUCAGUGGCUGAAGGGUGAUAAGGUACUUGAAGCUGGUGAUAAAUAUGACAUCAUCUCUGAUGGAAAAAAGAGAACACUCGUUAUAAAAGACAGCAUGCUAGAGGAUGAAGGAACCUAUGCUGCCAUGGUUGGUUCUUCUAGAGCAACAGCAGAAUUAGCUGUUAUUGAAAAACUCAGGAUUGUGACACCACUUAGAGACCAGCAGCCCAAAGAGGGGCAGGAAAUUGUCUUCAGUUGUGAAGUUAACACUGCAGGUGCUAAAGCCAAGUGGAUGAAAGAUGAUGAGAUAGUCUUUGAAAGUGCAAAAUACAUUACUGGUCAGAAAGACUUGAUAUAUACACUCAGACUUAAGGAUGCCCAGAUGAGUGACCAAGCAGUCUACACAGUAUUAUUAACAAAUCACCGUGGUGAACAAGUCAAAAGUACUGCAACAUUAUCUGUACAAGAGGAGGACUUGAAAAUCAUUGAACCUCUGGAAGACUAUGAAACAGUUGAGAAAAAAUCAGCAACAUUCCACUGUAAAGUGAAUCGCCUCAAUGUUACUUUGAAAUGGAUGAAGAAUGGCCAGGAAGUGACAUUUGACAGGCGUGUCUUAUAUAAGAUAGAUAAAAACAGACACUCUCUCAUUAUUAGAGAGUGUGUUUUUGGAGAUGAAGGUGAAUAUACUGUAAUUGCUGGACAGGAUAAAUCUGUUGCUGAACUGAUAAUAGCAGAAGCACCAGCAGAUUUUACUGAGCAGCUUCAGGAUCAGACUGUUAUUGAGUUUGAAGAUGCUGUCUUUACUUGCAAAGUAUCAAAAGAAAAGGCACGUGUAAAAUGGUACAGAAAUGGGCGUGAAAUUAGAGAGGGCAAAAGAUAUCAGUUUGAAAAAGAAGGAAACCUGCACAGGUUAAUUAUAAGAGAGUGCAGGCCAGAUGAUGAGUGUGAAUAUUCUUGUGGUGUUGAAGAAAGGAGAACUAGAGCAAGACUCUUUGUUGAAGAAAUUCCAGUUGAAAUCAUUAGACCACCUCAAGAUAUAUUUGAAGCUCCAGGAUCUGAUGUUAUAUUUGAGGCCGAAUUGAACAAGGACCGAGUUGAGGUCAGAUGGCUGAGAAAUAACAUGAUUAUUGUCCAAGGAGAUAAAUACCAAAUGAUGAGUGAAGGAAAGGUACACAGAUUGCAGAUAUGUGAAAUUAGGCCUCGUGAUCAAGGCGAAUAUAGAUUCAUUGCAAAAGAUAAGGAUGCAAGGGCCAAACUUGAACUUGCAGCAAUUCCAACAAUAAAGACUACUGAUCAGAACCUGGUGACUGAUGCUGGAAAACCAUUUAUAAUGUCAGUUCCUUUUGAUGCUUACCCACGUGCAGACGCUGAAUGGUUUAAAGGAGAUGACUCUCUCUCAAAACAAAACAUUGACAUAACAGCAGACAAUACUAGCUACAGACUAGUAGAUCCAAAGAAAUCUGACAGAGGAAGAUACAAGAUUGUAAUUCAAAACAAGCAUGGAAAAGCAGAAGGAUUCAUCAACUUACACGUAAUUGAUGUCCCCGAUCCAGUUCGAAACUUGGAGGUUGUUGAUACUUGUGACGGGGAAGUUAGUCUUGCCUGGGAGGAGCCAGAAAGUGAUGGUGGAAGUAAAAUAAUUGGCUAUGUUGUUGAAAGACGUGAUAUUAAACGUAAAACAUGGACUUUGGCUACUGACCGUGCGGAAACCUGUGAAUUCACUGUGACUGGCCUUCAGAAAGGAAUAGAAUACCUGUUCCGUGUGAGUGCAAAGAACAGAGUGGGUACAGGAGAACCUGUAGAAACUGACAAACCUGUAGAAGCAAAGAACAAAUUUGAUGUUCCUGAUGCACCACUGAAUGUUAAUGUUCAGGACGUGAAUAAAUUUGGUGCAACAAUUACAUGGGAACCACCUUUAUUUGAUGGAGGGUCAGAAAUUACAGCAUAUAUCAUUGAAUUACGUGACAGAACUUCCAUCAAAUGGGAUACUGCUAUGGUGACUAAACCAGAUGAGCUGUCUGCUGUUAUCAAUGAUGUUGUUGAGAACAAGGAAUACAUUUUCAGAGUAAGAGCAGAAAACAGAGCUGGAGUUGGCAAACCUAGUGCUGCUACCAAACCUGUGAAAAUCAUGGAUCCAAUUGAGCGCCCAAGCCCACCUCUUAAUCUUGCCCAUUCUGACCAAACCAAGGAAUCUGUGCAGCUCACUUGGGAGCCUCCUCUUAAGGAUGGUGGUAGCCCAGUAAUAGGUUAUAUAAUUGAGCGCUGUGAAGAGGGCACAGACAACUGGAUCAGAUGCAAUGUAAGACUCUUCCCAGCACUUGCAUACAAAGUCACUGGCUUAAAAGGAGGCAAUAAAUAUCUUUAUAGAGUCUCUGCUGAAAAUGCUGCAGGCAUCUCAGACCCCACUGAAGUACUUGGACCACUGACUGCAGAUGACGCCCAUGUUGGACCUGCAUUUGAUUUAAGUGCAUUCAGGGAUGGUCUUGAAGUUAUUGUUCCUCAACCACUCAAGAUUCAUGUUCCAAUAUCAGGAUAUCCUACACCAGUUGCAAAAUGGUCUUUUGAAGGCAAGGUUUUAGAAAGUGGCGGCAGAGUGAAGAUGGAAACAAAAUCAUCAUAUGCUGAGUUAAUAAUUAUUCCCAGUGAGCGCCCUGAUAAAGGCAUCUACAGCAUAGAAUUGCAAAAUGAUGUCUCAGUUGUGUCAGGAGACAUUCAUGUCAACGUAAUUGCAUGCCCAAGUGAACCAAGAGACCUGAAAAUAUCUGAAAUAACCAGAAGUACAGUACAGCUGGCAUGGGAUGUACCAGAAAACGAUGGUGGAAGCCCACUAACAGGAUAUCUUAUUGAAAAACGUGAAGUUACUCGCAAGACAUGGAUAAAAGUUGCUGAAAAUGUACUUGACCAAGAAUUUACAGCUUCUGACCUUAUCCAAGGAAAGGAAUAUCUCUUCAGAGUUUCAGCCUGCAACAAAUGCGGUCCUGGAGAACCUGCAUAUAUUGAUGAACCUGUGAAUAUAUCUGCUCCAGCAACUGUGCCCGAUCCACCUGAAAAUGUAAGAUGGAGAGAUGCAUGUGCCAAGAGUAUCUUCCUCACAUGGGAACCACCCAGAUAUGAUGGAGGAUCUCGUAUUAAGGGUUACAUUGUUGAAAAAUGUCCUCGUGGUUCUGAAAAAUGGGAGGCCUGUGGAGAUGCAGUACUAGAAACAAAAAUGGAAGUAACAGGUCUGAAGGAGGGAGAAUGGUAUGCAUAUCGUGUAAAGGCCCUGAACAGACAGGGAGCUAGCAAGCCAAGCAGACCAACUGAUGAAAUUCAAGCAAUGGAUCCAAAAGAGGCUCCAGAGAUAAACUUGGAUGUUAAACUGCUUGCUGGCAUCACUGUAAAGGCAGGCACAAAGAUUGAUAUGCCAGCUGCAGUAACUGGCAAACCUGCACCUAAGGUUACUUGGACCAAAGCAGAAACAGUUCUUCGACCUGAUAAACGAGUUACCAUUGAAACCAAGCCUGGUGCCUCUACUGUCACCAUUGCAGACACCAAGAGGGAUGACAGUGGUACUUACUUUAUUGAAGCAGUAAACACUAGUGGGCGUGCAACAGCUGCUGUUGAAGUUAAUAUACUAGAUAAGCCUGGUGCUCCAGCUGCAUUUGAUGUCACUGAAAUUACAAAUGAAACCUGUGUCCUUACUUGGAAUCCACCAAGAGAUGAUGGAGGCUCUAAGAUCACAAAUUAUGUUGUUGAAAUGAGAGCUGGAGAUAGUGAGCUGUGGCACAAAUUAUCUUCUACAAUAAAGGAAACUACUUUUGGUGUUAAAAACCUAACUCCACUGAAGGAAUACAUAUUUAGAGUUAGUGCUGAAAACAUGUAUGGCAUUGGUGAACCAGCUCAACAUACACCUAUUACUGCUAAAUAUAGUUUUGAUCCACCAGGUCCUCCAACACACGUUGAACCCUCUGAUAUUACAAAGGAUGCUGUGACACUAACAUGGAGAGAGCCAGAUGAAGAUGGUGGCAGUCCAAUCACUGGAUACUGGGUAGAAAGACUAGAUCCAGACAGUAUUAAAUGGAUACGAUGCCACAAAAUACCUGUCAAAGAUGCAACUUUCAGAGUUAAAGGUCUUGCAAACAAGAAGAAGUACAAAUUCCGUGUCCUGGCUGAGAACCUUGCUGGGCCUGGAAAACCAAGUAAAGAGACAGAUCCAGUACUAAUAAAAGAUCCAAUAGAUCCACCAUGGCCUCCUGGCAAGCCUACUGUUAAAGAUGUUGCAAAAACAUCAGCAUUCCUGAAAUGGACUAGGCCUGAACACGAUGGAGGUGCAAAGAUCGAAUCGUAUGUCAUUGAGUUGCUCAAGAGUGGAACAGAGGAAUGGGUACGAGUUGCUGAAGGCAUUCCCAGCAUUGAACACUUCCUUAAAGGACUUAUGGAGAAACAGGAGUACGCCUUCCGUGUGAGGGCUGUAAACAAAGUUGGUGAAAGUGAACCUAGUGAACCAAGUGAUCCUGUGUUAUGCAAGGAGCGAUUAAAUCCACCUUCACCUCCUCGCUGGCUUGAAGUUAUUAACAUUACAAAGAAUAAUGCUGACCUCAAAUGGACUGCACCUGAGAAAGAUGGUGGCUCUCCUAUUACAAAUUAUAUCGUAGAAAAACGUGAUGUGAGACGAAAGGGAUGGCAAACAGUUGACACCACAGUCAAGGAUGUUAAAUGUACAGUGACUCCUCUUUCUGAGGGCUCUCUGUAUGUAUUCCGUGUAGCUGCUGAAAAUGCAGUGGGUCAGAGUGACUACUGUGAACUUGAAGACUCCGUUCUUGCCAAGGAUACUUUCACUACUCCUGGACCACCUUAUGCACUUACUGUGUGUGAUGUAACAAAAAGACAUGUUGAUCUGAAGUGGGAGGCACCUAAGAAUGAUGGUGGCAGACCAAUUCUCAGAUACGUAAUUGAGAAGAAAGAAAAAAUGGGAACUCGCUGGGUAAAGGCUGGAAAAACAUCAGGACCUGACUGCCAGUUUAAAGUAACUGAUGUUAUUGAAGGUACAGAAGUACAGUUCCAGGUCCGUGCUGAAAAUGAAGCUGGUGCUGGCCAUCCAAGUGAAGCUACUGAUGUUCUUUUAAUUGAAGACCCAACAAGUCCUCCAUCACCUCCUUUGGAGUUGCAUGUGACAGAUGCAAGUAGAAGUCACAUUUCAAUUGCAUGGAAAACACCAGAGAAAAAUGGCGGUAGCCCCAUUAUUGGAUAUCAUAUUGAGAUGUGUGAAGCAGGAACUGAGAAAUGGAUGAGAAUCAACUCACGUCCUGUGAAAGAACUAAAGUACAAAGCAGAAGAAAGUAUUAUUCCUGACAAGGAAUAUGUCCUGCGAGUCAGAGCUGUGAAUGCUAUUGGAGCUAGUGAUCCUUCAGAGAUCUCUGAAAAUGUGGUUGCUAAAGAUCCAGAUUGUAACCCAUCAAUUGAGUUAAAGACCCAAGAUAUUGUUGUCGUUGAGGGUGAAAAACUUAAUGUCCUUGUACCAUUCAGGGCAGUGCCAUCACCACAAAUAUCUUGGCACAAAGAUGGUAAAGAACUGAAAACUGAUGACAGACUGUCUGUUAAGAGUGAUUAUACCAGUGCAUACCUGAAUAUAACCACCAGCGUUCAUGCUGAUGCCGGAGUUUAUACAAUUAUUCUGGAAAAUAAACUUGGCUCAACAACAGGAGCUAUCAAUGUUAAAGUCAUAGGGCUGCCUGGUCAAUGCAAAGAAAUCAAUGCUAGCGAUGUAACCAAGAGCUCUUGCAAGGUGACAUGGGAACCUCCAGAAAAUGAUGGUGGUAGCCCAAUUCUACAUUAUGUUCUAGAACGAAGAGAAGCUGGUAGAAGAACAUAUAUACCAGUUAUGUCUGGAGAGAAUAAACUUAGCUGGAAUGUAAAGGAUCUCAUUCCAAAUGCUGAAUAUUACUUCCGUGUUAAAGCAGUAAAUAAGAUUGGUGGAGGUGAAUACAUUGAGCUGCGCAAUCCAGUUAUAGCUGAAGAUCAGAAGCAGCGCCCAGAUCCACCAGUUGAUGUUGAAGUGCAUGAUCCAACGUCAAAAUCCAUCACAUUGACUUGGAAACCACCACUUUAUGAUGGAGGUUGCAAGAUCAUGGGUUAUGUUUUAGAAAAGCUUGCCAAGGGCGAUGAAAAGUGGGAGAGAUGCAAUGACUUCUUAGUUCCUGUUUUAUCUUACACUGUCAGGGGUCUUGAAGAAGGCAAGGAAUACCAGUUCCAAUGCCGUGCAGAAAAUGCUGCUGGAGUUAGUGAACCUUCUCGUCCAACACUUGGAGUCAAAGCUUUAGAUCCAAUAGAUCCUCCUAAAGUCUACUUCACUGGAAAUGUGCAGUUUGGCAUAAAUGUUAAAAAAGGUGAUGAGAUUCAACUUCAGGCAAACAUUUCUGGAUCACCUUAUCCUACAAUCACAUGGAUAAGAAAUGAUGACGUCAUUAGGCCAGAAGAAAUCAAGAAAAGAGUAGAUAAAAUCAUUCCAAGGAGGAAGAAGGAAGUUGUUGUUGAGGAACCAUUCCAUUUAAGUUUACCUGAACGUUUAAAUAUUGACAACAGUGUACGUGGUGUAUCUCAGGCUAUGGUUCGUGAUUCUAUUAGAGGUGAUCAUGGAAAAUACACAAUCAGAGUUGAAAACGAUCAUGGUGUGGCUCAUGCUUCCUGUGAUGUAAAUGUACUAGAUACUCCUGGUCCACCUGUCAACUUUGCAUUUGAUGAAGUCAGGAGUAAUUCUGUGACCUGCAGUUGGGACCCUCCUUUGGAUGAUGGUGGUAGCGAGAUUUUUAAUUACAUUCUGGAAAAGAAAGACAAUUCUAAGGCCGAAAUUGGUUGGGUAACAAUUACCACUACUCUAAGACAAUGUUCGUUUCCAGUUACCAAGCUAAUUGAAGGAAAGGAAUAUAUUUUCCGUGUCACAGCUGAAAAUAAAUUUGGCCCAGGACCACCAUGCGUAUCUCAGCCAGUGAUAGCCAAGAAUCCAUUUGAUGUCCCUGAUGCCCCAGAAAAACCAGUUAUUGAGGAUCCUACAAGCAACAGUAUGCUGGUUAAAUGGAAUGAACCCAAAGAUAAUGGAAGUCCCAUCUUAGGAUACUGGAUUGAAAAACGUGAAAUUAAUAGUACUCACUGGGCCCGAGUUAACAGUAACCUUCUUAAUGCUUUGGAGAUAAGAGCUGAAGGGAUGUUGGAAGGAUUGAGUUACAUUUUUAGAGUGUGUGCAGAAAAUGCAGCUGGCCCUGGAAAAUUCAGUGUACCAUCAGAUCCAAAAACAGCACAGGACCCAAUCUUGCCACCUGGUCCACCAGUUCCAAGGAUUCUUGAUACUAGCUCUACUACAAUUGACCUAGAAUGGGAUCCUCCACUCUAUAAUGGUGGUGGUGAUAUUAUUGGUUACUAUAUUGACAAACAGCUGGCACACACAAAUGAAUGGUCACGCUGUAAUGACAGACCACUUAAACUUACCAAGUUUACUGUAAAGCAAAUCAGGGAGGGUGCUGACUACAGACUUCGUGUCAUUGCUGUAAAUUCCUCUGGUGAAGGAGCUCCAGGAGUAACUGAGUAUGUAACUGUCUCAGAACCUCAAGAGGCUCCAGUAGUUGAUCUGGAUCUUUCUGUCAAAGCUGGUAUUACAAUUAUGGCUGGUGAAACUCUUAGGAUUCCUGCUAAAGUUACUGGACGUCCUAAACCAGAAAUUACAUGGACAGUCGAAGAUGCAGAAAUUGACAAAGAGCGUGCUGUUGUAGAAUUUGUUGGUGACAGAUGUGAAUUAGUCAUUAAAGAUACGUUAAGAAAGGACCAUGGAAGAUAUGUUAUCACUGCAUCAAAUGACAGUGGCACCAAAUCUGCAGCAACCAGAGUAGACAUAAUGGAUGUGCCUGGACCUGUACUUGACUUAAAACCAGUUGUUGUCACUAGAAAGAUGAUUUUACUUAACUGGUCAGAACCUGAAGAUGAUGGUGGUAGUGAUAUUAUUGGCUAUACAAUUGAAAGGAAAGAUGCCAAAAUGCAUACCUGGAGGCAACCAAUCGAAACAGAAAAAUCUAAGUGUGACAUCACAGGCAUUCUAGAAGGGGCAGAAUACAUGUUCCGUGUUGUCUGCAAGAACAAAUAUGGCGGUGGUCCACCUGUGGAUAUUGGUCCAAUACCUGCUGUUGAUCCCAAAGGGCCACCAACCUCACCAGAAAAGUUCCAUUACUCAGACAGAACAAAGUCAUCAAUCACACUUACCUGGAGACCUCCCCGUAAUGAUGGUGGCAGUCCAAUUCUAGGCUAUAUAGUUGAAAAGAAACUAAAAACUGCAACUGAAUUUGAACGAGUUAACAAACAGCUCUGCAAAGACACCACACUUUUUGUUGAUAACCUCGCUGAACUAAACAUGUAUGAGUUUAAAGUCAGAGCAGUAAAUGAAUUUGGUGAAAGUGAGCCAUCACUACCACUCAAUGUAGUAAUCCAGGAUGAUGAAGUUCCUCCAACAUUGUUCCUUCGUCUGACUGUCAGAGGAGAUACCAUAUGUGUUAAGCAAGGCGAGCCAGUUAAUAUUCCAGCAGAAGUAACAGGUCUUCCAGCACCUAAAAUCGAGUGGUUCAAAAAUGAUGUUCUCAUUGACAAAUCUACAGAUGCACUGAAACUAAGCAAGCAGGUGGAGUCAAGAACUGAAGCGAAAAUUCAGCUUAGUAUAGCUUCUUCAGAUAGGAAAGACACUGGUGUCUAUACUGUCACUGCCUCAAAUCGUCUAGGAACUGCAACAAGAACUGUGAAUGUGCAUGUACUUGAUCGUCCUAGCCCCCCAAGAAACCUUGUCGUUUCUGAUAUAAAGGCUGAAUCAUGCUAUUUAACUUGGGAUGCACCUGAGGAUAAUGGCGGCUCUGAAAUCACCAACUACAUUGUUGAUAAACGUGAUGCCAGCAAAAAGAAAUCUGAAUGGGAGGAGAUAAACAACAUUGUAAUUGAUAAGCGUUAUGGAAUUUGGAACCUUACAACAAAUGGUGAUUAUCAAUUCAGAGUCAGAGCACAGAAUAAAUAUGGAAUCAGCGAUGACUGUCUUUCUGAAAAGGUUGUUAUCAAAGAUCCAUUUGGCCUUCCAGGAGCGCCUGGAAAACCAAAGGUGUCAGAUUAUACCAGGUCUUCAAUGUUGGUUAUUUGGGAACCUCCUCUGGACAAUGGUGGUGCUCCAAUCACAGGGUACUGGCUGGAAAAGAGAGAAGUGGGUGGAGUCUACUGGGCUCGUGUUAACAGAGCACCUGUAACAAAGCCUUCUGUUAAAGGUCUGGAAUUUAAUGUACUGCGCCUAAUUGAAGGAGUUGAGUACCAAUUCAGAGUCAUGGCUGAAAAUGCUGCAGGAAUUGGCCCUCCAAGUGAACCUUCUGAUCCUGCUUUGGCUGUUGAUCCUGUCUAUCCACCAGGUGCUCCAUCUGGUCUUGGAGUAACUGACAAGUCUAAGAAUUCUGUGUCUCUUGCCUGGAAACCUCCAGAAAAAGAUGGUGGUAGUCCAAUUAAAGGGUACAUUGUUGAAAUGCUAGAAGAGGGCACCUCUGACUGGGUAAAAGCCACAGAACCAGAUAAAUUACUGCCUUCAUGUAGUUAUGUUGUACCCAACCUAAAAGAACUGAAGAAAUACAGAUUCAGAGUAAAAGCUGUCAAUGCAGCUGGUGAAUCCGAUCCAAGUAUAACAACUGCGGAGAUUAUUGUCAAAGAUAUUCAAGAAGAGCCAGAUGUUACUCUCAAUAUUGGAGCACAAGAUCUUCUUGUUUGUCGUGCUGGGUCAACAAUCAAAAUUCCAGCAGUUAUUACUGGACGUCCAGUUCCAAAAGCAACUUGGGAAUUUGAUGGGGAAGCAGUGAAGCAUAUGAAGGAUGACAUCCACAAUAUUCCAACUGAUGCAGAGCUUGAAGCGACUGACACUACAUCAACAAUUACAAUCCCUCAGUGCAACAGAAGCCAUUCUGGCCGAUACAGUAUUACAGCAAAGAACAAAGCAGGACAGAAGACAGUUCAUGUCAGAGUCAAUGUACUGGAUGCCCCAGGCCCACCAAAAGACCUUAAAGUAAGUGAUAUUACCAGAAGCACCUGCAGGCUGUCCUGGAAACCACCUGACAACGAUGGUGGAGACAGAAUUAAGGGCUACGUAAUUGAAAAGAGGACUGUUGAGGGGAAAGCUUGGACAAAAGCUAAUCCUUGUUGUGCUGGUACCUCUUUUGUUGUACCCGAUCUUAUUGAAGGUCAAGAAUAUUUCUUCCGUGUGCGAGCAGAAAAUCGAUUUGGUACUGGAGCACCUGUGACAACUAUACAGAGGACAAGAGCAAGAGAUCCAAUCUAUCCUCCAGAACCACCUACAAGACUGAAAUUUGGAAUUGUGACUAAGAAUUCAGUUACCUUGAGUUGGAGACCACCAAAGAAUGAUGGUGGUGCUCCUGUAACACACUACAUUAUUGAAAAGCUUACCUGGGACACUGCUGGUGAAGAAAAACAAGCCUGGAAGCAGUGCAACAAACGUGAUGUAGAGGAAACGACAUUUAAAGUAGAAGAUCUUAAGGAAGGUGGCGAAUAUGAAUUCCGUGUUAAAGCUGUAAAUGAAGCAGGUCCAAGCAGACCAUCCGCUACUGUUGGUCCCCUUGUUGUGAAAGACCAAACAUGUGCACCAUCUAUUGAACUCAAAGAAUUCCUAGAGGCUGAAGAGCGUACAGAUAUCAACAUUGUAGCAAAAGUCAAGGGUGUGCCAGCUCCUACACUGACAUGGUUUAAGGCCCCACCACAUAAGCCUGAUGACAAAAAAGAAGUGCAAUAUGAUGCACAUGUCAAUAAGAUAGUUGCAGAAGAAACAUGUACAUUGUUAAUCCAACAAUCUCGUAGAAAUGAUACUGGAUUGUACACUUUGACAGCAACUAACAGUCUUGGAACUGCUUCUAAAGAAAUGAGGCUGAAUGUCUUAGGACCACCUGGACCACCAGUUGGGCCAAUUAAGUUUGAGAAUAUUACUGCUGAAACUAUGACAAUAUCAUGGCUUCCUCCAAAAGAUGAUGGUGGAUCUAAGAUCACAAAUUAUGUGAUAGAAAAACGUGAAGCCAAUAGAAAAACUUGGGUACAUGUCACCAGUGAAGCUACCGAAUGCAUCUAUUCAGUACCUAAGCUAUUGGAGGGUCACGAAUAUAUAUUCAGAAUAAUGGCUCAGAAUCAGUAUGGCAUUGGACAGCCACUUGACAGUGAACCAGAAACAGCAAGAAAUCUGUACACUGUUCCUGGACAGUGUGAGAAGCCAGUAAUCAGCAGCGUAACACGUGAUUCCAUGACAGUUAACUGGGAAGAACCAGAGUACGAUGGAGGAUCUCCAGUGACUGGAUAUUGGCUGGAACGCAAAGAAACCACAGGAAAGAGGUGGAACAGAGUAAAUCGUGACCCAAUUAGAGUUAUGCCUCUUGGUGUUUCACACAAUGUAACUGGUCUAAUUGAGGGAUCAGAAUAUCAGUUCCGUGUAAUAGCCAUCAAUGCAGCAGGAGAUGGCCCUCCUAGUAUGCCUUCUGAUCCAGCAUUUGCUAGAGAUCCUAUUGCACCACCUGGUCCACCAUUUCCCAAAGUUACUGACUGGACUAAGUCAACUGUUGAUGUUGAAUGGACACCUCCUUCAAAAGAUGGCGGGUCAAAGAUCACUGGCUAUUUUAUUGAAUAUAAAGAAGAAGGAAAAGAAGAAUGGGAAAAAGCCAAAGAUAAAGAGGUCAGAGGUAAAAAGUUUGUAGUGCCUGGAUUAAAAGAAGGUGGUCUGUACAGAUUUAGAGUAAGAGCAGUCAAUGCUGCUGGUGUUGGAGAACCUGGCGAAGUUUCAGAAGUAAUUGAAGUAAAAGACAGAAUCAUUCUUCCAGAUAUUGAGUUAGAUGCAGCUGUCAAGGAGAGAAUAGUUGUUCAUGCAGGUGGAACCAUCCGCAUUUUGGCAUAUGUCUCAGGAAAACCUCCUCCCCAGAUUUCCUGGGGAAGAGAUGAGAGGUCCUUACCAGAAGAAGCUAAGAUUGAAACAACAGCAAUUAGCUCUGCAGUGGUUAUUCCAAAAUGCCAGAGAAAACAUCAGGGCAUUUAUACUCUUCUGGCUAAGAAUGAAGGUGGAGAAAGGAAGAGGACUAUAAUUGUUGAUGUAUUAGAUGUUCCUGGUCCAGUUGGAACACCAUUCCGAACAGAAAACCUAACCUCUGAUUCAUGCAAAUUGACAUGGUUUUCUCCAGAGGAUGAUGGUGGGUCCACAAUAACUAAUUAUAUAAUUGAAAAACGUGAAGCUGACCGCAGAGCAUGGACACCAGUAACAUGUACAGUUACAAGACAAAAUGCUAUUGUUCAAAAUCUUAUUCAAGGCAAAGCUUACUUUUUCCGCAUUGCACCUGAAAAUAUAAUUGGCAUGGGUCCAUUUGUUGAGACUGACAAAGAGAUUGUUAUAAAGGAACCAGUCUCUGUACCUGAGCGUCCUGAGGACCUUGAAGUAACAGAAGUCACCAAGGAUUCCGUUAGCUUGUCCUGGAGGCCACCUAAGUAUGAUGGUGGUUCAGACAUUACCAUGUAUAUUUUGGAAUGCCGCCUGAUUGGUAAGGAUAAGUUCACUAGAGUUACAAAAGAAAAGCUUCUUAAUAGGAAGUAUAAACAUGAUGGACUUAAAGAAGGUGAUACAUAUGAAUAUCGUGUUAGUGCUGUUAAUGCUAUUGGACAAGGAAAACCUUCAUUCUGCACAAAGCCAAUCACCUGCAAAGAUGAGCUAGCUCCACCAAGCAUUGAGCUGGAUUUCCGAGACAAGCUUGUUGUACGAGUUGGUGAGGCAUUUAGCUUGGAUGGUCGUUAUGGUGGAAAACCAGCACCAAAAGUUACAUGGUUUAAAGAUGAUAUUGGAGUAAAGGAAAGUGAAAGAGUCAAGAUCAAGACCACUCCUAGCACGCUCUGCCUGGGAAUCUUUAAAAGUGUUCGUGAAGAUUCAGGAAGAUACUGUGUCGUGGUGGAAAAUAGCACAGGGGCAAGAAAAGGCUUUUGCAAUGUUAUUGUUGCUGAUCGUCCUCAGCCACCAGUGGGACCAGUUAUAUUUGAUGAGGUUCACAGAGAUCAUAUGGUUAUUUCUUGGAAGCCGCCAGUUGAUGAUGGUGGAAGUGCAAUUACAAAUUACAUUGUUGAGAAGAGAGACACAAACAGAGAACUCUGGAUGCCAGUUACUUCUACAACUACCAAAACCACAUGUAAUAUACUGAAACUUAUUGAAGGAAGAGAGUAUAUCAUUCGCAUUGCUGCUGAAAAUGUGUAUGGCAUAAGUGAUCCUCUAUUCUCUGAUGAAAUGAAGGCUAAAGAUCGCUUCAGAGUUCCUGAAGCUCCUGAGCAACCAGUUGUUAAAGAUGUUAAAAAGGACUCUGCUGUAGUCACUUGGAACAGACCACGAGAUGGUGGCAAACCAAUAUUUGCUUAUAUUCUUGAGAGGAAGGAAACUAUGUCUAAGCGCUGGGCCAAAGUAACCCAAGAACCAAUAUUUCCAGAUACUCAGUUCAAAGUACUUGACCUUCUUGAGGGCUGUGAAUAUGAAUUCCGAGUUUCUGCAGAAAAUGAAAUUGGUGUUGGUGAUCCCAGCCCACCGUCUUUACCAUUCUUUGCUAAGGAUCCAAUUGUGAAACCAAGCCCACCUGUUAAUCCAGAAGCUGUAGACAAAACUAAAAAUUCAGUUGAUUUGUCUUGGCAACCUCCACGCCAUGAUGGAAAAGGCAAGAUUAUUGGUUAUAUUGUUGAGUAUCUGAAACCUGGAGCUGAGGAGUGGACAAGAUCAAAUCAAACACCAGACUCAUGUCCUGAUACACAUUUCAAGGUGAUGGGCCUUACAGAAGGAGAAACAUACAAAUUUAGGGUUCUGGCAGUGAAUGCAGCUGGGGAAUCAGAUCCAGCCUAUGUUCGUGAUCCAGUACAGGCAGUUGAUAGACUUGAACCACCAGAGCUAAUGGUUGAUGCAAACAUGGCACGAGAACUCCAUGUAAAAGCUGGAAAUACUAUGACUCUAAGUGCUUUAAUCAAAGGUGUGCCGUACCCUAAGGUGUCUUGGAAAAAGAAUGACCUAGAAGUACCAACUAAGGCAGAUAUUAUUGUCACAAAUGUAGGCAGCAAACUUGAAAUUCGGCACUGUGUUCAUAGUGAUGGAGGGCAAUAUUCAUUGACAGCAGAAAAUGCUGCUGGCUCGAAGACUGCUUCUGUUAAUGUAAUUGUAUUAGAUAAACCUGGCCCACCUAGGAACCUACAGAUCUCUGAAGUUAGGAGGGACUCUUGCUAUCUUACAUGGAAAGAGCCAGAAGACAAUGGUGGCUCUGUCAUUACAAAUUAUGUUGUAGAAAAACGUGAUGUGGCAUCUGCCAAGUGGGUGCCUAUUUCCACUUCUACAAAGAAGCACAGCAUUAUGGCAAAACAUCUUAUGGAAGGAAAUCAGUAUCUUUUCCGUGUAGCUGCUGAAAAUCACUACGGCAGAAGUGACUUCAUAGAAAGCACUAAGCCUAUUAAAGCAACAGAUCCAAUAUAUCCUCCUGGGCCUCCCAAGAACGUGCAUCAUGUAGAUGUUGACAAAACAGAAGUUUCUCUUGCCUGGAACUGGCCUGAUCGGGAUGGUGGCUCUGAAAUCACAGGAUUUUUGGUAGAGUACCAAGAAGAAGGAGCAGAAGACUGGCUUAAGUUUAAGACUGUCAGAAUACCAGAGUGUGUUGUUACUGGACUAGAACAAGGAAAAACAUAUAAAUUCAGAGUAAAAGCAGAGAAUGCUGUGGGUCUGAGUCGUCCAGAUUCAACUAUACCUGUAUUAUGCCAGGAGAAACUAGUGGCUCCAUCUGUUGAAGUAGAUGUAAAACUGAUUGAAGGUCUCACUGUAAAAGCUGGCAGUACAGUCAGAUUGCCAGCAAUCAUUAGAGGUGUUCCUUUUCCAACUGCUAAAUGGGUUACUGACAGCAGUGAAAUAAAAUCAGAAGGAAAUUACACAGUUGCUACAGAUAAUUUCUCAUCAACUUUAACCAUCAAAGAAUGUACCAGAAAAGAUACCGGUGAAUAUUUACUUACUGUUAGUAAUGCAGCAGGCAGCAAAACAGUUGCUCUUCAUUUAACAGUCUUGGAUGUUCCUGGUCCACCAACUGGUCCUAUCAAUAUUCUUGAAGUAACACCAGAAUAUAUGGUUAUCUCUUGGCGUCCACCAAAGGAUGAUGGUGGAAGUCCUAUAAUGAACUACAUUGUUCAAAAACGAGAAAGUAAGAAAGACACUUGGGGAAUAGUCAGUUCAGGAAGCACCAGUACUAAACUUAAAAUCCCACGGCUCCAGAAGGGCAGUGAAUAUAUUUUCCGUGUGCAAGCAGAAAACAAAAUUGGCAUUGGUGAGCCACUGGAUUCCCAACCAACAGUUGCUAAACAUAUGUUUGAUGUACCGUCUCCACCAGGCAAACCAGUUGUUUCUGAUAUUACUGAAAAUGCAGCCACUGUGAUAUGGACAAUACCAAAAUCGGAUGGUGGCUCUCCAAUUAGUGGUUACAUUGUAGAAAGAAGAGAAGUAUCAGGAAAGUGGGUUCGUGUUAACAAAACACCUGUGUUGGAUCUUAAAUUCAGAUGUUUAGGAAUGUUUGAAGGAAACGCCUACGAGUUUAGAGUUUUUGCAGAAAAUAUUGCUGGUUUAAGUAAGCCAUCACCAAUUUCUGAUCCAAUAAGAGCUGCACGUCCAAUUACUCCACCUGGACCACCUGUCAAUCCAAAGCUAAAAGACAAGAGUAGAGAAACAGCUGACUUAGUGUGGACAAAACCAAACAAAGAUGGAGGAAGUCCCAUUCUGGGAUACAUUGUUGAGUGUCAAAAAUCAGGAACAACUGCAUGGACUAGAAUCAAUAAAGAUGAUCUCAUAAAGCUGUGUGCAUAUAGGGUACCAGGUCUCAUAGAGGGCAAUGAAUACAAGUUCCGUAUUAAGGCUGUGAACAUUGUUGGGGAAGGAGAACCAAGGGAAUUGCCAGAAACUGUCCUUGCUAAAGAUAUUCUUCACCCACCAGAAGUAGAGCUUGAUAUAACAUGUCGUGACCUGCUCACUGUUAGGGUGGGACAGAUAAUUAAUAUUACUGCCCGUGUUAAAGGUAGACCAGACCCAGAUAUUACGUGGUCUAAGGAUGGAAAAGUCCUUGCUAAAGAAAAGCGAGUUGUGAUGAAUAAUGAUUUCCCUCUUGUUGAACUACAGAUUAAAGAAGCUGUUAGAGCAGAUCAUGGCAAAUAUCUUAUCAUGGCCAAGAACAACAGUGGACAAGCUCAGGCAGCUGUUGUAGUCAAUGUACUAGACAGACCUGGACCUUGUAAAAACAUAAAGAUAAGUUAUGUUACAAAAGACUCUUGCAUGAUUGCCUGGGAAAAUCCUGAUGAUAAUGGAGGCACAGAAAUAACAAAUUAUAUUAUAGAAAGUCGUGAACCUAAUCAAAGAGGUUGGUCAGUGAUCUCCUCAGAUGCUACCAAACGAUUAAUAAAAGCCUCAUUAAUAGAAAACCAUGAAUAUUUAUUUAGGGUUUGUGCUGAAAAUAAGGUUGGGCCUGGUCCUGUUACUGAAACUAAAACACCAAUUCUGGCAAUUAAUCCUGUUGAAAAGCCUGGUGAACCCCAGAAUCUCCACGUUGCUGAAACAGGAAAAACAUUUGCCUAUCUUAAAUGGAAUAAACCUGAUUAUGAUGGCGGCAGCCCGAAUCUUACUUACCAUGUUGAGAGAAAGCUUAAAGAUUCUGAUGAAUGGGAAAGGGUACAUAAAGGUAGCAUUAAAGAAACACACUUUAUGGUUGAAAAGUGCAUUGAAAACCAAACAUAUCAAUUUAGAGUCCAGACCAAGAAUGAGGGUGGUGAAAGCAAUUGGGUAAAAACAGGUGAAGUAAUAGUCAAGCAAGAACUCCAGAAACCUGUGCUAGAUCUGAAAUUAGUUGGGACAUUGAUUGUAAAAGCAGGAGAUACAAUCAGGCUUGAGGCUGGACUCAGAGGAAAACCACAGCCUGAAGUUAUUUGGGCUAAAGAUAAAGAUGUUGCGGAUAUGUCCAGAUCACCAAGAGCUAAAAUUGAAACCACAAGUGAGUCAUCUAAAUUUGCACUGAUAAAAUCAAAAAGAGAAGACAGUGGCAAAUACGUCAUUACUGCAACAAAUGAAGCUGGUAGCUUUACAGCCUAUGCUAUUGUUAAUGUUUUGGAUAAACCUGGCCCAGUCAGGGACCUCAAAGUUGCCAAUGUUUCAAUUGACAGGUGUACAGUCAAGUGGGAACCACCAGAGGAUGAUGGGUCCUGUGAAAUCCAAAACUAUAUUAUAGAAAAAUGUGAAAGCAAGAGAAUGAUUUGGUCUACAUAUUCUUCAUCAAUAUUGACAAACUAUGUCCAUGUCACUCACCUGAUAGAAGGUAAUGAAUAUAUCUUUAGAGUACGUGCUGAGAAUAAAAUGGGCACUGGUCCACCAACAGAAACUAAACCAAUAAUAGCUAAGACUCAGUUUGGUAGGCCUGGUCCACCUGAUCCACCAGAAAUCACAAAAUUUGGCAAAGAAGAAAUGACAGUUGUGUGGAAUCCACCAGAAAAUGAUGGUGGCAAAUCAAUCACAGGAUAUAUUCUUGAGAAGAAAGAGAAGAGGUCACUUAGAUGGGUGGCUGUUACAAAAAGCCCUAUUCCAGAGAGACGCAUGAAGGUCACAAACCUGAUCCCUGGCCAUGAAUACCAGUUCCGUGUCAAAGCAGAAAAUGAAGUUGGACUUGGCGAACCAAGCAUGCCAUCAAAGCCUGUUGUUGCAAAGGAUCCAAUAGAACCCCCUGGUCCUCCAACCAGUCUGAAAGUGGUUGAUAGUACCAAGACAUCUAUUACUCUUGGAUGGGUUAAACCAGCUUAUGAUGGUGGUGCACCAAUUAUUGGCUAUGUUGUUGAAAUGAGACCUAAGGGAGUAAGUAAAUCUCCUGAUGAAGGAUGGAAAAGGUGCAAUGUGGCUGCUCAGCUUGUUCGUACAGAAUAUACUGUGACAAGUCUUUCUGAAAAAGAAGAAUAUGAAUUCAGAGUCUCUGCUCAAAAUCAGGUUGGCCUUGGUCGUCCUGCUGAACUAAAAGAAGCUGUGUCACCUAAGGAAAUACUCGAAUCACCAGAGAUUGAGCUAGAUGCAAGUCUUAGGAAGGUGGUCACAGUCAGAGCUGGAUGCCCCAUCAGACUCUUUGCCACUAUUAGAGGUCGCCCUGCACCAAAAGUAACCUGGAGAAGAAUGGGAAUUGACAAUGUAGUUAGAAAAGGGCAGGUUGAUCUUUUAGAUAAUAUGGCCUUCCUUGUGAUCCCUGAUUCCACACGUGAUGAUUCGGGUAAAUAUUCCCUGAUGCUUAAAAAUGCAGCUGGAGAGAAGGCUGUUUUUGUACUUGUCCGAGUACUGGAUACUCCUGGACCUGUGGCAGACUUUCAAGUUAGUGAUAUCACAAAAAUGUCAUGUCAGUUUUCAUGGUCACCACCUGAGAAUGAUGGCGGAAGUCAAGUAACACACUAUAUUCUGGAGAAACGUGAAGCGGACAGAAAGACAUGGGCUACAGUCAUUGCUGAUUGUAAGAAGACUAGCUUCAAAGUGGCUAACCUGGUACCAGGAACUCAGUAUUUCUUUAGAGUGACUGCUGUAAACCAGUACGGCUCUGGUGUUCCAAAAGAAACUCCAAAACCUGUUCUGGCAUCUGAUCCACUCAGUGAACCUGAUCCACCUAGAAAAGUUGAAGUUGUUGAAAUUACAAAGAACAGUGCUACUGUGAGUUGGCUGCCACCACUUCGUGAUGGUGGAUCUAAAAUUGAUGGAUACAUAAUUGACUACCAAGAAGAAGGUGAAAGUCGUUGGCCAACUUACUCUAUUGUCAAGGAUUUGAGCAUUGUUGUUGCAGGACUGAAAGAAGGAAAGAAAUACAAAUUUAGAGUUGCAGCUAGAAAUGCUGUUGGAGUAAGCGCAACAAGAGAAACAGAUGGAUUAAUUGAAGUCAAGGAGCAAUUAAUGGUGCCUAAAAUCAUUAUGCCUGAAAUGAUCUCUAUCAAAGCUGGUCAGAAGCUUAGAGUUGAAGCUCAUAUAUUUGGUAAGCCUUUCCCAAUUUGUAAGUGGAAGAAAGGAGAUGAAGAUAUUGCAACAUCCAGUCGAUUGGCUAUACAUAAAUCCCAGAAUGUGUCUGUUCUUAUUAUAAAAGAUGUAACUAGGAAAGACAGUGGUUACUACAGCAUCUCUGCUGAAAAUAGUGCUGGAGUUACCUCUCAGAGAAUAAAAGUGGUGGUAAUGGAUAUCCCUGGGCCACCACAACCUCCUUUUGAAAUUUCUGAUAUUGAUGCGGAUGCUUGCACAUUGGCCUGGCACAUGCCACAUGAAGAUGGAGGUAGCAACAUUACUAACUAUGUGGUGGAAAAAUGUGAUGUAAGUCGAGGUGACUGGGUGACUGCUGUAUCUUCUGUAACAAAGACAAGUGCCAGAGUUGGAAAACUGAUCCCUGGUCAAGAAUAUAUCUUCCGUGUUCGUGCUGAGAAUCGCUUUGGAAUUUCUGAACCACUUACGUCAGACAAAAUGGUUGCUAAAUUUCCUUUUGAUGUACCUAGUGAACCCAAAAAUGUACAUAUCACCAAAGUCAACAAGGAAUGCGUUUUUGUGGCAUGGGACAGACCAGACAAUGAUGGUGGCAGCCCCAUUACUGGUUACAUCAUUGAGCGGAAAGAAAGGAACAGCCUAUUGUGGGUUAAAGCUAAUGAUACAGCUGUACGAUCCACUGAAUACCCAUGUGGUGGCUUGAUUGAAGGACUGGAGUAUACAUUCAGAGUAUCUGCCUUGAAUAGAGCAGGAGCAAGCAAGCCUAGCAAACCAACAGAAUUUGUCACAGCAAGAACACCUGUUGAUCCGCCUGGCAAACCUGAAGUUAUUGACAUUACUAAAAAUUCAGUAUCACUUGUCUGGACCCGGCCAAAACAUGAUGGUGGAAGCAAACUCAUAGGCUACUAUGUAGAAGCAUGCAAACUUCCAGGUGACAAGUGGGUGAGAUGUAAUGCAAGCAGUCGUCAUGUCCCCACUGAACAGUAUACUGUUUCUGACUUGGAGGAAGGUGCACAGUAUCAAUUUAGAAUUAUUGCUAAGACUGCUAUCAAUAUUAGCAGGCCAUCUGAACUCUCUGAUCCAAUUACAGUAUUGGCAGAAAAUGUUCCACCAAAGAUUGACUUGGGUGUAUCAAUGAAAUCUUUGAUUACUGUAAAAGCCGGAUCUAAUGUUUGUCUUGAGGCCAAUGUGUUUGGAAAACCUAUGCCAAAAGUAACUUGGAAGAAGAAUGGAGAGCUUGUGAAGCUAGCUGAUGGAGUUAAAAUCACAUCACAGAGGAAUUAUUGUUCCCUCGAAUUAUUUAGUGUCAGAAGGCAUGAAUCAGGGGAGUAUACCAUUACUGCUGAAAAUGCUAGUGGAUCGAAAUCAGCCAACAUAAAACUAAAAGUCCUUGAUAAGCCUGGUCCUCCUGCUUCUGUGAAAAUAACUGGUGUAUAUUCUGAUCGUGUAACUCUUGUUUGGGACCCACCACUAGAGGAUGGAGGAUCAGAUAUCACUAACUAUAUUGUUGAUAAACGUGAAACUAGCAGACCAAAUUGGGCUCAAGUUUCUGCAAAUGUUCAGCUUACCAGCUGUGGUGUUGAGAAGUUGAUUGAAGGACACGAAUACCAGUUCCGCAUCAGUGCAGAGAAUAAAUAUGGAGUUGGUGAUCCAAUCAUAACUGAGUCAGUUGUUGCUAAAAACCCCUACGGUGUUCCUGGAUGCUGUGAUCCUCCAGUUAUUAGUAAUAUCACCAAAGAUCACAUGACUGUAAGUUGGAAAGCUCCAGCAGAUGAUGGUGGAUCACCUAUAACUGGGUACUUACUGGAGAAAAGGGAAACCAAAGCUCUUAACUGGACAAAAGUAAAUAGGAGGCCAAUUAUUGAGAGAACACUUAAAGCAACAGGACUGCAAGAAGGCACAGAGUAUGAAUACAGAGUAAUAGCACUGAACAAAGCUGGAGCAGGCAAACCAAGUGAUGCUUCCAAGGCAGCAAUUGCCCUUGAACCUAUGUAUCCACCAGGACCGCCUGCUUUCCCCAAAGUAACUGAUACAACUCGUAGUUCAGUAAGUUUAUCUUGGAGCAAACCAGCAUACGAUGGUGGAAGUCCAAUCCUAGGUUAUCUUGUUGAAGUGAAGAGAGCUGAUUCUGCUGAGUGGAUUAGAUGCAAUGUACCUAAAAACCUUCAAGUCACACAGUAUGUUGUAACUGGACUGGCUGACAAUAUAGAGUAUCAGUUCCGUAUUACUGCUGUCAACAAGAUUGGAUAUAGUGAACCCAGUGAAGUCCCAGACAAGCACUUUGCAAAAGACAUUCUAAUUGCUCCUGAAGCAGAACUUGAUGCUGAACUAAGAAAGGUACUUGUUUUGCGUGCUGGUGUGACAAUGAGAAUUUAUGUACCAGUCAGAGGUCGCCCUAAACCAAAGAUUACAUGGGCCAAGAUGAAUGCUAACAUCAGAGACAGACAAGGACUUCUAAUCAAGACUACAGAUUAUGAUACACUAUUGUACUGUGAAAAUGUGAACAGAUAUGAUGCUGGCAAGUACAUUUUGACACUCGAGAAUAGCAGUGGGGUAAAGACAUACACAAUUGUAGUGAAAGUUCUUGAUACCCCCGGACCACCAGUAAACCUGGCUGUUAAAGAAACAUCUAAAGACUAUGCUGUAAUCUCUUGGGAUCCCCCUCUUAUAGAUGGUGGUAGUCCAGUUAAAAAUUACAUAGUGGAAAAACGUGAUGCAGAAAGAAAAGCAUGGGCCACUGUGUCUAUAGACUGUCCCAAAACCACGUUCAGAAUCCAAAAUCUGGAAGAAGGCAAAUUUUACUUUUUCAGAGUUCUAGCUGAAAAUGAGCAUGGCAUUGGUGAACCAUGUGAAACACACGACGCUGUCAAGGCUUCUGAAAAACCAGGACCAGUUGUAGAUCUGAAAUGUGUGGCGGUUUCUAAAUCUUCCUGUAGUCUUGCAUGGAAGAAACCUAUUAGUGACGGGGGAAGUCGCAUUACUGCUUAUGUUGUAGAAAUGAUGACUGCUGAAGACAAAUGGAAGGAAGUUCUGAGAUCAAAGAAUAUGCAGUAUGCAGCAAAAGACCUAGAAGAAGGAAAAGAGUAUACAUUCCGUGUGAGAGCCCAAAAUGAUGCUGGUUACAGUUCACCAUGUGAAAUUUCAGUUCUCGCAAAAGAUCAUGUUGUUCUACCAAGUAUUGAUCUGAGAGAUGUGCCUGACCUGUACUAUGUAGCUAAAGAAGGUAGCAGCUUCCGCCUCAAGCUUCCAAUAAGUGGAAAACCUGCCCCUGCAGUUACUUGGAAAAAAGGAGAUGAUCAAAUUCUGACUGACAGUGGGAGAGUUGCAGUUGAAUCAACAGCAGUUAAUACUACUCUUCUAGUCCACGAUUGUCAGAAGGACGAUGCUGCAAAAUACAAUAUCACAUUAAAGAACACUGCAGGCACCAAGGAAGCCUUUAUAUUCAUGAAAGUUGUUGGCAAGCCUGACAUUCCCACUGGGCCAAUAAAGUUCGAAGAGGUUACUGCAGAUGCUAUUACUUUGAUCUGGGGACCACCAAAGGAUAAUGGUGGUUCAGAAAUCACAAAUUAUAUCCUGGAGAAAAGAGAUAAUACCACUAAUAAAUGGGUCACAUGUGCCUCUGCUGUACAAAAGACCUCAUUUAGAGUUACAAGACUUCAUGAAGGAACUGAGUAUGUUUUCCGUGUCAGCGCUGAAAACAAGUAUGGAGUUGGAGAGGGUCUUAAGUCAGUUCCUGUUACUGCAAAGCAUCCAUUUGAUGUGCCUGAUGCCCCUGCACCUCCCCAAAUCCUUGCAAUGAGGCAUGAUUCUGCUUCACUGGUUUGGACAGACCCAAGAAAAACUGGAGGUUCUCCAAUUACAGGAUAUCAUGUGGAAUAUAAGGAAAAGAAUAGCUUACUAUGGAAGAGAGCCAGCAAGACUCCACUGAGAAUGAAAGAUUUUAGAGUCGCAGGAUUAACUGAAGGACUUGAAUAUGAAUUCCGAGUUAUGGCAAUCAACAUGGCAGGCAUAGGCAAACCAAGUGGUCCAUCUGAAUCUGCUGUGGCACUUGAUCCAAUCGAUCCUCCUGGUAAGCCAGAAGUAAUAAAUGUAACCAGGAACUCUGUGACACUCAUAUGGACAGAGCCUAAGUAUGACGGUGGUCACAAGCUGACUGGAUAUAUUAUCGAAAAGCGUGAUUUACCAUCAAAGGCCUGGAUGAAAGCCAACCACAUUAAUGUUCAGGAAUGCGCAUUUACUGUAACUGAUCUUACUGAGGGUUGCAAAUAUGAAUUUAGAAUUAAAGCAAAGAAUACUGCUGGUGCCAUUAGCCCUCCAUCUGAAACUACAGACACCAUUGUUUGCAAAGAUGAAUAUGAGGCUCCAUCAAUUGUCAUAGAUUCAACAGUAAAAGAAGGGUUGACAGUUAAAGCUGGAGAUACAAUUGUAAUUACUGCUACCAGUAUACUUGGUAAGCCACCACCGACAUCAGUUUGGUCUAAGGGAGGAAAGGACUUUAAGCCAUCAGAUAUUGUACAGAUUGAAACAACACCUACCUCAUCUACUCUAACUGUCAAAUAUGCCUCUAGGAAAGAUUCUGGUGAAUAUACCAUCACUGCAAGCAAUCCUUUUGGUACGAAAGAGGAGCAUGUCAAUGUAAAAGUGCUUGAUGUCCCUGGGCCUCCUGGUCCUAUUGAAAUUAGCAAUGUCUCCGCUGAGAAAGCUACACUUAUAUGGGCACCUCCUACUGAAGAUGGUGGAUCACCAAUUAAAUCUUAUGUGCUUGAGAAGAGAGAGACUAGUCGUUUGCUGUGGACAUUAGUAGCAGAAGAUAUUGACUCAUGCAGACAUGUUGUAAGCAAACUUAUUCAAGGCAAUGAAUACAUUUUCCGAGUGUCAGCUGUUAACCAGUAUGGUGUUGGUGAGCCAGUACAGUCAGAACCUGUAAAAAUGGUUGAUAGAUUUGGGCCACCGGGUGCUCCAGAAAAACCAGAAAUUACAAAUGUAACCAAGAACACUGCUACUGUUUCAUGGAAAAGACCAGCAGAUGAUGGUGGCAGUGAAAUAACUGGAUACUAUGUAGAAAGAAAGGAGAGGAGAGGACUAAGAUGGAUAAGAGCAACAAAGAAGCCAGUUUCAGAUCUAAGAUUUAAAGUGACUGGUCUCACAGAACAAACAGAAUAUGAAUUCCGUGUCACAGCAGAAAAUAAGGCUGGACUUGGGCCACCAAGUGAUGCAUCUUCACCUGUGUUAACUAAAGAUGUAGCCUAUGUUCCAGGGCCACCUUCAAACCUGAGAGUAAUUGAUACUACCAAGACUACAGCCACUUUAACUUGGGGUAAACCUCAUUAUGAUGGUGGACUAGAAAUUAUUGGGUACAUAGUAGAACACAAGAAAGAAGGGGAAGAAGAGUGGGUAAAGGACACAACAGGGACUGCCCUCAGAAUUACAGAAUUUGUUGCUGCAAAUCUUCAGUCAGGUGCAAAGUACCAAUUUCGAGUCAGUGCUAUUAAUGCAGAAGGCACAGGGGAGCCUGCCUUAGUUGAAAAUGUUGAAAUUAAAGAACUCGAAGAACCACCUGAUUUUGAGCUUGAAGCUGAACUUAGAAGAACCCUUGUUGUUAGAGCUGGAGUAAGUAUUCGCAUAUUUGUGCCCAUUAAGGGACGUCCAACACCUGAAGUCACAUGGUUAAAGGGUGAUGAGCCACUCAAAGGCCGUGCGAAUAUUGAAGUCACAGAAUCUUACACUCUUCUGGUUGUUCCAGAAUGCAACAGGCAUGAUGCAGGAAAAUACACUUUGACUCUUGAGAAUGCUGCUGGUAAAAGGACUGGUUUUGUGAAUGUUAGAGUUUUAGAUUCUCCUGGACCACCUACAAAUCUUAAAGCAAAAGAAAUCUCCAAAGACAGCAUUACACUUCAGUGGGAUCUGCCGCACUUAGAUGGUGGUUCCCGUAUAACAAACUAUAUAGUUGAGAAACGUGAAUCAACCCGCAAGGCAUACUCAACAAUUACCACUAACUGCCAAAAGUGCUCCCUCCGCAUACCAAAUUUGUCUGAAGGAUGCGAGUAUUAUUUCAGAGUAAUGGCAGAAAAUGAGUUUGGCAUUGGUGAGCCAGCUGAAACUACUGACCCAGUAAGAGCAUCUGAGGCUCCAUCGCCACCUGAGAGUCUUAACAUUAUGGAUGUAAGCAAGAAUAGUGUUAGUCUUGCUUGGCCUAAGCCAGAACAUGAUGGUGGCACCAAAAUUACUGGUUAUGUAAUAGAAGCACAAAAGAAGGGCUCAGAGCAGUGGAUACAUAUUGCCACAGUUAAAGCUCUUGAUUACGUAGUAAAGAAUCUGAAUGAAAAUGAAGAAUAUACAUUCAGAGUUAUGGCAGUAAAUAGUGCUGGACGAAGUGAUCCGCGAGAAAGUCGACCUAUUCUUGUCAAAGAACAAACAGUGCUCCCAGAAUUUGAUCUACGUGGCAUUCAUCAGAAAUUGGUUAUUGCAAGGGCAGGAGACAACAUUAAAGUUGAGAUUCCUGUACUAGGUCGACCAAAACCAUCAGUAACAUGGAAGAAAGAUGAUCAACUUCUCAAACAAACUCAAAGGGUUAAUGUGGAAGACACAGCAACAUCAACCAUUUUAAAUAUCAAUGAAUGCAUAAGAGCUGAUGGAGGGAAAUUCAUACUUACAGCUAAGAAUAUUCAUGCGGAGAUCAGUGAUACUAUCACUGUUAUAGUACAUGAUAUUCCUGGACCACCAACAGGACCUAUUAAAUUUGAUGAAAUUUCAGCAGACAACAUAUUGUUCUCAUGGGAACCACCAGAAAAUGAUGGAGGAGUACCAAUAAGCAGUUACAUUGUGGAAAUGCGUGAAACAAACAGUACUUCAUGGGUAGAAUUAGCAGCCACAGUAAUUAGAAAUACUUUCAAAGCUACGCGUCUUGUUACCGGAGCAGAAUAUCAGUUCCGUGUAAAGGCCCAAAAUAGGUAUGGUGUUGGCCCUGCAAUUACUUCCGAGUCCGUAGUUGCUGCUUAUCCCUUUAAAGUACCAGGACCACCAGGUACACCUCAGGUUAUUGCAGUCACAAAAGAUUCAAUGACCAUUAGCUGGAAUGAGCCUGUGAAUGAUGGAGGAAGUCCAGUUCUUGGAUACCAUAUCGAAAGAAAAGAAAGAAACAGUAUUCUCUGGCAGUCUGUAAGCAAGACCCUAGUUGUUGGCAACAUAUUUAAGUCAAGUGGACUUACUGAUGGCAUUGCUUAUGAAUUCCGUGUCACUGCAGAAAAUAUUGCAGGCAAAGGAAAACCAAGCAAGCCAUCUGAACCAGUCUUUGCACUUGAUCCUAUAGAUCCACCUGGUAAACCAACAGCAAUUAAUGUAACCAGAAAUUUAGUAACUCUGCAGUGGACUAAACCUGAAUAUGAUGGAGGCUUUAAGAUAACAGGAUACACAGUUGAAAAGCGAGAUGUUCCUAAUGGACGUUGGUUAAAGGCUAACUUUGGUAAUAUACUUGAAACUGAAUUUACUGUUAGUGGCCUAAGUGAAAAUGCAACAUAUGAGUUCCGUGUAAUUGCCAGAAAUGCUGCUGGUGCUGUCAGUAAACCUUCAGAGCCAACAGAUGCUAUAACAUGCCGUGAUGAUAUUGAGGAACCCAGAAUAUUAGUUGAUGCUAAGUACAAAGAUGUUAUCUUAAUUAAGGCUGGUGAACCAUUCAGACUUGAGGCUGAUGUUGUUGGACGUCCACUUCCGACAAUGGGAUGGGCAAAGGAAGGAAAGGAGCUGGACGAUACAGCAAAACUGGAAAUAAAAAUAACUGACUUCUCUACACUUUUAAUCAACAAGGAUUCUGCAAGAAGAGAUGGUGGUGCAUAUACACUUACAGCUUCUAAUCCAGGUGGAUUUGCAAAACAUGUAUUUAAUGUUAAAGUUCUUGACAGACCAGGGCCACCUGAAGGGCCUUUAGUAGUAUCUGAAGUCACAUCAGAGAAAUGCGUUCUGUCUUGGUUACCACCAUUAGAUGAUGGUGGUGCAAAAAUUGACCACUAUGUGAUUGAGAAGAGGGAAACCAGCAGGCUUGCAUGGACAAAUGUUGCUUCAGAUGUUCAGGUAAACAAACUUAAAGUCACCAAACUGCUAAAAGGUAAUGAAUAUGUGUUCCGUGUUAUGGCGGUCAAUAAGUAUGGAGUUGGAGAAGUUCUGGAAUCUGAACCAGUAAUUGCUGCCAAUCCUUUUGUACCACCUGAUCCACCUAAGACACCUGAGGUAACUGCAGUUACAAAAGAUUCUAUGGUUGUCUGUUGGGGACAUCCUGACUCUGAUGGUGGUAGUGAAAUCAUAAACUAUAUUGUUGAAAGGCGUGAUAAGAGUGGAUUACGUUGGGUGAAAUGCAAUAAGAGGAGUAUCACUGACUUGCGCUACAAAGUUUCUGGUCUAACAGAAGGACAUGAAUAUGAAUAUAGGAUCAUGGCUGAAAAUGCAGCUGGUGUUAGUGCACCAAGUGAAACAAGUCCAUUCUACAAAGCUUGCGAUACUGUCUUUAAACCUGGUCCUCCAGGUAAUCCCAGGGUACUGGACACUAGUAAAUCAUCCAUUACAAUUGCCUGGAACAAACCAAUUUAUGAUGGUGGUUCAGAAAUCACUGGUUACAUGGUAGAGACAUGCUUACCAGAAGAAGAUGAAUGGACAGUUGUAAGUCCACAAGCAGGCCUGAAAGCAACUUCUUACACAAUCACUGGCCUUAAGGAGAAUCAAGAAUACAAAAUUCAUAUUUAUGCAAUAAACUCUGAAGGCACUGGUGAACCAGCUCUUGUUCCAGGAUCUCCUAAAGCUGAAGAAAGAAUGCUGCCUCCUGAAAUUGAACUUGAUGCUGAACUUCGGAAAGUUAUUAGCAUUAGAGCCUGUUGUACUUUAAGGCUGUUUGUCCCAAUCAAAGGAAGACCAGUGCCUGAAGUUAAAUGGGCAAGAGAAGAUGGAGAGCCCUUAGACAGAGCAACCAUUGAAUCAACAAGCUCCUACACCUUGCUUAUAAUUGAAAAUGUGAACCGAUUUGACAGCGGAAAGUAUAUGUUAACAGUAGAGAACAGUUCAGGAAGCAAAACAGCAUUUGUUAAUGUCAGAGUUCUCGAUUCUCCAGGUGCACCACAGCAGCUCAGAAUAAAAGAGAUAACUAAAGAGUCUGUAACAAUUACCUGGGAACCUCCUCUAAUUGAUGGUGGAUCAAAGAUUAAAAAUUAUAUAGUAGAAAAGCGUGAAUCAACCAGAAAAGCAUACUCAACUGUAGUUACUAACUGCCACAAAACAAGCUGGAAAAUUGAUCAAUUGCAAGAAGGCUGUAACUAUUAUUUCAGGGUCCUAGCAGAAAAUGAAUAUGGAGUUGGUCUCCCAGUUGAAACAGGUGAAUCAGUAAAAGUUUCAGAAAGGCCACUACCUCCAGGCAAAAUAAGCAUCCUUAAUGUAACAAGAAAUAGUGUUUCACUUUCCUGGGAAAAACCAGAACACGAUGGAGGUAGUAGAAUAGUGGGUUAUAUUGUGGAAAUGCAGAGUAAGGGCAGUGAGAAGUGGACAACCUGCGCUACAGUUAAAGUAAAUGAAGCUACUGUUAAAGGCUUAACCCAGGGUGAAGAGUACUUGUUCAGAGUUUCAGCUCAGAAUGAGAAAGGAAUUAGUGAUCCUCGCCAGUUAGGUGUUCCUGUUAUUGCAAAAGAUCUUGUAAUUGUGCCAGCGUUCAAACUGUUAUUUACAACCUUUACUGUUCUGGCAGGAGAAGAUUUAAAAGUUGACGUUCCUUUUGUUGCUUGUCCAAAACCUUCUGUCACAUGGCACAAAGACAAUUUACCUUUAAAACAAACAACAAGAGUGAAUGCAGAGAGCACAGAAAACAGCUCUGUACUGAUAAUAAAAGAAGCUUGCAGAGAAGAUGUAGGGCAGUAUGCAGUAACACUUGCAAACUCUGCUGGAGAAACUACAGAAACUCUUAAUAUUGUUGUCCUUGAUAAACCAGGGCCCCCAAAAGGACCUGUGAAAAUUGAUGAAGUAACAGCAGACAGUAUGACUAUUUCUUGGUCACCACCAGACUAUGAUGGUGGAUGCACCAUUAAUAAUUAUAUUGUAGAGAAAAGAGAUACUUCAACUACUACAUGGCAGAUUGUCUCUGCAACUGUUGCAAGAACUACAAUAAAGGCUGGACGACUAAAGACUGGCUGUGAGUAUCAGUUCAGAAUUGCGGCAGAAAACAGGUAUGGAAAGAGUAGUUAUCUUCUGUCAGAAUCUGUUGUAGCACAAUAUCCAUUCAAAGAACCUGGUCCACCAGGCACACCAUUUGUAUCAGCAAUCACCAAAGAUAGCAUGGUUAUACAGUGGAAUGAACCUGUUAAUGAUGGUGGAAGCAAGAUCCUUGGAUACCACUUAGAAAAGAAAGAAAGAAACAGUAUUCUUUGGGUUAAGCUGAACAAAACAGUGCUUCAGGAUACAAGGUUCAAAGCAACUGCUCUUGAAGAAGGCAUUGAAUAUGAAUUUAGAGUUUAUGCAGAAAAUAUUGUUGGCAUUGGAAAACCAAGUAAAGUAUCAGAAUGCUAUGUGGCACGUGAUCCAUGUGAUCCACCAGGUUGCCCUGAAGCUGUUAUUGUUACUAGAAAUUCUGUCACACUUCAGUGGACAAAGCCUGAAUAUGAUGGUGGAAGCAAGAUUACUGGUUACAUAGUUGAAAAGAAAGAACUGCCUGAUGGCCGCUGGAUGAAAGCAAGCUUUACAAAUGUUAUUGAAACUCAGUUUACUGUUACAGGUUUAGUAGAAGAUCAGCGAUAUGAGUUCCGAGUCAUUGCAAGAAAUGCAGCUGGUGUGUUUAGUGAUCCAUCUGAUAGCACAGGACCAAUUACAGCUAAAGAUGAAGUAGACCCACCACGUGCAAGCCUGGAUCCUAAAUACAAAGAAACUCUUGUUGUGAAUGCAGGAGACUCCUUCAAGAUUGAAGCAGAUGUACAUGGUAAACCAAUACCUACUAUCCAGUGGUUCAAGGGUGCACAAGAGCUUACAACUGCUGCACGCUUAGAAAUUAAGAGCACAAACUUCAGUACUUGUCUCAGUGUAAAAGAGGCUGUUCGUGUUGAUGGUGGUCAGUACAUCUUAUUAUUAAAAAAUGUUGGAGGAGAAAAAUCUGUUUCUGUAAAUGUUAAAGUGCUUGACAGACCAGGACCCCCAGAAGGACCUGUUCUGGUUACUGGAGUAACUGCUGAAAAAUGCACAUUGGCAUGGAAACCCCCACAGCAAGAUGGAGGCAGUGAUAUUUCUCAUUACAUUGUUGAAAGACGAGAGACAAGCCGUUUAGUAUGGACAGUAGUGGAUUCUAAUGUACAGACUCUUGGCUGCAAAGUUACCAAACUUCUUGAAGGAAAUGAAUACAUUUUCCGUAUUAUGGCUGUUAAUAAGUAUGGCACUGGUGAUCCAUUAGAAUCUGAUCCAGUAUUUAUGAAAAAUCCAUUUGUAGUACCAGAUGCACCAAAGACCCCAGAAGUUACAAAUGUAACUAAAGAUUCAAUGGUUGUUGUAUGGGGAAGACCAGUAUCUGAUGGUGGUAGUGAAAUUACUGGCUAUAUUGUAGAAAAGCGAGAUAAGGAAGGCAUUCGAUGGACACGGUGCAACAAACGUUUAGUCAGUGAGCUGCGUUUCAGAGUUGUUGGGCUUAUUGAAAACCACCAAUAUGAAUUUAGAGUAUCUGCUGAAAAUGCUGCUGGGGUCAGUGAACCAAGUCAAAGUUCAAUUUUCUAUAAGGCUUCUGAUCCUAUUUUCAAGCCUGGACCUCCAAACAACCCUAAAGUAACUGAUGUAACUAGGUCAUCAGUUUUCUUGGCAUGGAGUAAACCAAUUUAUGAUGGUGGAUGUGAGAUUCAAGGAUAUAUUGUUGAAAAGUGCGAUACAAGUAGUGAUGAAUGGACUGUUUGCACACCAGCAACUGGCAUCAAGGAAACACAUUAUGAAGUGGAGAAACUAUCAGAAAAACAUGAAUAUAAAUUCCGUGUUUGUGCUGUUAACAAAGCUGGUGUUGGAGAACAUGCUGAUGUUCAUGGAACGGUACUUGUUGAAGAAAAGUUGGAAGCUCCAGACCUUGAUCUGGAUCCAGAAUAUCGAAAGCUUGUUAAUGUAAGAGCUGGUUGUUCAUUAAGAUUAUUUAUUCCUUUCAGAGGGCGGCCUGCCCCAGAAGUGAAAUGGGCAAAAGCAGAUGGAGAGAUCAGAGAUACUGCCAUGAUUGAGGUUACCAGCAGCUAUACUCUACUUACAGUUGACAAUGUUAACAGGUUUGAUACUGGCAAGUACACUUUGACACUAGAAAACAGCAGUGGAUCAAAAUCUGCCUUUGUUAGUGUUAGAGUGCUUGACUCACCUAGUCCACCAGUGGGCCUAAAGAUAAAAGAAAUUACAAAAGACUCAGUAACACUUGCUUGGGAGCCUCCUCUUUUGGAUGGUGGUGCAAAAAUAAAGAAUUAUAUAAUUGAAAAGCGUGAAAGUACAAGAAAAGCAUAUUCAGCUGUAGUAACUAAUUGCAACAAAACUUCAUGGAAGGUAGAGCAGCUCCAGGAGGGAUGCAAUUAUUACUUCAGGGUAUGCGCAGAGAAUGAAUAUGGAAUUGGAUUACCUGCAGAAACAAGUGAUCCAGUUAAGGUGUCUGAAGUACCGCAGCCUCCAGGCAAAAUAACAGUGAUUGACGUCACAAGGAAUAGUGUAUCUCUCAGUUGGGAAAAGCCUGAACAUGAUGGUGGAAGCAGAAUCAUUCAAUAUAUUGUUGAAAUGCAGCCAAAAGCUAGUGAUAAAUGGUCAGCAUGUGCACAUGUGAAGACUCUAGAAACAGUUGUUACCAACCUGGUUCAAGGAGAGGCAUAUCUGUUCCGAGUCUUAGCGGUUAAUGAAAAAGGUAAGAGUGACCCAAGAACCCUUGCUGUUCCAGUAUAUGCCAAAGAUCUGGUGAUUGAACCAGAUGUUAGACCAGCAUUUAACAGCUACAGCAUUCAAGCUGGACAAGACUUAAAAGUUGAAAUUCCUAUAGCUGGACGACCCAAACCAACAAUUUCUUGGACAAAAGAUGGCCAGCCACUUAAGCAGACCACUAGAGUUAAUGUCACAGAUUCUGCCAAUCUUACCACAUUAAAUAUUAAAGAAGUAAAUAAAGAUGAUGGAGGAGUAUAUGGUAUUACAGUUGCCAAUGUUGUUGGACAGAAAGCAGCAACAGUUGAAAUAAUAACUUUAGAUAAACCUGGUCCUCCACAGGGUCCUGUGAAAUUUGAUGAAGUCAGUGCUGAAAGUGUUACAAUAUCUUGGAAUCCACCAGCAUACACAGGAGGCUGUCAGAUAACAAACUAUAUUGUUGAAAAGAGAGAUACAACUUCUACAGUAUGGGAUACAGUUUCAGCGACAGUUGCAAGAACUAUUCUUAAAGUGACCAAACUAAAAACAGGUGCAGAGUACCAGUUUAGAGUGUUUGCAGAAAACAGAUAUGGAAGAAGUUUUGCUUUAGAUUCUGAAGCCAUAAUAGCUCAGUAUCCAUAUAAAGAGCCUGGCCCACCCGGUACUCCAUUUGUAAAGUCUUGUUCAAAAGAUAGCAUGAUUGUGCAAUGGCAUGAACCAAUUAAUGAUGGUGGAAGCAAGAUUUUGGGCUACCACCUGGAAAGAAAGGAAAGAAACAGUAUUUUGUGGACAAAGGUUAACAAAACAAUUAUUCCAGAUACACAGUUUAAAAAUACAAACCUUGAAGAGGGCAUUGAAUAUGAAUUUAGAGUCUAUGCUGAAAAUAUUGUUGGCAUUGGAAAAGCUAGCAAAGUUUCAGAGUGUUAUGUUGCACGUGAUGCAUGUGAUCCUCCAGGCUGUCCAGAAGCCAUAAUUGUAACAAGAAGUGCUAUAACUCUUAGGUGGACAAAGCCAGAGUAUGAUGGUGGCAGUAUGAUUACUGGUUACAUUGUUGAGAAACGUGAUUUACCAGAUGGGCGCUGGAUGAAGGCUAGCUUUACUAAUGUAAUUGAAACUCAGUUUGAAGUGACAGGUCUUACUGAAGAUCAACGUUAUGACUUCAGAGUAAUUGCAAAGAAUGCUGCAGGUACAUUAAGCAGACCAUCCGACAGCACAGGACCAAUUACUGCAAAAGACGAAGUGGAACUUCCAAGAAUCUCAAUGGAUCCAAAAUAUAAAGAAACAAUUGUAGUUAAUGCUGGGGAAACAUUCAGACUUGAAGCUGAUGUACAUGGUAAACCAAUGCCAGCCAUUCAGUGGAUCAGAGGUGACAAGGAAAUUGAGGAAUCUGCUAGAUGUGAAAUUAAGAACACUGACUUCAAAGCCCUAGUUAUCAUAAAAGAUGCAAUAAGAAUUGAUGGUGGGCAGUACAUUUUGCAAGCUUCGAAUGUAGCUGGUACAAAAUCUGUGCCUAUCAAUGUUAAGGUGUUGGACCGACCUGGACCUCCUGAAGGUCCCAUCCAGAUUACAGGUGUUACAGCUGAAAAAUGUUCAUUAGCAUGGGCCCCACCUCAGCAUGAUGGUGGUAGUGAUAUUUCUCAUUAUAUUAUUGAAAAACGAGAAACAAGUCGCCUUGCUUGGACUGUUGUUGCUACAGAUGCUGUAGCAACCAUGUUAAAGGUAACAAAACUUCUUGAAGGUAAUGAAUAUAUUUUCCGCAUCAUGGCAGUUAAUAAAUAUGGCGUUGGUGAACCACUGGAAUCUGUACCAGUAUUAAUGAAAAACCCAUUUGUGCCUCCAGGACCACCAACAGCACUGGAAGUAACCAAUAUUGCAAAGGACUCGAUGACUGUUUGCUGGAGCAGGCCAGAAAGUGAUGGUGGUAGUGAAAUAAUUGGUUACAUUGUAGAGAAAAGAGAUCGUGCUGGAAUUAGAUGGACAAAAUGUAAUAAAAGAAGAACAACAGAUCUACGCUUUAGAGUAACUGGACUGACAGAAGACCAUGAAUAUGAAUUUAGAGUGUCUGCUGAAAAUGUUGCAGGCACUGGAGAACCAAGUCAGCCUACUAUGUACUAUAAAGCCUGUGAUCCUGUAUAUAAACCUGGCCCACCCAUCAAUGCCCAUAUUGUAGAUACCACUAAGAAUACUGUUACAGUAGUAUGGGGCAAACCUAUUUAUGAUGGUGGUAGUGAGAUCCAGGGCUAUAUUGUGGAGAUUUGCAAAGCAGAUGAAGAAGAGUGGUCAAUGUGUACACCACAGUCUGGCUUGCGUAUCAAUCGUUUUGAAAUCACAAAACUUACAGAGUAUCAAGAGUAUAAAGUACGUAUCAGUGCUAUCAACAAAGCAGGUGUAGGUGAACCAGCUUCAAUUCCAGGUACAGUUAAACCAGAAGAUAAACUUGAAGCUCCUGAAAUUGACCUUUCUUCAGAAUUAAGAAAGGGAAUUGUUGUUAGAGCUGGAAGCUCUGUUAAAAUUCAUGUUCCUUUUAGAGGGAGACCCGCCCCUGAAAUAAGUUGGGCCAAGGAUGAAGGAGAAGUUACAGACAAAGUUCAGAUUGAAAGAGGUUUCAACUACUCUGAACUUUCAAUAGAUAACUGUGAUCGAGGUGAUGCUGGAAAAUAUAUUAUUACACUGGAAAAUAGCAGUGGUUCCAAGUCCGCAUUUGUUUCACUAAAGGUUCUUGAUACACCUGGACCGCCCCAAGGUUUGAUUGUAAAAGAUAUCAGAAAAGAUUCUGCUACACUAGUAUGGGAACCACCAUCCAUUGAUGGUGGGGCAAAAAUAAAAAAUUAUGUCAUUGACAAACGUGAAUCAACUAGGAAAGCUUAUGCUAAUGUGACUACUAAAUGCAACAAAACAAGUUUUAAAGUUGAAAACCUUACAGAAGGGGCUGUAUAUUAUUUCAGAGUUAUGGCAGAAAAUGAGUAUGGAAUUGGUACUCCUGCUGAGACUGUAGAUCCAGUGAAAGCGUCAGAGCCGCCUUUACCACCAGGAAAGGUCACACUUAAUGAUGUUACUCAAACGAGUGCUUCACUUACAUGGGAAAAGCCUGAACAUGAUGGUGGAAGCAGAAUUAUGGGCUAUUAUGUAGAAAUGCAGUCUAAAGGAUCUGACAAGUGGAGUGUAGUUUCCACAACAAAAGUAUGUGAAGCAGUUGUUUCUGGUUUGAGUUCAGGGCAAGAAUAUUCCUUCCGUGUGAUCGCUUUUAAUGAAAAAGGCAAAAGUGAUCCAAGACUGUUAGCUGUACCAGUUAUAGCUAAGGAUCUAACUACCGAACCAGCUUUCAAAAUGAUGUUUAACACAUAUAGUGUCCAAGCUGGAAAUGACCUUAAAGUAGAAGUGCCAUUCACUGGUAGGCCAAAACCUAAGAUUAGCUGGGCAAAAGAUGGCCAGCCUCUUAAGCAGACUACUAGAGUAAAUGUUGAAGACACACCAACUUCUACAAUUUUGCACAUUAAAGAAAGUCAAAGAGAUGACUUUGGUAAAUAUGCAGUAACAGCAGUAAACAAUAUUGGUACAGUAAAAGAGGAAAUUGCUAUCAUUGUGCUUGAUAAACCCGGCCCACCAGGUGGACCAGUAAGAUUUGAUGAAAUUAGCUCAGACUUUGUUGUCCUAUCCUGGGAUGUUCCAGAAUACACAGGGGGAUGUCAGAUAAGCAACUAUAUAGUCGAAAAACGUGAUACAACUACUACCAACUGGCAGACUGUAUCAGCAACAGUAGCAAGAACAACUAUUAAAGUCACAAAACUUACCACAGGUUCUGAAUACCAAUUCAGAAUUUAUGCUGAAAACAGAUAUGGAAGAAGCUCCUCUUUGGACUCUGCAGCAGUCAUUGUUCAGUAUCCUUUCAAAGAACCUGGUCCACCUGGCACUCCAUUUGUGUCAUUAGCAACAAAAGACCACAUGGUUGUCCAGUGGAAUGAACCAGUUAGUGAUGGUGGAAGCAAAAUUCUUGGUUACCACCUUGAACGAAAAGAAAGAAACAGCAUUUUAUGGGCAAAAUUAAAUAAGUCCCUAAUUCAGGAUACACAUUUCAAAACAAAUGGCCUUGAAGAAGGAAUUGAGUAUGAGUUUAGAGUAUAUGCUGAAAAUAUUGUUGGUAUUGGUAAAGCUAGCAAGGUCUCUGAAUGUUAUGUUGCCCGUGAUCCCUGCGACCCACCAGGUCGUCCAGAAGCAAUUGUCAUCACAAGAAAUCAUGUUACACUUAAGUGGACAAAGCCUACAUAUGAUGGUGGUAGCCACAUUACUGGAUAUAUUGUAGAAAAGAAGGAGCUACCUGAAGGCCGAUGGAUGAAAGCAAGCUUUACAAAUGUUAUUGAGACUGAAUUUACAGUUACUGGACUGGUUGAAGAACAAAGAUAUGAAUUUAGAGUAAUAGCAAGAAAUGCAGCUGGUAUUUUUAGUGAGCCAUCCGAGAGCACUGGACCAAUAACAGCCAGAGAUGAAAUUGAUGCCCCAAGAGCUUCAAUGGACCCCAAAUAUAAAGAUGUUAUAGUUGUUAAUGCAGGAGAAACCUUUAGUCUUGAAGCUGAUAUUUAUGGAAAGCCUGCACCUGAUAUCAUAUGGUCCAAAGAUGGCAAAGAGCUUGAGCAAACUUCUGCAAGAAUGGAAAUUAAAUCUACUAUUCAUAAAACAGUUCUUACUGUUAAGGACUGUAUAAGAACCGAUGGAGGUCAGUACUCACUCACUCUAAAAAAUGUGGGUGGUACAAAAGUUAUACCAAUAACAGUAAAAGUCCUUGAUAGACCAGGUCCCCCUGAUGGGCCUUUGGUGGUCAGAGAUGUUACAGCAGAAAAAUGUCAUCUAUCUUGGAACCCCCCUUCACAUGAUGGUGGUGCAAGUAUUUCACAUUAUAUCAUUGAAAAGAGGGAAACAAGCAGGCUUUCUUGGACACAGGUUGCCUCUGAUGUGCAAGCCCUCAGCCAGAGAGUAACAAAACUUCUUUCUGGCAAUGAAUACAUAUUCCGUGUUAUGGCUGUGAACAAAUAUGGAAUUGGUGAGCCCCUAGAAUCAGAGCCUGUUAUUGCUCAAAAUCCAUACAGACUACCUGGCCCCCCUUCAGUACCUGAAGUUACAACUAUAACAAAAGAUUCCAUGGUUGUAACUUGGGGACGUCCAGUAGAUGAUGGUGGUGCUGAAAUUGAGGGCUACAUACUUGAAAAACGUGAUAAAGAUGGUAUUAGAUGGACAAAAUGCAAUAAGAAGAGGUUGACUGAUGUAAGAUUUAGGGUCACUGGACUAAUGGAAGGUCACUUUUAUGAAUUCCGUGUUGCUGCUGAAAAUGCUGCUGGUGUUGGUGAACCAAGUGAGUCAUCUUCAUUCUACAAGGCCUGUGAUGUAGUGUAUCCUCCAGGUCCACCCAGUAAUCUAAAGGUGUUUGAUACAUCCAGAUCUUCAGUAUCACUCAGCUGGAGUAAGCCUAUUUAUGAUGGUGGUGCUGAAAUUAGGGGUUAUAUGGUAGAGGUGAAGGAAACUUCUGCCGAUGAGUGGACUACAUGCACACCUCCAACAGGAGUACAGGCAACAAAAUUCACUGCAAUCAACCUUAAGGAAAAUGGUGAAUAUAACUUCCGUGUAAGUGCCAUUAACACUGCAGGUAUUGGUGAAGCUGCUAACAUACCAGGUGGAGUGACUGUUGCUGAGAAAGUUGAACCACCCGAAAUUGAGCUUGAUGCUGAUUUAAGAAAGGUUGUGUCAGUACAUGCUGGUGGAACUUUGCGCUUGUUUGUUACUAUCAAAGGUCGACCAGAGCCAGAAGUGAAAUGGGAGAAAUCUGAUGACAAAAUUAGUGAACGAGCUCAAAUAGAAGUUACCAGUUCAUAUACCAUGCUAGUCAUUGACAAUGUAAAUAGAUUUCACAGUGGAAAAUACAUCCUAAACCUAGAAAACAACAGUGGCAAAAAGUCAGCUUUUGUCAGUGUGAGAGUACUAGACACACCAAGUGCUCCUGUAAAUCUGCUGGUUAAAGACAUCAAGAAAGAUUCAGUGACACUUACUUGGGAGCCCCCUCUUAUUGACGGUGGAGCAAAGAUCACCAAUUACAUUGUUGAAAAACGGGAAUCUACAAGAAAGGCUUACACUACUGUUACCAACAAUUGUACUAAGAACACAUUCAAGGUAGACCAGCUUCAGGAGGGUGGUAUUUAUUAUUUCCGUGUUAUGGCUGUGAAUGAAUUUGGUGCUGGACUAGCAGCAGAGGUAACAGAACCAGUAAAGGUUUCUGAGCCACCUCUACCACCUGGAAAAGUAACUUUAGUUGAUGUUACGCGUAACAGUGUUACACUUACCUGGGAAAAGCCAGAACAUGAUGGAGGCAGCAAGAUCACAAGUUAUAUUGUUGAAAUGCAGACCAAAGGCAGUGAGAAAUGGAGCUCAUGCUCUCAGGUUAAGACAUUAGAAACAACAAUAUCAGGCCUAAGUAUGGGUGAAGAGUAUACAUUCAGAGUGUCUGCUGUUAAUGAGAAAGGAAGGAGUGAUCCUAGACAACUUGGAGUUCCUGUAGUGGCAAAGGACAUUGAAAUAAAACCAUCUGUUGAACUUCUUUUCAAUACGUUCAGUGUAAAGGCAGGUGAUGACCUUAAAGUUGAAGUACCAUUCAGGGGAAGACCACUACCAACAAUAGAAUGGAAGAAAGAUGGCCAGCCUUUAAAACAGACUACAAGGGUAAAUGUUCAAACAUUAAAGGCAUCUACACUGUUGGUUGUUAAGGAGGCUUCAAGAGAAGAUGUUGGUACAUAUGAAGUUUCUCUGUGUAACAGUGCAGGUUCAGUAAAAGCUUCAUUAACUGUAAUUGUUCUAGAUAGGCCUGGUGCACCUAGUGCAAUACGGGUUGAUGAUGUGAGUGCUGAUAGCAUAACUAUAUCUUGGGAUCCACCAGAGUAUGAUGGUGGCUGUCAGAUUAACAAUUAUAUUGUUGAAAAGAGAGAAACAACUACAACUUCAUGGGAAACAGUAUCUGCAACAGUUGCAAGAACAUCAAUAAAGGUGUCACGACUAACUGCAGGUUCUGAGUAUCAGUUCCGUGUUUAUGCAGAAAAUCGUUAUGGUAAGAGUCACUGCAGUGAGUCCCCAGCUAUUGUUGCACAGUAUCCUUGCAAGCCACCUGGUCCUCCAGCUACUCCUCGAGUUGUACAUGCAACUAAAUCUUUUAUGGUUGUAAGCUGGAAUGAGCCAGUCAAUGAUGGAGGAAGCAAAAUAAUUGGCUACCAUCUUGAACGCAAGGAAAGGAGCAGUAUUUUAUGGUCAAAGAUAAACAGAACAAUUAUAACUGAUACACAGAUGAAAGUCACAGGACUCGAAGAAGGUCUGCAAUAUGAAUACCGUGUCUAUGCUGAAAAUAUUGCUGGCAUAGGCAAAUGCAGUAAAGCAUGUGAACCAGUUGCCGCUAGAGACCCCUGUGAUCCCCCUGGUCAACCAACAGUAACAAAUAUUACACGAAACUCAGUCUCAUUGUCAUGGACUAAACCAGAAUAUGAUGGUGGAGCAAAGAUUACAGGCUACAUUAUUGAGCGCAGGGAGCUGCCAGAUGGUCGAUGGUUGAAAUGUAACUUUACUAAUAUUCAGGAAACUUAUUUUGAUGUAACUGGCCUCGUAGAGGAUCACCGUUAUGAAUUCCAUGUUAUUGCAAAGAAUGCUGCAGGGCUCUUUAGUGAGCCUUCUGAAUCAACAGGCCCAAUUACAAUAAAGGAUGACGUAGAUGCUCCAAGAAUCAUGAUGGAUGUAAAGUUCAGAGAUGUUGUGGUUGUUAAAGCUGGAGAAAUUCUGAAAAUUAAUGCUGAUAUUGCUGGACGUCCCCUGCCAGUGGUUUCUUGGACAAAGGAUGGUAAAGAGAUUGAAGAAAAAGCAAGAGUUGAAAUUAUCUCAACAGAUAAUAACACUGUACUCACCGUCAAGGACUGCAUUCGAAGAGAUUCAGGACAAUAUGUUCUGACUUUGCAGAAUGUUGCAGGAACAAGAUCAUUAGCUGUUAACUGCAAAGUACUUGACAGACCUGGCCCACCUGCUGGACCACUAGAGGUAAAUGGUGUUACAGCUGAAAAAUGUUCAUUAUCUUGGGGACCACCACAAGAAAAUGGAGGUGCAGAUAUAGAUUACUACAUUGUUGAAAAGCGUGAAACUAGUCGUAUUGCUUGGACAGUGGUCGAUGGAGAACUACGGACAUCAUCAUGCAAAGCAUCUAAGUUGCUCAAAGGGAAUGAAUACGUCUUUAGAGUAAUGGGUGUUAAUAAAUAUGGUGUUGGUGAAGCAUUGGAGAGUGAACCCGUAAAAGCAUUAGAUCCAUUUACAAUUCCAACUCCUCCUAAAUCAGUAGAAGUCACUAAUGUGACUAAAGAUACCAUGACACUCUGCUGGACAAGACCAGACAGUGAUGGUGGUAGUGAAAUUUCUGGAUACAUUAUUGAGAGACGGGAAAAGAGUGGCCUGCGAUGGGUACGUGUGAACAAAAAACCAGUUUAUGAUUUACGAGUUAAAGCAGCUGGCCUCCAUGAAGGUUCUGAAUAUGAGUAUCGCGUGUAUGCAGAAAAUGCUGCUGGGUUAAGUCUCCCAAGUGAUUCAACACCAUUAGUUCGUGCUGCAGAUCCUGUAUUCCUCCCAUCUCCUCCAUCAAAGCCUAAGAUUGUUGAUUCAACAAAAAGUAGUGUAACUGUUGCCUGGACAAAGCCACUGUUUGAUGGUGGUGCAGCUGUGACUGGAUACACUGUUGAAUAUAAAAAGAGUGAAGACACAGAGUGGUCAACAGCUGUGCAAAAUCUAAGAGGUACAGAGUAUACAGUGAUUGGACUAACAUCAGGAACUGAGUACGUAUUCAGGGUAAGGUCAAUCAACAAAGUUGGUGCUGGUGAUCCAAGUGAAGUCUCUGAGCCACAGCUUGCAAAGGAAAGAGAAGAAGAACCUGCAUUUGACAUUGAUAAUGAAAUGCGUAAGACUUUAAUUGUAAAGGCUGGCAGCUCAUUUACCCUUACUGUUCCAUUUAAAGGUAAACCUACUCCCAACGUAAUGUGGAACAAACCAGACGUAGAUCUCCGCAUUAGAGCAAGCAUAGAUACAUCUGAUAAGUGCACAUCACUCACUGUUGAAAAAGCAACAAGAAAUGACUCUGGAAAAUAUACUCUGACACUGCAAAAUAUAGUUGGUACUGCAACAUUGUCUUUAGUUGUAAAGGUUCUUGACUCUCCUGGUCCUCCAUCAAGUAUUGUUGUUAAAGAAGUAACUAAAGAAUCAGUGAUUUUGUCUUGGGAUGUCCCAGAAAAUGAAGGUGGUGCUCCUGUUCGUAAUUAUCGUAUUGAAAAACGAGAAGCAAGCAAAAAGGCCUGGGUUAGUGUGACAGACAGCUGCAGUCGCCUGACAUACAAGGUUACCAACCUUCAAGAAAGUGCAGUCUACUAUUUUAGAGUUGCUGGGGAAAAUGAGUUUGGUGUUGGUGUACCUGUUGAAACAAAAGAAGGUGUUAAAAUCACAGAAAAACCAAGCCCACCAGAGAGACUAGGGGUUACAAAUGUCACUAAAGAAAGUGUCACCCUUGUAUGGCUAAAACCUGAACAUGAUGGUGGAAGCAAAAUCACAAGUUAUAUUAUUGAAGCUCUUGAAAAGGGACAACAGAAGUGGGUUAAGUGUGCAGUUGUAAAGACAACUCAACAUGUUAUCCAUGGUCUAAAGGAAAAUGUUGAUUAUUUCUUCAGAGUUAGUGCUGAAAACCAGGCAGGUCUAAGUGAUCCUAAGGAACUGCUACUUCCUGUUACAGUUAAGGAACAACUAGAACCACCUGAGAUUGAUAUGAAGAACUUCCCACAUAACACAGUGUAUGUCAGAGCAGGAUCUAAUCUUAAAUUUGAGAUUCCAAUAUCUGGAAAACCAUUGCCUAAAAUAUCCUUGUCUAGAGAUAAUGUACCAGUGAAGUCAACUUUGAGAUUUAACACAGAAACUACUCCAGAAAGUAUUGUCAUUAACCUCAAAGAAAGUGUUGCCUCUGAUGCUGGAAGAUAUGACAUUAUGGCUUCCAACUCCAGUGGAACUACCAAGUCUUUUGUCAACAUUAUAGUGCUAGACAGACCUGGACCUCCUACUGGUCCUGUUGUAAUUAGUGAUGUCACUGAAGACAGCGUAACUCUAAGAUGGCAACCACCUGUUUAUGACGGUGGAAGUCAGGUCACAAACUAUAUUGUACUAAAGAGAGAAACAAGCACUGCUGCUUGGACUGAAGUGUCUGCCUCUGCUGCAAGAAGUGUGAUAAAAGUAAUGAAGCUGACAACAGGAGAAGAAUACCAGUUCCGCAUUAAAGCAGAAAACCGUUUUGGCAUCAGUGAUCAUAUUGAUUCUCCAUGUGUUACUGUAAAACUUCCUUAUACAAUACCUGGACCACCAUCAACUCCAUGGAUCACUAUGGUUACAAGAGAAAAUAUCACAGUCUGCUGGCAUGAGCCUGUUACUGAUGGUGGCAAUCCUGUGACUGGAUACCACUUAGAAAUGAAAGACAGGAAUAGCAUUUUAUGGCAGAAGGUCAAUAAGACGAUUGUGCGCACCACUCAUUUCAAAGUUACUAAUAUAAGUGCUGGGCUGAUCUAUGAGUUCAGGGUAUAUGCUGAAAAUGCAGCAGGUGUGAGCAAGGCUAGCAAACCAUCAGAACCAGUUCUUGCAAUUGAUUCUUGUGAGCCACCAACAAAUGUACGUGUAACAGAUGUUACAAAGAAUUCUGUUAGCCUUGAGUGGAAGAAACCAGCAUACGAUGGUGGUAGUAAGAUCACUGGUUAUAUCAUAGAGAAACGUGACGCUCCUAAUGGAAGAUGGACAAAGGCCAGCUUUGGCAAUGUUAUUGAAACUCAGUUUACUGUAUCAGGCUUAACACAGGAUUCAAAGUUUGAAUUCCGUGUGUUUGCAAAGAAUGCCAUUGGUUCAAUUAGCAAUCCAUCAGACGUUAUUGGACCAGUAACAUGCAUUGACACUUACGGUGCACCCAUAAUUGACUUACCACCAGAGUAUCUGGAUGUUGUCAAAUUUAAAGCUGGAGCAGCUGUUAAGAUUGUGGUCCCAAUAUUUGGAAAACCUUUGCCAACAAUAGAAUGGUUUAAGAAUGGUAAAGAAGUAGAGACUAGUGCUCAAGUUUCUAUUGAAAAUACAACUGAGUAUGCUUCAGUCCUUAUCAAAGAUGCAUCGCGUGUCAACAGUGGCAACUACGAACUACAUCUGAAGAAUUCAAUGGGCUCCACAUCAGCCAAUAUCAGGGUGCAAAUCUUAGAUAAACCUGGACCCCCUGGUGGACCUGUAGAGUUUAAGACAGUCACUGCUGAAAAGAUAACAUUUAUGUGGAGCCCUCCAUCUGAUGAUGGAGGUGCAGCUGUCACCCACUACAUUGUAGAAAAACGCGAAACAAGUCGUGUAGUAUGGUCAAUCAUUUCUGAAAGAGUUGAAGACUGUGUUAUGACUGUUCAGAAACUCAUUCGAGGCAAUGAAUAUGUAUUCCGUAUCAGAGGAGUCAAUAAAUAUGGAAUUGGUGAUGCUCUUGAAUCUGACAGUGUUGUUGCUAAGAAUGCCUUUGUUACUCCAGGGCCACCAAGCAUGCCAGAAGUCACCAUGAUAACCAAGCAAACAAUGACAGUUACUUGGAAUAGACCUACUGUUGAUGGUGGAAGUGAAGUCAGUGGAUAUUACCUUGAGAAACGAGAGAAGAAGAGCUUGCGUUGGUUUAAAGUUGUAAAGGAAACUAUCCGUGAUACAAGACAAAAAGUUACAGGGCUGAAUGAAGGAAAUGAGUAUCAGUUCCGCGUCAGUGCUGUCAAUGCAGCAGGAGAAGGACCAUUCUCUGAUGUAUCAGAAUUCUAUAAGGCUGCUGAUCCAAUUGAUAAACCAGGACAACCAACGAAGCUACGCAUCUUAGACACAACAAAAUCUUCUGUAACACUUGGAUGGGUAAAACCUGUGUAUGAUGGAGGAAGUGAAAUCUCCAGUUAUGUAGUGGAACAAAAGGAAGGAGAUGAUGAAUGGAAGGUUGUAAGUGUCAAGGGCCAAGUGAGAACAACAGAAUAUGUUGUAGCUCAGCUUCAACCUGCUAUCAACUAUUAUUUCCGUGUAUCUGCUGUCAAUUCUGCUGGUCAAGGUGAACCUAUUGAAAUGAUGGAACCUGUACAGGCUAAAGAUAUACUUGAGGAACCAGAAAUUGACCUGGAUGUUGCACUUAGAACAUCAGUUACAGCAAAAGCAGGUGAAGAUGUGCAAAUUUUAAUUCCAUUCAAGGGAAGACCACCUCCAAAUGUUACCUGGAGAAAAGGAGAGAAGAAUAUAAGCAAUGAUCCAAGGUAUUCAGUUCAGAACACAGAAUCAUCAACACUGCUUACAAUUUCUCAGGUUAGUCGUGAUGAUACAGGCAGAUAUGUCCUUUCUAUAGAAAAUGGUGUUGGUGCACCUAAAUCAACUUUCGUAAAUGUGAAAGUACUUGAUACACCAGCACAGUGCCAGAAGCUGUAUGUAAAGAAUGUAACUCGUGGUAUGGUUACUUUAGUUUGGGAACCACCUCUUAUUGAUGGUGGUGCUGAAGUUACCAAUUAUGUAAUUGAAAAGAGAGAUGCCACUAAGAGAGCCUGGACUGGCGUAACAACUAAAUGUGCCAAUACAACAUUCAAGAUUACUGGUCUGUCUGAGAAGACAUCCUUCUUCUUCCGAGUUUUGGCAGAAAAUGAAAAUGGAUUAGGUGAGCCAUGUGAAACUCCAGAACCAGUAAAACCCACUGAAGUACCUGGGCCUGUCAAAGACCUAGCAAUGAAGGAUUCAUCCAAAUCAUCAGUUACUUUACAGUGGAGCAAACCAGAUUAUGAUGGCGGCAGUAUUAUCACAGAGUAUGUAAUUGAAAAGAAGGUGAAAGAUGAUGCAGAUUGGUCACAUGCUGGCGUAAGUAAAUCACUUGAAUUUGAGGUUACUAAACUGAAGGAACUUUCUUUGGUGGAAUUCAGAGUAUUUGCUAAAAAUGAAAAGGGAUUAAGUGAUGCUAUUUAUGUUGGACCCAUUACGGUUAAAGAUUUUGUGAUAACCCCAGAGGCUGACCUUUCUGAUAUUCCUGGUGGACAGAUAAAUGUACGUAUUGGUCAUAAUGUUCAUUUAGAUCUGCCUUAUAAAGGUAAACCAAGACCUACUAUUCAGUGGCUUAAGGACAAUAUUCCACUGAAAGAAACUGAACAAAUACGUUUCAAGAAAACAGAAGCCAGAGUUUCCCUCAGUAUUAAGAACAUCAAAAAAGAGAAUGGAGGCAAAUAUUCAUUGAUUUUAGAUAAUGCUGUUUGCAGAAAAUCCUUUACAUUUGUAAUCAACACUCUUGGUCCACCAUCCAAACCAAAAGGACCGAUCCGAUUUGAUGAAAUCAAAGCUGACAGUAUUGUUAUUUCUUGGGAUGCACCUGAUGAUAAUGGAGGUGGUGAAAUCACUUGCUAUAGUGUUGAAAAACGUGAAACAUCACAAAUGGAAUGGAAGAUGGUUUGUUCCAGUGUUUCCAGGACAACAUUUAAGGUUCCUAAUCUGAUUAAAGAAACUGAAUAUCAGUUCAGAGUACGCGCCGAGAAUCGCUAUGGUGUAAGUGAUGCACUUGUUUCACUAGAUGUUAUAGCCAAACACCAGUUCAGGCCACCAGGACCCCCAGGUAAACCUGUUGUGUACAACAUCACUUGUGAUGGAAUGACAAUAUCCUGGGAUGCACCGGUAUAUGAUGGAGGUUCAGAAAUCACUGGUUACUAUAUUGAAAAGAAGGAAAGAAAUAGCAUCCUUUGGCAGAAAGUAAAUGUCUCAGCUUCAGUCACUGCCAGAGAAUACCGAAUUACUGGACUGAUUGAAGGACUAGAUUACCAGUUCAGAGUAUAUUCUGAGAACAGUGUUGGUCUUAGUCCAGCUAGUGAGCCAAGCAAAUAUACAUUAGCUGUUUCUCCAGUUGACCCACCUGGCACACCAGACUACAUUGACAUUACCAGAGACAGUGUUACACUUAAAUGGGAUCCACCGCUACGUGAUGGUGGCAGCAAAAUUGUUGCCUACAGUGUUGAGAAACGUCAGGGAGGUGAACGCUGGCUUCGAUGCAACUUUAUUGAUAUCACUGAAUGCCAGUACACAGUUACAGGCCUCAGCCCAGGUGACAGGUUUGAGUUCCGAAUUAUUGCAAGGAAUGCUGUUGGAACCAUCAGCCCACCAUCUCAGUCUUCAGGUUAUAUCAUGACCAGAGAUGAAAGUGUUGCUCCAUCGAUAGAAUUUGGUCCUGAACACUUUGAAGGUGUUACUGUCAAAGCAGGAGACAGCAUUAGGCUUAAGGUAUAUGUCAAAGGUCGCCCAGUACCUCAAGUGACAUGGUUUAAAGACGGAAAGGAAAUUGAGAAGAGACUGAUGGUUGAAGUCACUAAUGUUAUUGGAUCCAGUAGCAUCUUUGUUAGGGAUGCCACUCGUGACCACCGUGGUGUGUACACUGUAGAAGCCAAGAAUGCUUCAGGCAGUAAAACUGCAGACAUUACUGUGCGAGUGCAGGAUACACCAGGGCCACCAAUUGGACCUCUGAGAUUUUCAAAUAUCACUGGAGAGAAACUCACAUUGUGGUGGGACCCUCCAGCUAAUGACGGUUGUGCUGUUCUUACACACUAUGUGAUUGAAAAACGUGAAACCAGCAGAAUUGCUUGGGCUCUUGUUGAUGACAAAUGUGAAGCAUGCUCAUACACCGUAACCAAACUGAUAAAAGGCAAUGAGUACCAGUUCCGUGUAUCUGCAGUUAACAAGUUUGGCACUGGAAGACCUCUUGAAUCUGAUCCAGUCAUUGCACAAAUACAAUAUGGUGUUCCAGAAGCACCAGGUGUACCAGAGCCCACCCAUGUUACUGGUGACAGCAUUACUCUUAAUUGGACAAGACCAAAAUCUGAUGGUGGAAAUGAAAUUAAACACUACAUUCUUGAACGCAGAGAAAAGAAGAGUUUACGAUGGGUCAGGGUUUCUAGCAAGAGGCCAAUAACAGAGACAAGAUUCCGAGUAACUGGCCUUUUAGAAGGCAAUGAAUAUGAAUUCCAUGUUAUGGCUGAAAAUGAUGCUGGUGUGGGCCCAUCAAGUGGUGUCUCAAGACUAAUCAAAUGCAGAGAGCCUGUCAAUCCACCAAGUGCUCCUACUGUUAUCAAAGUGAUUGAUACUACAAGAACAUCAGUGAGCCUGGAAUGGACCACACCUGUAUAUGAUGGUGGCCUACCUAUAGUUGGUUAUAUCAUUGAAAUGUGUAAGGCUAGCCUUGGCGAAUGGCACAAAGUAAAUAUUGAGCCAUGUGUCAAUACUAGGUAUACUGUUCCAGAUUUAGAACCAGGGGAAGAGUAUAAAUUCCGAGUUUGCGCCCUCAACACUGCAGGUAAAGGUGAAUUCUGUGAAGUUCCAGCAACUGUGCAAGCUGCAGACAGACUCACAUCACCAGAAAUUGACAUAGAUGCCAAUUUCAAACAAACCCACAUUGUUAAAGCCGGAGGUAUCAUUCAUCUACGUGUUGCAUUCCUUGGAAGACCUGUUCCUACUGCUAUUUGGACUAAAGUAGAUUCUGACCUUGGUAUGCGUGCUGAUAUCCAUACCACUGAUACAUUCAGCACCCUUACCAUAGAGGACUGCAACAGAUAUGAUGCUGGAAAGUAUACACUUACUGUUGAAAACAAUAGUGGAAGCAAAUCUAUUACAUUUACUGUAAAGGUACUAGACACUCCUGGGCCACCAGGCCCCAUCACAUUUAAGGAUGUAACUAAAGGAUCAGUGACAUUAAUGUGGGAUGCUCCUGCUACAGAUGGAGGUGCACGUAUUCAUCACUACAUAGUAGAAAAACGGGAAGCAAGUCGUCGUAGCUGGCAAGAAGUUACUGGAAAAUGUACACGCCAGAUUUAUAAAGUGACAGAUCUUUCAGAAGGUGUGGCAUAUUUUUUCCGUGUUAUGGCAGAAAAUGAAUAUGGUGCUGGUGAGCCAUAUGAAACAGCAGAACCACUUGUAGCAACAGAAGAACCUGCACCACCAAAGAGGCUAGAUAUCAUUGACACAUCUAAGUCAUCUGCCACUUUGGCCUGGUUAAAACCCGAGCAUGAUGGUGGUAGUCGUAUUACUGGUUAUCUUUUGGAAAUGAAACAGAAAGGAUCAGAUCGCUGGGUUGAAGCUGGUCAGACUAAACUUCUUACUUUCACAGUUGAAGGUCUCGUAGAAAACACAGAAUAUGAGUUCCGUGUUAAAGCAAGAAAUGAUGCUGGAUAUAGUGAACCAAGGGAAGCUUUCUCGUCUGUUAUCAUUAAAGAACCUCAAAUUGAGCCCACAGCUGAUCUCAGUGGCAUCACCAACCAACUUAUUACUUGCAAAGCUGGAAAUACAUUUACUAUUGAUGUUCCUAUCAGUGGGCGUCCACCUCCAAAGGUAACAUGGAAGCUAGAAGAAAUAAGAUUAAAGGAAACAGAUAAAGUGAAUAUCAAGUCAACAAAAGACAGAACAACCUUAGUUGUGAAAGACAGUAUGCGAGGCAAUUCUGGAAAGUACUACCUUGUACUUGAAAAUACAGCUGGAGUCAAGACAUUUGCCAUCACUGUUAAUGUAAUUGGUAGACCAGGUCCAGUUACUGGUCCAAUUGAAAUUUCAUCAGUCUCAGCUGAAUCAUGUGUACUUACUUGGAAAGAACCAGAAGAUGAUGGCGGUACUGAAAUUACAAACUAUAUUGUAGAAAAACGUGAGUCUGGAACAACAGCAUGGCAGCUAGUUAACUCUAGUGUUAAACGUACACAAAUUAAAGUCACUCACCUUACAAAGUAUAUGGAGUAUUCAUUCCGUGUCAGUGCUGAGAAUAGGUUUGGUGUUAGCAAGCCUCUUGAAUCUUCUCCUGUGGUUGUGGAACAUCCAUUUGUGCCACCCAGCCCACCAACCCGACCUGAAGUAUAUUCGGUGUCAGCCAACGCAAUGGCUAUUCGUUGGGAAGAACCAUAUCAUGAUGGUGGCAGCAAAGUUACUGGCUACUUGAUUGAAAAGAAGGAGCGCAAUACUAUUCUUUGGGUGAGAGACAACAAAGUUCCGUGCUUUGAAACCAAUUACAAAGUUACUGGUCUUGUGGAAGGACUAGAGUAUCAGUUUAGAGCAUAUGCUAUGAAUGCAGCUGGUCUGAGUAAAGCUAGUGAAGCCUCAAGGCCUGUGAUGGCUCAGAAUCCAGUUGAUCCCCCAGGCAGACCAGAAGUAACUGAUGUCACACGAUAUUCAGUAUCCCUGAAAUGGUCUGCACCACUUUACGAUGGUGGAAGCAAGAUUACAGGCUACAUUGUGGAGCGUAAGCCAUAUAGUGAUACAGGAGAGGGUCGCUGGCUGAAGUGCAAUUACACUACUGUAUCAGAUACUUUCUAUACUGUUACAGCCCUAAGUGAAGGAGACAUCUAUGAAUUCAGAGUAAUUGCCAAGAAUGCAUCUGGUGUAAUGAGUGUACCAUCAGAAUCUUCUGGUCCUGUAACUUGCAAAGAUGAAUACUCACCACCAAAAGCUGAACUCGACAGCAGGUUGCUAGGAGAUCUUGUUACUAUUAGAGCUGGUUCAGACCUUGUACUUGAUGCAUCUGUUGGAGGUAAACCAGAUCCGCAAGUCUUCUGGUCCAAAGGUGACAAAGAACUGGAGCUGUGUGAAAAGAUCUCUCUACAGUACACUAGCAAACGUGCCAUUGCCAUUAUUAAAUUCUGUGACAGAAAUGACAGUGGAAAAUAUACACUGACUGUCAGAAAUGCUAGUGGAACAAAGACAGUGUCUGUUGUUGUUAAAGUGCUUGAUUCACCAGGGCCAUGUGAAGACAAAAUUGCAAUCAGUAGAGUGACUCAAGAGAAAUGCACAUUGACAUGGAAACCCCCUAAGGAAGAUGGAGGUGCAGAAAUUACUCACUAUAUUGUAGAACGACGUGAGACAAGCAGGCUGAACUGGGUUAUUGUUGAGCCAGAAUGUAAGACAUUAUCCUGUGUAGUUACAAGACUCAUCAAAAAUAAUGAAUACAUAUUCCGAGUAAGAGCUGUCAACAAGUAUGGACCUGGUGUUGCACUUGAAUCAGAGACUGUGAUUGCAAGAAAUACAUUUACCAUACCAUCACCACCUGGUGUUCCAGAAAAAGUUGCUACUGGUAAAGAGCAUGCUAUCAUUCAGUGGAUGAAACCAGAAACUGAUGGUGGAAGUGAAAUCAGCAACUAUCUUGUUGAUAAACGUGAAAAGAAAAGUGUGCGCUGGACACGUGUGAACAAAGACUAUGUUGUUUAUGACACCAGACUGAAGAUUACUAAUUUGAUGGAGGGCAGUGAGUACCAGUUCCGUGUUACUGCUGUUAAUGCUGCAGGAAAUAGCGAACCAAGUGAAACUUCAGAGUAUAUACUUUGCAAGGAACCAUCAUAUACUCCUGGACCACCAUCAUCCCCAAGAGUAGUGGAUACAACCAAGCACAGUAUUAGUCUGGUAUGGACAAAACCUAUGUAUGAUGGUGGAGUUGACAUCACAGGUUAUGUACUUGAAAUGAAGGAAGAAGGGACAGAACAGUGGUACAGACCUCAUACUACUGCUGUUUUAAGAAAUCCUGAAUAUACUGCGACCUCACUAGUGACCAGCAAAAAGUAUUGCUUCAGAGUUGCUGCUGUCAAUGAAAAUGGCAUGAGUGAAUAUAGUGAAUCAUCUGUUGAAAUUGAAGCAGUGGAAAGAAUUGAAAUUCCAGAUUUAGAACUUGCUGAUGAUCUGAAGAAGACAGUAGCUCUCAGAGCUGGUGGCACUUUACGUCUGAUGGUGUCUGUUUCUGGAAGACCCACUCCAAAUAUCACAUGGAGCAAAGAAGGUGUUGACCUUGCCAGCCGGGGCUUUAUUGAUACAACAGACAGUUACACUCUGCUUAUAGUUGACAAAGUUACCAGAUAUGAUGCCGGCAAGUACACAGUUGAGGCUGAAAAUCCAUCUGGCAAAAAGUCUGCCACAGUUCUUGUCAAAGUUUAUGAUACACCUGGUCCACCAGGAGCAGUGAAAGUCAAGGAAGUAAGCAGAGAUUCGGUGACUAUUACAUGGGAGAUCCCCAUAGUUGAUGGAGGAGCACCAGUUACCAACUACAUUAUUGAAAGACGAGAGGCAGCUAUGAGGGCAUUUAAAACGGUAACAACCAAAUGCAACAAGACACUAUACAGAAUUACUGGACUUACAGAAGGAACUAUGUAUUACUUCAGAGUCCUGCCAGAAAACAUGUAUGGUGUUGGUGAACCAUGUGAGACAUUAGAUGCAGUACUGGUGUCUGAAGUUCCUAUGGUGCCACAGAAACUGGAAGUUACUGAUGUUACUAAAUCUACUGUUUCUCUUGCAUGGGAAAAACCUCUUCAUGAUGGUGGUAGCAGAUUGACUGGUUAUCUGAUUGAAGCAUGCAGAGCUGGUACUGAUAAAUGGAUGAAGGUCGCUGCUCUUAAACCUACUGUCUUGGACCAUACCAUCAUCUCACUGAAUGAAGGUGAACAGUAUUUGUUUAGAGUUAAAGCCCAGAAUGAGAAGGGUGUUUCUGAACCAAGAGAGAUUGUAACAGCUGUAACUGUACAGGAACAAAGAGUCACACCCAAGAUAGAUCUGGCUGGAAUUCCUCAAAAGACUAUUCAUGUACCAUCGGGCAAGCCAAUAGAGCUAUCUAUUCCAAUUUCUGGACGUCCUCCACCUGCUGUGUCUUGGUACUUUGCUGGUUCUAAACUAAGAGAGGUUGAUCGUGUCAAAAUGGAAAAAACUGCUAAAGUUGCUAAACUAACUGUGCGGGAAACAACAAUAGAUGAUACUGGAGACUACAUGCUUGAACUGAAGAAUGCAGCUGGCUCAGCUAUUGAAACAAUUAAAGUUGUUAUACUUGACAAACCAGGUCCUCCAACUGGAGUAAUAAGGAUUGAUGAAAUCGAUGCUACUUCUGUUACUAUAAGUUGGGAUCCACCAGAAAAAGAUGGUGGGGCUCCCAUUAGUGGUUAUGUGGUAGAACAACGAGAUGCUCAUCGCCCAGGAUGGCUUCCAGUAUCUGAAUCGGUUACUAGAACUACAUUUAAAUUCACUAGACUUACUGAAGGAAGUGAAUAUGUGUUCCGUGUUGCUGCUACAAACCGUUUCGGAAUUGGCUCAUUCUUGCAGUCUCAGAUUGUUGAGUGCAAGAGUAUCAUCAGUUUCCCAGGUCCACCAGACACACCUCAAGUGUUUGACGUGUCCCGGGAAGGAAUGACCCUUACCUGGUAUCCUCCAGAAGAUGAUGGUGGAGCACAGAUUUCUGGAUACAUUAUUGAACGAAAAGAAGUCAGGUCUGACAGAUGGGUACGUGCAAACAAAGUACCAGUUACAAUGACAAGAUAUCGCUCUACUGGACUUAUUGAAGGACUGGAAUAUGAACAUCGUGUAACUGCUAUUAAUGCCAGAGGUCCUGGCAAACCAAGUCGUCCUUCAAAACCAGCAGUUGCCAUGGAUCCAGUUGCUCCACCUGGUAAACCACAGAACCCAAGAGUUAUUGAUACAACAAGAACAUCUGUAUCCUUGGCCUGGAGUCCACCUGAAGAAGAAGGAGGGUCAAAGGUUACUGGCUACUUGAUUGAAAUGCAAAAAGUCGAUCAGUAUGAGUGGACCAAAUGCAAUACUACCCCAACUAAAAUAUGUGAAUAUACUUUGACACACCUGCCUCAAGGUGCAGAAUAUCGAUUCCGUGUAAUGGCAUGUAAUGUUGGUGGACCUGGUGAGCCAGCUGAUGUGCCUGGAACAGUUAAAGUUACAGAAAUGCUAGAGUAUCCCGAUUAUGAACUUGAUGUAAAGUACCAGGAAGGCUUGGUUGUGAGACAAGGAGGAGUUGUUAAGCUAACCAUUCCAAUCAAAGGAAAGCCUAUUCCUAUUUGCAAAUGGACAAAGGAGGGCCGUGAUGUGAGCAAGAGAGCUUUAAUUGCAACUUCUGAUACUCAUACUGAACUUGUGAUCAAAGAAGCAGAUAGAAGUGAUUCUGGUACUUAUGAUUUAGUGCUUGAAAACAAAUGUGGAAAGAAAGCUGUGUAUAUUAAGGUCAAAGUGAUUGGACCACCAGAUACACCAGAAGGACCACUUGAGUUUGAUGACAUUCAAGCUCGCUCUGUCAGAGUAAGCUGGAGAGCUCCUGCUGAUGAUGGUGGCUCAGAUAUUAUUGGUUACAUUGUCGAGAGGCGUGAAGUGCCUAAAGCUGCUUGGUAUACAAUUGAUUCCCAAGUAAAAGACACAUCACUGGUUGUCAAAGGUCUUAAAGAAGGUGUGGAGUAUCAUUUCCGUGUUUCUGCUGAAAACCAAUUUGGUGCAAGCAAACCACUAAAAUCUGAGGAACCAGUUGUACCUAAAACACCAUUAAGCCCACCUGAACCUCCAAGUAACCCACCAGAAAUAUUGGAUGUAACAAAGAGUUCCGUCAGUCUCUCUUGGUCUAGGCCUAGAGAUGAUGGAGGGUCUCGUGUCACUGGUUACUUCAUUGAACGUAAAGAAACGUCAACAGAUAAAUGGGUUAGACACAACAAGACCCAUAUCACUACUACAAUGUACACAGUUACAGGUCUUGUACCAGAUGCUGAGUACCAGUUCCGCAUCAUUGCACAAAAUGACGUUGGUCUCAGUGAAGCAGGUCCAGCAUCAGAUGCAGUUUUAUGCAAAGAUCCAUUUGAUAAACCAAGUCAACCAGGAGAAAUUGAUAUCAUCUCUGUAACCAAAGACAGUAUUGCUAUUCAUUGGGAGCGUCCUGAAUGUGAUGGCGGUAAGGAGAUCCUUGGUUACUGGAUUGAAUAUCGCCAGUCUGGUGAGAGUUCAUGGAAGAAAUGCAAUAAGGAACUCUGCAAAGAGAGGCAAUUUACAAUGGGUGGUCUUCAAGAAGCAACUGAAUAUGAAUUUAGAGUGCUUGCAGAAAAUGAAACAGGAAUUAGCAGGCCUCGUAGAACUGCUAUGGCUAUCAAGACUAAACUGACAGCUGGAGAAGCACCAGGCCUAAGACAGGAAAUUAAGGAUGUCACUACUAAGCUAGGUGAGGCUGGUAAGCUUACUUGCCAGAUUAUUGGAAGGCCUCUUCCUGAAAUAAAAUGGUACCGUUUUGGCAAAGAACUGCAACAGAGUCGUAAAUACAAAAUGAGUUCAGAUGGACGCAAUCAUUCGUUAACAGUACUAACAGAAGAACAAGAUGAUGAAGGCCUGUACACAUGCAGGGCUACAAAUGAUGCUGGAGAGAUUGAGACCAGUGGCAAAUUGCUGUUAGAGGCUAGUCCUCAGUUCCAUCCAGGUUUCCCUCUGAAGGAAAAAUAUGUUGUAGGAGCUGGUACAACUCUUCGUCUUCAUGUUGUAUAUAUUGGUCGUCCAGUACCUGCAAUCACAUGGUUCCAUGGCAAAAAGCCAUUGAAGACUUCAGACAAUGUAACCAUUGAAAAUACUGAGCACUACACCCAUGUAGCCAUCAGAAGUGUCCAACGUAAAAUCCAUGGUGGAAAAUACAAAGUGCAGCUCAGCAAUAUCUUUGGAACAGUAGACACUGUACUUAAUGUUGAGAUACAAGAUAAGCCAGAUAGACCUGAAGGGCCAAUUUCGGUUGAUGCUUUACUGAAAAAUUCUGCUGCAAUAAGUUGGAAACCCCCACUAGAUGAUGGUGGAGCUUUUAUUACCAAUUACAUCGUAGAGAAGCGUGAAGCUAAAGAAGGAGAACCAUGGCAGCUAGUGUCCUCUGCUAUUUCUGGCACUUCUUGCAGAAUUGUGAACCUUAUUGAAAAUGCUGGCUAUUAUUUCCGGGUAUCUGCACAAAACCAUUUUGGCAUCAGUGAAUCUUUAGAGGUUUCAUCUGUCGUUAUCAUCAAGAGUCCAUUUGGUAAACCUUCUGCUCCAGGACAGCCCACUAUAACAGCUAUAACAAAAGAUUCCUGUGUGGUCUCAUGGAAGCCACCUGUAAGUGAUGGUGGUGCCAAGAUUAAAAAUUACACUCUUGAAAAACGUGAAAAGAAACAGAACAAGUGGAUUGUUGCAACAACUGGUGAAAUACGUGAAACUGUAUAUGCUGUGAAAGGUCUCAUUGAAGGUUUAGAAUAUGACUUCCGUGUCAAGUGUGAAAACCUUGGAGGAGAAAGUGAAUGGAGUGAAGAGUCUGAACCUAUUAUUCCCAAGUCUGAUGUACCUGUUCGUGCACCACAGUUUAAAGAAGAUCUGCGUAACUUGAAUGUGAAAUACAAGGGUAUUGCUACUUUUGUGAGCAAGGUUACUGGCCAUCCAAAACCUGUUGUUAAAUGGUUCAAGCAAGGUAAAGAAGUUUUACCAGAUGGUGAAAAGGUAAAAAUCCAGGAAUUCAAGGGUGGUUAUCAUCAGUUAGUAAUUUCAAAUGUUACUGAAGACGAUGCUACUGUCUACCAAAUCAGAGCUACCAACCAAGGAGGCUCUAUAUCCUCAACUGCUUCUCUAGAUGUUGAAGUUCCUGCUAAAAUUCACCUGCCUAAGCACCUGGAAGGUAUGGGGGCUGUUCAUGCCUUACGAGGUGAAGUGGUUAGUAUCAAGAUACCAUUCAGUGGUAAACCUGAUCCUGUGAUAACGUGGCAAAAGGGACAAGACCUCAUUGACACUAAUGGGCACUAUCAAGUUAUUGUUACAAGAUCAUUUACAUCACUUGUUUUCCCCAAUGGGGUAGACAGAAAGGAUGCUGGCUUCUAUAUUGUGUGUGCAAAGAAUAGAUUUGGAAUUGAUCAGAAGACUGUUGAGUUGGAUGUAGCUGAUGUACCUGAUCCACCAAGAGGACUUAAGGUUAGUGAUAUUACCCGGGACUCUGUCAAUUUGACAUGGAAUCCCCCAGCCAGUGAUGGUGGAAGCAAAAUUACAAACUACAUAGUUGAGAAGUGUGCCACUACAGCAGAAAGGUGGCUCCGUGUUGCACAGACCCGUGAUUCUCAUUAUACUGUGGUAAACUUGUUUGGAAAAACCAGCUAUCAGUUCCGUGUCAUUGCAGAAAAUAAAUUUGGUCAAGGCCAGCCAUCUGAACCAACAGAUGCAAUUGUCACAAGGGAAGAUAAAACAAGGAUGAUUAACUAUGAUGAAGAAGUGGAUGAGACCUUGGAGAUUACUCAGGGCAAAGCACCUCAUGCCUCUACUAAGGAACUGCACAAUAAGUACAUGAUUGCUGAAGAGCUGGGACGUGGGCAGUUUAGUAUUGUCCACCGCUGUGUUGAAAAUGUCUCUAAGAAAACAUACAUGGCAAAAUUUGUGAAAGUAAAGGGUGCUGAUCAAGUUUUAGUAAAGAAGGAACUUGAAAUUCUCAAUUUGUCCUGCCAUAGAAAUAUUUUGCACUUACAUGAGUCCUUUGAAAGUCUGGAAGAGUUAGUUAUGAUAUUUGAGUUUGUGUCAGGAGUUGACAUAUUUGAACGCAUUAAUAUAACUGGUUUUGAACUGAGUGAGAGAGAAAUAAUAAAUUACACAUCUCAGAUAUGCAAUGCGUUACAGUUCAUUCACAACCAGAACAUUGGUCAUUUUGAUAUCAGACCAGAAAAUAUUGUUUACACUACAAGGAGAAGCUCAUGUAUUAGGAUUAUUGAAUUUGGACAGGCAAGAAAGUUGAAACCUGGAGAUAACCUUAGAAUUCAGUAUACCUCUCCUGAGUACUGUGCACCUGAGAUACAUCAACAUGAUAUGGUAAGCACAGCCACAGAUAUGUGGUCAGUAGGUACCUUAGUAUAUGUUCUUCUGAGUGGGCUUAAUCCAUUUAUGGCUGAAACUAACCAGCAAAUCAUAGAUAACAUCAUCAGUGCUGACUAUAACUUUGAUGAUGAGGCAUUCAAAGAUAUUAGUAUUGAAGCAAUGGACUUUGUGGAUCGCCUUUUGGUAAAAGAAAGAAAGCCACGCAUGAGUGCUGCUGAGGCUCUUGAACAUCCAUGGUUGAAGCAGAAAACAGAGCAAAUGAGCACCAAAGUUAUUAAAACCUUAAGGCAUAGACGUUACUACCAAACUCUAGUAAAGAAGGAAUGGAAUGUUGUUGUUUCUGUAGCCCGUAUUUCUUUAGGAGGUGCCGUAAGAUCACAGAAGGGUGUUACAGUUGCUAAAGUAAAAGUUGCACCAUUUGAAAUUGGUCCACUGGCAGGGCAGAUAAUGCAUGCUGUCUCUGAAGAAGGUGGUUAUGUCAAAUUUGUAUGCAAGAUUGAAAACUAUGACCAGUCCACAGAGGCAACAUGGUACUUUGGUGUAAGACAGCUAGAAGAAAGUGAAAAAUAUGAAAUUGCCUAUCAUGAUGGAGUGGCCAGUAUAUAUGUUAAAGACAUUGGCAAAUUGGAUGAUGGUACUUACAGAUGUAAGGUAGUGAAUGACUAUGGUGAAGAUAGCUCCUAUGCUGAACUGUUUGUUAAAGGUGUAAGAGAACCUUAUGAUUAUUACAAAGGACGCACUGUGAAGAAAGUGAAGCGCAGAGUGGAUGCUGCAAGACUUCUUGAGAGACCACCAGAGUUCACUUUACCAUUGUAUAAUAAAUCUGCACAUGUUGGUGAAGAUGUCCGAUUUGGUGUAACUAUAACAGUCCAUCCAGAACCUCGUGUUACAUGGCUGAAAUCAGGACAGAGAAUCAAACCAGGUGAAGAUGAUAAAAAAUACACUUUUGAGACUGAUAAAGGUCUCUACCAGCUUAUCAUCCACAAAGUAACAAAGGAUGAUGAGGCUGAAUACACAGUUAUGGCUCGCAACAGAUACGGUGAGGAUAGCUGCAAAGCUAGGUUGACAGUAACACCUGCUCCAGCUGGUCCAGAUAAUACAAUGAGGCCAAUGUUCAAACGCUUAUUGGCAAAUGCUGAAUGCAAAGAGGGACAAAGCAUCCGUCUUGAACUAAGGGUAUCUGGAAUACCAGUCCCCACAAUAAAAUGGGAAAAAGAUGGCCAACCUCUAUCAUUAGGGCCACAUAUGGAAGUUGUACAUGAAGGUUUAGAUUACUAUGCUCUGUAUAUCAGAGAAACCUUGCCAGAAGACUCUGGUACCUAUAGAGUUAUUGCAACAAAUACUGCAGGAUCUUCAAGCUGUCAAGCAUAUGUAAAAGUAGAACGUGUGACAUAUGUCAAGCGAGAAUAUAAGAGUGAGGAAGAACGCCAAAUUCAUGUUCAAAAACAGAUCGACAAAACUCUUAGAAUGGCUGAAAUUCUUGGUGGAGUUGAAGCUGUUCCUCUAACACCACUUGCCAAAGAUGCUCUCAGAGAAGCUGCUGUUUUGUACAAACCAGCUGUGAGUACUAAGACAGUAAAAGGUGAAUUUGAAAUUUCAAAGGAAGAGAAAAAGAAAAAAGAAAAGGUAUUCCGCAUGCCAUAUGAUAUUCCAGAACCUCGUGUAACUGCACCAACUGCACUUGAAGAGGAUCAAGAGAUAAAGCACUUUGUUCCUUUAUCAGAGAUGAAGUGGUACAGAAAGUUAAGAGAUCAAUAUGAAAUGCCAGCACCACUUGAGAAAAUUCCACAAAAGAGACCAAAACGCAUUCGUCUGUCCAGAUGGGAGCAAUUUUAUGUGAUGCCUCUCCCACGUAUUUCUGAUCAAUAUAAACCUAAAUGGCGUAUACCAAAACUUUCACAAGAUGACCUGGAAAUAGUGCGUCCAGCUCGUCAACGUACACCAUCUCCAGAAUAUGAAAUGUACUACCGACCAAGAAGACGAUCUCUUGGUGACUUGUCAGAUGAAGAGUUACUUCUGCCUGUUGAUGACUAUUUAUCAAUGAGAAGAACAGAGGAAGAAAGACUUCGCCUUGAAGAGGAACUAGAGUUGGGAUAUUCUGCAUCUCCUCCAAGUCGCAGCCCCCCUCGUUUUGAGCUGUCUACUCUACGUCAUGUAUCACCAAGGGUAUAUUUAGGAACAGAAAGAGAAGAAGAAGAGGAAGCUUUUCAGUAUGCAACAUAUCAUAUCCCAAGUAAACACGAAGUAGGUCCAAGCUACAGGGAACUUCGUGAACGUCAUGAUAGGGCUUCCUAUAGGACACCAAAACAAAAAUUAAGAGUAAUGGAUGAAAAAGAAGAUGAAGAACUGCUUCGCCCUUAUGCCACGACUCAAAGACUUACUUCUUACAAAAGAGAGCUUGAACACCUAGAACAUGAAGAAAGACUGAGGAUUACAGCAAGAAGAGAGAGACAAGUUACAGAAGUAAGAGAAGAAAUAGAAGAAUCAGGAAAAGUAACAGAACAUAUUCAUACUAGAUCUACUAAGUCUCCUUCUGCCUCACGUCUUCUAAGACGUAGGAGGUCUCUUUCACCAACUUACAUUGAACUGAUGCGCCCUGUAUCUGAACUGAUAAGGCCACGUGUACGUCCUGCUGUAGAACUAGAAACAGAAAGAAGAUCUCCUACUCCAGAAAGAACACGGCCUCGUUCACCAAGUCCUGUUUCCAGUGAAAGGCCCUCAUCUAGGUUUGAGAGAACUGCACGAUUCGAUAUCUUUUCUAGAUAUGAAUCGAUGAAAGCUGCUCUAAAGAGUCAGAAGACAACAGAAAGGAAAUAUGAAGUUGUAAGUCAGCAGCCUUUUAGUCUUGACCAUGCACCACGUAUUACUCUGAGAAUGCGCUCACAUCGUGUGCCAUGUGGCCACAGUACUAGAUUCACGCUUAAUGUUCAGUCAAAGCCAGCAGCUGAAAUCAAAUGGUAUCAUAAUGGCAUAGAAAUCCAAGAAAGCAGCAAAAUUCACUUUACAGACAUGAGUGGAGUUCUGACCUUGGAAAUCCUUGACUGCCAGUCCGAAGACAGUGGCACUUACCGUGUGACAUGUUCAAACUACAAAGGAGAAGCUUCUGACUAUGCAACAUUAGAUGUAACUGGAGGUGAAUAUACUACCUUUUCUUCUCGCCGUAAGGAUGAAGAACCUCCAAAACCUCUUGUUCCUGAAAUGGUAAAGACAGAAGUUUACCAGGUUUCCUCAAUCAGAAAAACAACAGCAACAGAAACAACAGCAGAGGUGAAGGAAACAAAAACAAAAGUAAGUGAGGCAGUAGAGACAAUAGUCUCUGAAGGGAAAUCUGUUCAUGAGGAGGUUAAAACUCCCCUACCUGCUAGAAUUCUGACAAAACCACAAUCCAUUACCGUCUCUGAAGGAGAGUCUGCAAGAUUUGCCUGUGAUAUUGAUGGUGAGCCAGCACCUACUGUAAAGUGGCUGCAUGCUGGACAAACAAUUGUUUCUUCUAAACGCUAUCAGGUUAUCACAACACAGUAUAAAUCUACUUUUGAGAUAUCAUCUGUUCAAAGAGUUGACGAAGGCAGUUACACUGUAGUAGUUGAGAACUCGGGAGGAAAACAAGAGGCACAUUUUACUUUGACUAUUCGUAGAGCAGGAGCCAAAGAGAAAGCUGUUAUAUCCCCACCUAGAGUGAAAUCCCCAGAACCUCAUGUGAAAUCUCCAGAAUCAGUUAAGUCUCCAAAAAGUGUGAAAUCUCCUGAACCACCUACAUCUCAUCCAAAAGGGAAAUUAGCAUCUGGUACUGUGACAACUUCAGCAGAAAGACUGGGCACAUCGGCCACUACACCACAAAGAAUAACAGAACAGGUAACAGAAGAGCCUGGCACAAAAGUGACUCAAGAAACAUCAAAAAUUAUUUAUGAAGAUAUUGUUAAAAAAGAAAUUCAAUAUGAAGAAGAUAAAAGAUCUGAAAUUACAGCUGCUACAACUAAAAUGACUCUUUCAGAAAGUCAGACAGUUACUUUGAAGUCCAGCAUCCCUGGUGCCAGUGAAAUAAAAUGGGUGUUAAAUGGAGUUGAGCUAGUUAAUUCUGAGGCAUACAGACAUGGAGUUUCUGGGAAUGAUCACACCCUAACAAUUAAAAAGGUUGGCUUUAAAGAUGAAGGAAUUAUCACAUGUCAUGCAAAAACUGAAUCAGGAUAUGUCAAAUGUCACUUUGAUCUGACAGUCAGCAAGAAGAAGUCAAAUGCUCCUGUAUUUAUUUCACAACCAAAGUCUCAGAUUGUAAAUGAGGGUGAAAGAAUAGUAUUUAGUUGCAAAGUGGCUGGAGAUCCAUCACCUGAAAUCGAAUGGCUUAAAGAUAAUCAGCCUAUUAACAUUUCAAGAAAUAUGAAAGUUAGUCGUUCUGGAAGUAUGUACACUCUUGAAAUUCAAAAGCCAACUGUACCUGACAGUGGAAAAUACACAGUUACUGCAAAGAAUUUUCAUGGACAAUGUUCAGCUACAGCAUCCUUAAAUGUUGUUGCUCUAGUUGAAGAACCACCUCAAAAGGUAGUAUUGGGGAAAAGUGCUGCUGCGAGCAUGCAGGAAAGCAUCUCUGCCAAGGCUGUUCACAUGGCAUCCUCUAAACAAGAGACAUCCUUCAGUAGCAGCAGCAGUAUGAGUGAAGUUAAAUUUGCGAGCAUGUCUGCUCAAAGCAUGUCUUCUGUGAAACAGUCUUCUGCUGUCAUAAGUUCCAGCAGUGUUGCAGAACUGUCCAGUCAUAAACAACUGGAAAGGUCUACAGGCAAAAUGAUUAAACGUGGUGUUAAAGGAUUACCUCCCAAAAUUGAAGCUGUUCCAUCUGACAUCAGUAUUGAUAAAGGAAAAGUUCUUACAGUUUCAUGUGCAUUCUCAGGCGAGCCUUCUCCUGAUGUCACAUGGCUACGAGGAGGAAAAACACUUAAGGAUCUAGAAGCAAGCGGUAGAUUCCAUAUUGAAACAACAGAAGAUGUGACUGUCCUUACCAUCGCUGGUGUCAGAGAAAAUGAUGCAGGACCUUACAUGCUGAAAUUAACAAAUGGACUUGGAUCUGACUCUGCCACCAUCAAUAUUCAUAUACGAUCCAUGUAAAGUGUUUCACAAGUUUUCAAUCUAUUUUAGUUUAUUUUUUUAAUGCCUUAUGUAAGUUAUUGAAAACUGGAAGCUUUAUGAAUAUAGACUGAAACAUCUAAUUCUUGUAAAUAUUAAAAAUAAUUAUUUUUGUACUUAACUGGACAAGACGAAGUCUGAGAAAGUGACAGAUUGUGAUAUUGUCAUUAUAUGACUUAGCAAUUUUAACCAUUUUUUUCCAUUCUUCAUGUACAUACUGUAUAUAGCCGACUUUACCGGUUAUGGAAGUUUUGUACCUUUUAUUUUAUGACAUAUUUAACUGUAACUUAUGGAACUAAUAGUUGGCAGGAGAAAGUUACUUAGAGAGCGAAUACCCUGCUUAACUUUCAAAUAUUUGUGCCUCAACAUAAUGUUGAUGUCUAAGCUUGCCUCAACAGGUAGAGAGGCUCCCUGUUGAAGACUUACCUGCACUCACGUGACAACAUUAUGCACGGUUUCUCUGUACGUGCAAGGACAUAUGUAUAUUGAUUGUAAAAUGUAAGGCAUAUGCUGUCUUUUGCAAAUACCCUCCUGCAAGAGAUAGCAAUAAGUUUUACAUACAGACUGACCUGUCAUGUUACCAUCAUUAAGAGAGAAUAAUUUGAUAUUAUGUGGAAAGUGCAAGCGGCCAGCACUUAACACACCUCAUUUUUAUAUGCACUGUUUCUGGCAUGGUAACUACUUGGAGUAGCUUGAAAAAUAACAUCACCUGGCCAUUCCCCUCAUUUUAACAAGUUGUUCAGGUACUUCUUUGCAGGAACAGUGCCACUCCUGGAGGUUCCCAGAGUGAACUAAUAGUGUUGUGUGGUAGUAUUAGCAUUUCAUACUGUCUGUUAUGGGCAAGAUGAAGCCAUGAACCAUAGGAAAAAUAACCACUGUGUUAUUUAAUGAUAACAAGCCCACACUUCAGUUUGGUUUAGAUCCAUUAAUGUGUUAUCUGUUUUCUUUUUUCUGAAUUGUAUGGAACCUCCAUGAGAUGCUGUAUUAUUAAAUUUAAAAUAAAGCAUGAUACCUUGCACAUAAA